This is a messenger RNA of Hippocampus zosterae (dwarf seahorse), 98059 nucleotides long. It is a transcript of the gene ttn.2, whose product is annotated as titin, tandem duplicate 2. The record is from RefSeq and is a predicted model, not a curated record. The coding region runs from base 232 to 97041 and encodes 32269 amino acids. The transcript has 257 exons. NCBI's taxonomy places the organism in Eukaryota, Metazoa, Chordata, Actinopteri, Syngnathiformes, Syngnathidae. Gene Ontology annotation, biological process: protein phosphorylation. Gene Ontology annotation, molecular function: protein kinase activity; ATP binding; protein binding.
AGCAGGGUCAGCGUUCCGGCUUGGGACGCCAACAAAACUACUCGCCGUCCAGGGCCGGUCGGUAGUUUCGUUUCGGGGGACUUUGGAUUCCUUGGAGGAGCUUCCCAGUGAAGGGAAUUCAAGCGGGAGAAGGACGCGUCCCCCGGACCCCCACCCCCACCCCGUCCCCCCCGACCCCAUCAUCACCCCCGGCCGGCACCCUUGCGCUAACAAGGAGCCCAGCCAGCCGGCAUGUCGACGCAAGCGCCGACCUUCACGCAGCCGCUUCAGAGCGUGGUGGCACUAGAGGGUAGUGCCGCCUCGUUCCAGGCGCAAGUGAGCGGCGCUCCGCUUCCCGAGGUGUCGUGGUUCCGCGACGGCCAGGUCCUGUCGGCCGCCGCCUUGCCCGGCGUCCGCGUCUCGUUCGGCGACGGCCGCGCCGUUCUGAACAUCGACGCCGUGACGCCCGCGCACGGCGGGAGGUUUUCCGUCCGGGCCACCAACGCCGCCGGACAAGCCACCAGCACCGCCGAACUCCUCGUAACAGCCGAGACGGCGCCACCCAACUUCCUUCAGAGACUUCAGAGCGCCUCGGUGCGGCAGGGCAGCCAGGUGCGACUGAGCGUCCAGGUGACGGGCAUCCCGCCGCCCGACGUCAAGUUCUACCGCGAGGGGGCCGAGAUCCAGAGCUCGGCCGACUUCGGGAUCGUCCGGGACGGAGACCGCUACAGCCUGCUGAUCGCCGAGGCCUUCCCGGAAGACUCGGGCACGUACUCGGCGACCGCCUGCAACGCCAGCGGCCGGGCCACGUCCACCGCCGAGCUGCUGGUCCAGGGCGAAGAAGCCGUCCCCGCCAAGAAAACCAAGACCGUCGUCGUGGCCUCCUCUCAGAUGGGGGUGCGCAAGAUGGAGAGCAGCUUCCAGAGCAGCUUCCAGAGCAGCGUGAUGGAGAUGCAGGCGGCGGGGGCCGUGAUGAGCCAGCACCUGGCUCACAGGACCCCCCCGAGGGUGCCGCCGAAACCCACGUCCAGAUCGCCGCCCUCCUACUUGAGCAAGGUGACCGGCGGACGCCAGCAGUCGCCGUCGCCCGUCCGCCACGUGAAAGGACCGGCGCCCGCGCCCGUCAGAUCCGUGUCGCCCUCCGCCCGACCGUCCGUCUCACCCAUCAGACACGUCAAGUCGCCCGUCGUCACCCGGAAGCAGGUGUCGGUGUCGCCCGAGGUGCCGCCGCCCUGGAAGCGCGCCGACUACUCCGCCCAAGCGGGCUACGCCGUCGCCGGCGGGCUGCGGGUGGACCAACAGUGGGAGCAACAAGCCACCGCCGUCGUCCGAGAGGCCGAGCAAGCGUCCCAGGCGGGUCGCAGCGUCGCCGUGGCGACGGUGGUGGCCGCCGUGGAUCAGGCCCGCGUCCGCCGGGGGCCGCCGGAUGCCGCCGAACAGGUGCAGACCGGCCAGCAAGUGCAAAUGGCCGUCGCGGAGGCGCCGGCCGUGGCGGAGACGCCCGCGCCGGGCGCCACGGCGGUGGAGGUGAAGAAGCGGCUCACCGUAGAGAAGCAUUUCAAAACGGCGCCGCCUGAACCCGUCGCCGCCGCCGCCACCGUCACCACGCACGUCGUCAGCACCCAAGUGGCCGUGGCCGCGGCCACCGAGACCACCGAGACCACCGGGACCACCGAGACCACGCAGAUCGCCUCGACGGCCGCCUCCUCCCGCCCGGACGCUGGCGCGCCCUCGGCCUCGCUUCCGCAUUUCACCGUGGCCAAAGUCGCCGUCCCCAAAGCCGAGGUCACCCGCGAGGUGUCGAUGGCGGGCUCGGCCAUGGCCGCCUUACACAAAGAGCUGUCGUCCCCCUCGGCGCCCAGAAAGGUCAUCAAGCCCGUCCAGUCGCCCAGUCCGGUGCGCCGGGCCGCGGCCGCGACUGAGGUCCGCGUGGCGCCCCCCUUCAUGGCGCCGGCGUCUCAGAUUCGGGUCGAGACGCAGGUGACGCGCCUCGAGGCCGAGGAGGAGUUUGAAGACUGGGAGCCUCAGGAGGCGGUGGCAGUGCCCCCCAGUGACCAGCAGGAGGCGGUGGUGCCACCCACCCUGCUUGCCGGCCUGAAGGACGCGACGGUGACGGAAGGCGAGUCGGUGACGCUGGAGUGCCGUUUCGGGGGGCGGCCGGCCCCCGAGGUGGCGUGGUUCCGGGAGGACUACAGGAUGGAGAGCUCCAUCGACUUCCAGAUCAGCUACGAGGACGGCCGCGCCCGCCUGCUCAUCCGCGAGGCCUUCGCUGAGGACAGCGGCCGCUUCACCUGCGCCGCCGCCGGCCCGGCCGGCGCCGUCAGCACUUCCUGCUACCUGCUGGUCAAAGUUUCCGAGGAGGCCGAGAGCCGAGAGGAGACGACGGCCGUCGAGAGUGUUGCCGCGGAGGCGAGCGUCGGGGAGGCCGCCGCCCCCUUCUUCGUCCGCAAGCCGACGGUGCAGAAGCUGGUGGAGGGCGCUGCCGUGGCCUUCUGCUGCCAAGUGGGGGGCAGCCCCAGACCGCACGUCGUCUGGAAGAAGAACGGCGUUCUGCUCUCCACCGGAUACCGAUAUAAAGUGACCUACAAGAAAGAGACGGGCGAAAGCCAGCUGGAGAUCUCCAUGACGUUCGCCGACGACGCCGGCGAAUAUUCCGUCUUUGCCAAGAAUUCUCACGGAGAAGCCUCGGCGUCCAUCAGCCUUCUGGAGGAAGAGGACUACCGAGCCUACGUGGCGUUGCACGAGGCGGCGUACAAAAGCCAAGCGACCACAACGACGACGGUCGCGGCGGAGGAGGAGGAGGCAGCGACGACGACGACGACGAUGACGAUGAUGACGACGGUCGAGGAGCCGUCCGCCCUCGUGAGCGGCUACAAGAGAGGAGCCCCCCCGAUGAGCUUCACCUCCGAAACGGAGUUCCUCAUUUCGGCCUUUGAAGAGCGGAUCAUCCAGGAGAUCGAGAUCCGCAUCCUGAGGAUUACUUACACGGAACUGCUUCGGGAGGACGGCGAGCAGAUGGCGAGCGCGCCCGAGCGCGAGGCCAUGGCGCCCACCUUUGACACGCUGGUGAAAAACUACCGCGUCGUGGAGGGAAUGGGCGUCACCUUCCACUGCAGGAUCGCCGGCGUGCCGCUGCCCAAGAUGGCCUGGUACAAAGACGGUGAGCGCAUCCGCGCCGGCGGGCGCUACCAGCUGGAGGUUCUUCAAGACGGGCGCGCCGUCCUGCGACUGGCCGCCGUUGUGCCCGAGGACGAGGGCGUGUACACGGCCUUCGGCAGCAACGUGAAGGGAAACGCCGUCAGCUCGGGGAAGCUCUACGUGGAGCCUUCCGGAGCCGCGUCGCCUCGGAGAUACACGCCGCAGCCAGCCGUGCAGAGGAUCCAGUCGGAAUCCCCGCGCUUGCCGAGCCGCUCGCCGAGCCGCUCGCCGGGCCGCUCGCCGGGCCGCUCUCCCAGUCGUUCUCCGGGACUUUCUCCCGCCCGAAGGCUGGACGACACGGACGAGGCUCAGCUGGAGAGGCUCUACAAGCCCGUCUUUGUCAUGAAGCCCACCUCGCUCAAAUGCUCCGAGGGCCAAACCGCCAGAUUUGACCUGAAGGUGGUCGGCAGACCCAUGCCGGACACGUACUGGUUCCACAACGGACAACAAGUGGUCAAUGACUACACGCACAAGAUCGUGGUGAAGGAGGACGGCGUUCAGUCCAUGAUCAUCGUCCCCGCCGUGCCGCAGGACUCCGGAGAGUGGACGGUUGUCGCUCACAACCGGGCCGGCCGCACCACCAUCACCGUGACUCUGACCGUGGAAGCCCAAGAGAGCUCGACGCGUCCCCGUUUCGUGGAGAAGCUGAAGAACAUGGUGGUCAAACAGGGAACACUGGUGGAGUUGGCCGUCAAGGCCGUCGGAAACCCGCUGCCGGACAUCGUGUGGCUGAAGAACAAUGACAUCGUCACCCCGCACAAGCACCCGCAAAUCAAGAUCGAGGGCACCAAGGGAGAGGCCAAGUUUCAGAUCCCGUCGGCGUCGGGCUCAGACAGCGCCUGGUACACGGCCACGGCCAUCAACCGAGCCGGCAGGGACACCACCCGCUGCAGAGUCAACGUGGAAAUGGACUUUGCCCCACCGCUAGCCGAGAGGAAGCUCAUCGUCACCAAAGGAACCUACAAGGCCAAAGAGAUCGCCGCCCCCGAGCUGGAGCCCCUGCAUCUCCGCUACGGCCAGGAGCAGUGGGAGGAGGGAGACCUUUACGACAAAGAGAAGCAGCAGAAGCCGCAAUUCAAGAAGAAGCUGACCUCCGUUCGGAUGAAGAAGUUUGGCCCCGCUCACUUUGAGUGCAGACUGACCCCGAUCGGCGACCCCACAAUGGCGGUGGAGUGGCUGCACGACGGCAAGCCCCUGGAGGCCGCCAACCGCCUGCGCAUGGUCAACGAAUUCGGCUACUGCAGUCUGGACUACGAGGUUGCGUACGCGCGAGACAGCGGCGUCAUCACCUGCAAAGCCAGCAACAAGUUCGGAGUCGACCAGAACUCGGCCACCCUGAUCGUCAAGGACGAGAAGGGUCUGGUGGAGGAGAGCCAGCUGCCCGAAGGAAGGAUCGGCGCGCACAGGAUCGAGGAGAUGGAGCGCGCGGCUCACGAGGGCGGGCCCGCGGGGGUGGCCACCGACGAGGAGACCGAAAAGACCAAACCCGAAAUCGUCCUCCUCCCGGAGCCCACCCGAGUGCUGGAAGGCGACGUCGCCCGAUUCCGCUGCAGAGUGACCGGUUACCCCGCGCCCAAGGUCAACUGGUACCUCAACGGCCAGCUCAUCCGCAAGAGCAAGCGCUACCGACUGCGCUACGACGGCAUCUACUACCUGGAGAUCGUGGACAUCAAGUCCUACGACACGGGCGAAGUCCGACUGGUCGCCGAUAACCCUUUGGGAACGACGGAGUACGUCGUCAAGCUGGACGUCACGCAGAGGGAGGACUUCAGGUCCGUCCUGCGUCGGGCUCCGGAAGCCAAGGCGUCGGUGUCGCCGCACGACUCGAGCAGAGUCGCCAAGGUGGACCGACCUGCCGAGGGCUCGCAAGACAAAGAGGUCGUGAAACUCAGGAAGACGCAGAGGAUCGUUCACGAGAAAACCUCAGAGGAGUCCGAAGAGCUGAAGAGCAAGUUCAAGCGCAGGACAGAAGAAGGCUUCUACGAGUCCAUCUCUGCGGUGGAAUUCAAGGCUCACCGGAGGGAUGACUCCUACGAGGACUUGUUGAGGAAGACCAAGGAUGAGUUGCUCCACCACCUGAAAGAGAAAGAGGAGGAGGAGCGGAAGAAGCUGGAGGAGCAGGGCAAGAUCACCAUCCCCACAAUCAAACCCGAGAGGAUCCAGUUAUCCCCCAGCAUGGAAGCCCCCAAGAUCCUGGAACGCAUCACCAGCAAGACCGUCAACCCUAUGGACGAGGUUCGCUUUCGACUCCGGGUGGUGGGCCGACCCGAGCCCGAGUGCCAGUGGUUCAAGAACGGCAUCGAGCUGGAGAAGUCGGACCGCGUCUACUGGUACUGGCCCGAAGACCAUUUGUGCGAGCUCGUCAUCCGAGACGUCACCCCGGAAGACUCGGCCAGCGUCAUGGUCAAAGCGGUCAACGUCGCCGGGGAGGCCUCCAGCCACGCCUUCCUGCUGGUGCAAGCUAAGGCCGCCGUGAGCUUCACCCAAAAUCUGGAGGACGCCGACGCCCAAGAGAAGGACACCAUGGUGACCUUUGAGUGUGAAACCAGCGAACCUUUCGUCAAAGUCAAAUGGCUGAAGAACAACGCGGAGAUCUUCUCCGGAGACAAGUACAGAAUGCACUCUGAUCGCAAGGUGCACUUCCUGUCCGUGCUGAUCAUCGACGUGAGCGACGCCGCAGAGUACGCGUGCGUCCUCGCGGACGACGACGGCAUCCGCACCGUGGCGAGACUUCAUGUCCAAGGUGCCACGCUGGAGCUGAUCAAAGCUCUGGAGAACAUCGAGGUUCCCGAGAGCUACGCCGGCGAGUUUGAGGUGGAGUUGUCUCGAGAGGACGCCAAGGGCAGCUGGUUCUUUGGAGACACGGAGCUGUCUGCCGGCAACAAGCACGUUCUGUCCUCCCGGCGCGGAAGGCACACCCUGACCGUGAAGGACGUCAAGAAGGAGGACCAGGGCAAAUACACUUUUGUGUGCGGAGACUUGAAGACGAGCGCCUCACUGAGUAUGAAACUGCGUCCGGUGACCCUGAUGCAGCCUCUGUCCGAUCUGACCGUCUGCGAGGGCGACAUCGCUCAGCUGGAGGUCAGGUUCUCCCAGGAGAACGUGGAGGGAACCUGGAUGAAGAACGGCCAGGCCGUCUCCGCUUCGGACCGAGUCCACCUGGUCGUGGACAAGGCCGUCCACAAGCUCCUGGUGGAGAACGCCGGGCCGGAAGACGCCGCCUCGUAUUCCUUUGAGGUUCCCGGCCACUUCAUCAGCACUUCCUGCAAACUCAACGUUCAGACCAUUGAAAUCGUGGCGCCCCUGAAAGACGUGACUUCGGUGGAAGGCACCAAGGCGGUUCUCGAAGCCAAGAUCUCUGCUCAGAACGUGGCCUCGGUCAAGUGGUACCACGACGACAAGCCGCUGACAGCCGGCGAGCGCGUGCAGAUCGUGGCCAAAGGCGCCAAGCAACGGCUCGUCUUCAGCAGAACCUUCGCCUCGGAUGAGGGACGCUACAAGCUGCUGGUCGGGAAGGUGUCCACCAGCUGCCAUCUCACCGUGGAACCGGUUGAAAUUGUCAAACACAUGGAGGACAGAGUGUGCUCCGAGUCCCAAAACGUCACCUUCCAAGUUCAAGUGUCCCACGCCGGUAUCGACCCGGUCUGGACCUUCAGAAACCAGCAUCUUAAGCCCGGUCCCAAGUACAAGAUGGAGUCCAAGGACAAGACUCACUCUCUGACUGUCAUCGACACCAUGAAGGACGAGGAGGGAGUCUACGGCUUUCACGCCGGACAGAAGACGUCCGGCGCCACCCUCACCGUCUCCGGCGGCGCCAUCACACGACCUCUGACGGACGUGACGGUAGCCGAGUCACAGACGGCGGAACUGGAGUGCCAGGUGGCCAACGCCGACGCCGAGGGCAAGUGGCUGAAGGACGGCAAGCUGCUGGACUUGGACAAGAACGUCAAGAGCGUGGCCAAGGGAGCCGUCCGUCGCCUGGUCGUCGCCGUCACUCGACCGCAGGACGCCGCCGAGUACACCUACCAAGUGGCCAACUCCAAAACCUCGGCCAACCUGCGGGUGGAGGCGGUGAAGAUCAAGAAGACUCUGCGCAACCAGACGGUGACGGAAAUGCAGGAGGCGCUCUUCACGCUGGAGCUGACGCACGGCGACGUCAAAGGCGCUCGCUGGUUCCGCAACGGCGUGGAAGUGAGCGACGGCGACAAGUACGGCGUGAGCGCCCAAGGCGGCGUCCACGUGCUGCGCGUCCGUGCCUGCCGCUCACAGGACGAGGACGUCUACUCCUUCAAACUGGGCAAGCUGACGGCCAGCGCUCGCCUCAACGUGGAGACCAUCAAGAUCGUGAAGAAGAUGAAGGACGUGACGUCGCUGGAGGGCGCCACGGCGUCCUUCGAGAUGAGCCUGUCUCACGACAACGUCCCGGUCCGCUGGAUGUUCAACGGCGCCGAGCUGACGCCCGGAGACUCCUGCAAGAUUCUGGUGGAGCGCAAAGCCCACAAGCUGGUUCUGCAGAACGUGGACAGCGCCAGCCAAGGGGAGUACACGGCCGUGGCGGGACACCUGCGGUGCGCCGCCAACCUCACCGUGCAAGCUCUGCGCGUGACCAAACCCCUGAAGAGCGUGACGGUGGCCGAGACGCAGGCGGCCACCUUUGAGUGCGAGGUGUCCCACUUCAACGUGCCGUCCACCUGGCUGAAGAACGGCGUGGAGAUCGAGAUGAGCGAGAAGUUCCGUGUGGUGGUGCAGGGCAAGCUGCACCAGCUGAAAAUCAUGAACACCAGUAGGGCCGACGGGGCGGAGUACACCUUUGUUUGCGGCAACGACCGCGUGUCCGCCACGCUCACCGUCAACCCCGUCCUGGUCACCUCCAUGCUGAAAGACCUGAACGCUCAGGAGCGAGACACCAUCACCUUCGAGGUCACCGUCAACUACGAGGGCAUCACCUACAAAUGGCUGAAGAACGGCGUGGAGAUCAAGUCGUCCGAGAGGUGCCAGGUCCGAAGCCGGCAGCUGACCCACUCGCUGACCGUUCGCAACGUUCACUUCGGAGACGGCGGAGAGUACCGGUUCGUGGCCGGCUCUGCGGCCAGCGCCGCCAACCUUUUUGUCGAAGCUCGUGUCAUCGAGUUCACCAAGAAAAUCAAAGACAUCAAGAUCACGGAGAAGAAGAAGGCCAUGUUUGAAUGCGAGCUGUCGGAGCCCAACGUCCAGGUCGUGUGGAUGAAGGACGGUCUGGAGCUGGACACGUCCGAGGAGAGGUUCGUGGUGACGGCCGAGAAGUACGUCCACCGCCUCAUGAUCCAGACGGUGCGCAUGUCGGACGGCGGCGAGUUUUCGGUGGUGGCCGGCUCCAGCGUGUCCAAGGCCCGACUCACCGUGGAAGGCCGCGACAUUCGCAUCUCGGAGCCCGCCGAGCGACACAUCACGGUUCUGGAGAAACACCGUGCCACUUUAGAGUUUGAGGUGAACGAGGACGAGGUGGAAGGGCGCUGGCUGCGGAACGGCGUGGAGAUCCAGUUGUCGGAGGAGGAGCGCUUCAGCUACGUGGCCAUCAGGAGGCUCCACCGCCUCACCAUCUCGGAAACGUUUCGUAGCGAUGCCGGCGAGUACGCCUUUGUCGCCGGGAAGAACACCAGCGCUGUCACCUUGAGAGUCAACAUCCCCGAAGCGCCUCAAAUCCUGCGCCACAUGGAGGCUCAAUCGGUGGAGGCGGGCAAGCCCGCCCGCUUCUCCGUGGCCGUGAGCGGUGUGCCUCAGCCUCGGAUCUUUUGGUACAAGGACUCUCAGGCGCUGUCGCCGGGCUUCAAGUGCAAGUUCUUGCGUGAUGCCCAAGAGCACACCCUACUGCUCAUUGAGGUUUUUCCGGAGGAUGCCGCCAUCUACAACUGCGAGGCCAAAAACGACUACGGCGUGGCCACCAGCACCGCCACGCUCACCGUGGAAGUGCCGGAGGUGGCUUCCCCAGAGUUGCCCGAGAUUGUUGCCCCGCCCGUUGUCAUCUCACCCAUGGCCAGCACGUCCACCUUGGAGGGACAACCAGCUCGCUUCCAGUGCAGAAUUGGCGGAGACGAUGUCAAGGUCAGCUGGUUCCACAAGGACAAGGAGAUCAAGCAGUCGGAAUUCUUCAGGAUCUCUCAGCUUGAUGACAGCUGUCAGCUGGAGAUCUCAAAAGUGUACCCAGAGGACGAGGGCGAGUACGCCUGCGUGGCCGUCAACAGCGGCGGGACCGCAUCCUGCUCCGCCACCCUCACGCUGGACGGGCAAAAACAGUCAGUGGAGCCUCCCGCCGAGCAGUACGUCUCCACCACACUCAGCAGUCGAAAGAAAGCCACCCCCAGCCAGAAGCCAGUUUUUCUGCGGCCGCUCACGAGUUGCUCGGUGCCACACGGCGAGGUGGCCCGCUUUCACGCGCUCGUGUCCGGCACCCCGGCGCCAGAGAUAAGCUGGUUCCACAACCGGCAGCCAGUGCUGCCCACCAAGAACGUGGUGUUCCAUUACGACGAGCUGACCAGCACCGCCACCCUCAUCAUCGUGGAUGCCUUCUUGGAGCACGCCGGCCAGUACACCUGCAGAGCCACCAAUCUCGCAGGAGAGGCCACGUGCUCGGCCACGCUCGACAUCAUCGAAGAGCGCCGGGAAGAAGAAGUGACUCAAGAGCGAGAAGAGAUCGAGACCACCAUGAAGCAGGAGGUGAAAGAACGUUCUCGCACCACCGUCACCACCAUGGAGGAGCAAGAGGAGAUCUACUACACCGGUGUCGAGUUGCCUCACAAAACAAAAACACUUGAACUCACGCCAGAGCCCAAACGUUACUCUUCCGCAAUAGAGAAGAAAAAGGAAAAGCCGGUGUUUCUCACCCAGCUCUCGUCAGUGGCAGUGAUCGCCGGAGAGAGCGCUACCUUUAGUGUCAAAGUGUCUGGCAUCCCAAAGCCCACCGUUCAGUGGUCUCGCGAUGGGAAAACCAUCAAGAGUUCUUCCGUGUAUAAGCUUGUUGAGGAGAAGGAAGAGUUUACCUUAAUUAUCAAUCGCGUCACAUCGGAGCACCAAGGCGAGUAUUCCUGCACCGCCUCCAACAGGUUUGGCCAGACCACGUGCUCCACGUACCUGGAGGUGAAAAAGGAAGACCUUAGCCAGGCAGAGAAAUGGGUCGAGAAAAUGUUUCAGUACACGGGCAAACCUCCCACCUUCUUAACGCAGAUCCAACCCGUGAGCUGCUCAGCAGGGACAGAGGUUCGUUUUCAUUACCAAGUUGUUGGGGAUCCGGUCCCCAAAGUCCAGUGGUUCAAAGGUACGGUUGAGAUCCAGUCUAGUCCCAAGCGUGCCGUUACCGCUCAUCCAGAUGGGUCUGGCUUUAUUACCGUCAAGGAUGUCACACAGCAAGACAGUGGCAUGUACACAUGUAAAGCUUCUAACCAGUUUGGGGAGGCAUCUAGUGGAGCGGAGCUGGUUGUGCUGCGGGAAUCUCGUUCUGUGUCUCACAAACAGCAGGUUGAGCUCCAGAAAAAAAGUUACAAAGUUUCCAAGACAGAACAGGCGACAGAGUCUCGCCUUUACCAGGUCAGCCUCCCAGGCCAGGAUGGGGUCAGCUCGGAUCAGAUGGUGUAUACAAUCGGGACUGAAGACCGGCGGGUUAUUCCCAGCGAGCAAGUAGGCUCCCUUACGGAGCUGGAUAUCUCUGCCGCCACCAUUCACCGCGAGAAGUUGACCCAUCAGGCAGCGGUGCUUCAGUGUCUCGAGGUAGAGGAGAGAGUUUCCGAGGUGUCCACCCGCCCGGCCCAAGUUUCAGCUGUUCCUCAAAAGCAGCUUCACAUGGCCGCUUUCACAUCAUCUAUUGAGGAGAGUCAGGGCCUCACAGAGCAGCACUGUGACCGCAUUCGGAGCCCCGAGGUGAUUGAGCUCCAGGCAAGUAGGGAGGAGAGGUCGCAUGUGAUGUCGGCUGUCGCCGAGGAGCUUACCCCUCUUUCGACCACCAGCACCAAGCCGCUGGCUGACAGAAAGGCCGCGUUGGUCAAGCCGAGAUCGGAGCCCAGGCAUCUAGUUAGCGGGCAUCAGGUGGAAUCACAGAUGGCGGUUAUGAGAGAACAGUCCCAAGAGCUUUCUGGGGCACAGGAAGAGAAAGGUUACAAGGUGAAAGAGGGGGUUAAAAUCCUGUACUCCGCCCAAUCUGCAGAGAAGUAUGCUCUUCCAGAGGGUCACACCGCCGAGCUAGCGACAGCCGACUCUGCCGUUAAGACCUCUGUCAAGCAAGAGCAACAUCGCCUAGUUCUGGCCUCAGUAAGUGAAUCCAAACACACUCUGGCCAAGGAGACGGACUUCCCCGUGCUGACACCAGCAGAGGAGACAGCCCUCCUUUGUAAGGACCGCGUGAUGAAAGUCAGUCUAUCUGCGGAGGAAAAGUACCCGCUCCGGGCCGAGUCCUCCCAGCAAUUACCGUCUCUGGACAGCGCCAGAUCCAUUCAGUCCCAGUUAGAAGGGGAGCAGCUGUUACACUUGCAGGUUAUCACCGAUCAAAACCUGCUCCCCUCUGAAACCAGUUUCACUUGCCAGAAACCCAACGCGGAGCAGGCUGGGACCAGGAAGAGUCCUACUGUGUUGCACUCAGUCAGCCAGGAUGAGCAGAGGACAGUGGUUUGUGAGGGCACAUCUGCGUUUGAGACCAGGAUGAGUACUGUUGCUGUUCAGCCGAGUAAAGAGUCCCCCUCCCUGCUUCAUCUCCAGUCAAGCCAGACUGUUGAUGUGCUUCCCAAAGAAGAUAUUCUUGUGACUGAGAAGCCCGAACACCAGACAGCUACGCAGAAAGCCGAAAAGGUUCGUAGUCACGCAGCUAUCUCUGAGGAGAAACUCCAGGUGACUGCAGAUCAGCACUCAGAGCUAGAUUUGUCUGUGACUGGAGUUCAGUCUCAACUUCGAACUGAGCCCAGGCCUCAGAACAUUCUCCAGCUGUCUUUUGAGCCCAUUCAACUGCCCAAGGAGAUGCCAAUCACUUCUGACGCUAAGCAUCAGCGAGCGCUGGUGCAGAAGGAGGAUCGUUGGAAUGUGAUGCACCUCACCAGCGUAGCAGAGAGUCAGGCGGUUGAGGCGGGACAUACGGAGAGCCUGGUGGCUGUGGACCAAGUCACCUGCGAGACCGCUGUAGAACCAAAGGUCCCCGCAGAGCCUGUCCAGGUUGAGGAGAAGGAGAUAUGCACAGAGAGCAGUGAAAUCCUCCAAGCGGCAGAGCAGGACUUUGCAGUCCAGAUCCAGGAAGGCCAGUCGGUUAGGCAGUCAAUAAUGAUGGAUGAGAAGCAAGUCCUCACGGGCGAGCUCCUCUCUCGACAGAUUAUCGAACCCGAGUCCGCCAGAGUCACAGCGGCGAAGCAGGCCCAGCUGUCUCUGCUUGCGUCAGAGUCCAAAGACAACACAACUCUUCCCAAAGAGAUUAUGUUUGUGCUUCAGAUGCCAAAAGCAUCCAGUGUCAGCAUACGUCGUCAGCUCAGGAAUGCUCUUCAGUCUGCGGUAGCCAGUGAGCAACACGUGUUGCUGGCCGAUGUCGUUGGAGGGCUCCAGGCGGCCGAAGUACAGGAAGUCAAAGUUCAGAGAGAGCCCAGGCACACACUGUUUACGUACCUGAUCACAACAACAGACACACCUUUGGAAAUCACACUGGCUUUCCAGGGUGAAUAUCCUCGCACAGCUGACCUCAGAAGUGAGCUUCAGGCAGCUUUCCAUUCCAUGGUACACCAGGAGGCUCAUGUUCUGACUUUAGAUCAGCCCGGGACCAUGCAGUUAGACAAGCCUCAGAGGGCGCAAGUCUCUUCGGCGCGCUCGAAGCAAGUCAGUUCCUCCAUUGUGCAGACGGUGAGUGUGGCAGAGAGCUCGGUGGACUUAACUGCCGUUGAGUCUCAAGCAGCAACCCUCAGGAACGAGUCCAAAAUGGCGCUGGAGUGUGCCGCAGCUCAACAGCAGGUUGUAGUCCAGGAAUCAAUGGAAGUGAGGGGGGCCCAGUCCUUUUCAUCGCAGGUCCAAGUUUCCACCGAGGCCCAUGUGGCUUUUGAGCAGUCGGCGGUGGUGUCCAGACAGGAGGUGAAGUCUGCAGUAAAGAGCCAACGCAAAGCCGAAGGGACCGCGGUGCUUACCGCCACACUGCCUCCCACCUCAGCUCCCUCCGAACAAGCUCGGGGAGUUAGCAUCGUGGAGGAUAGGAUGGAGCAGGUUUUGAAAGAGGAGAUUUCAGUCUCUAGCCCAGAACCGAGAGAGCGUCCCUCGAUAGUUGCCAGUCUGGAAGAUGUAACGGUUGAGGGCGUUAGCAUCGUGGAGGAUAGGAUGGAGCAGGUUUUCAAAAAGGAGAUUUCAGUCUCCAGCCCAGGACCGAGAGAACGUCCCCCGAUAUCUGCCAGUCUGGAAGAUGUAAAGGUUGAGGGCACUAGCAUUGUGGAGGAUAGGAUGGAGCAGGUUUUCAAAGAGGAGAUUUCAGUCUCUAGCCCAGGACCGAGAGAGCGCCCCCUGAUAGUUGCCAGUCUGGAAGAUGUAACGGUUGAGGAGGAUGCGGCCGUAACGCUGAGAGCUAGCAUCAAAUAUGUCGCCCAGGUCAAGUGGUUCCUCAAUGGGCAACUGCUGCAAUCUGGCAAUGAGUUCAAGUGUUUCACGGAGCUCGACACGCACUCGCUAGUUAUCAGAAAAGUUGUCAAGGAGAAACACGAAGGAGAAUAUGUUUGUGAGGCUGAGAAUGAAGCUGGCCGAGCAACAACAUCUUCCAGACUCACAGUGGUCUCAAGAGUGCCACCCAUCUUUAAGCAGAGAAUCACCCCUCUGGAGAUAAACGUCGGCAGCCGUGCCAUAUUUGAGUGCGAGAUCGAGGAGGCCCCCAGCGUGACCUUCAAGUGGUACAAGUCCAGUGUGGAGAUCAAGCAAAGCGAGAAGUACCGCAUCAUCACCCGGGACGAUGGAUCUUGCCUGGAAGUCUUGAACCCUGUCAAAGCCGACAGCGGAGACUUCAGCUGCAAGGCCACCAACCAGCACGGCGCCGCCAGUUGCAGCGCCUCUCUGGCAGUCACUGAAAUGUACCCGCCGAUUUUUGUAUCAGAACCAGAGCCCGUGACAGCUUAUGUGGGAAAAACGGCCGUGUUCCAGUGCUCGCUCACUGGCUCGGCACCCAUUGAGGUGGUCUGGCACAAAGACAACAUCGCCAUUUCACCCUCAGACCACUAUGCUAUGAGGUGCGGCAAGAACAAGUACUCCCUGCAAAUCUCCAAUCUUGAGCCCGGCCAUCAGGGAGUGUACCUAUGCAAGGCGUCCAACAGCGUUGGCGCCGCUACUUUUAGCACAGAACUCCAAGUCAUCAACAAGCCCAAAUUCGUGAAGAGCUUUGAGCCAGUGUCCGCUGCCAUUCACGAGAUGCUGAGGCUGGAGUGCCAGGUGAAUGAGGACACUGGUGUGACGGUCAUCUGGACCCGGGAUGGUAAAAAGGUCCACCAGAGCCUGGAGUGUAAACAGUCCUUUGAUGACAAGGUGGCGGUUCUCGAAAUUGCCAAGUCCAAAGUGAAGGACUCUGGCGCGUAUGUGUGCACCGCCUCCAACGAGGCCGGGAGCUCCUCCUGCGAGGCUCUGGUGAUCGUUCAAGAGCCUCCUCACUUUGUCAAGAAAAUGGAUCCGAGUGUCACAUGGAAGCAAGGGAUAGCUGCUCGCUUGCAUUGCACCAUGAAAGGUUCCCCAGAGCUCCACAUCCACUGGUUCUGGAAUGAGCGAGAGCUGAGCCCUGGAGACAAACACAAAAUGUCUUUCAUAAAUGGCACAGCCACUUUGGAGAUCAUCAACGUCCUCGUCACUGACAGCGGCCGCUACACCUGUGAGGUGUCAAAUAAUGCCGGCAGCGAGAGCUGCAGUGCGGCCGUGGCCGUCAAAGAGCCGCCAUCCAUUAAGAAAGAGCUGCAGAUGGUGGAGGCUGUGAAGGGCGCCAGCGCUGGGCUGGAGUGUGAAGUCGCGGGAAGUGCUCCCUUUGAGGUCACUUGGUCCAAAAAUAAGAGGACCAUCCGUGGUGACCAAAAAUACAAGGUCAUCUGCCAAGAGCCCGUGUUGAGGCUGGAGAUCGAGUCAUUUGAAAGUGCAGAUAUGGGAGAAUAUCAGUGUGUCGUUUCCAACGCUGUGGGCAAAGUCACCACCAAGGGCUUAGCCAAACUUAAAGAGCCACCGACCUUCACAAAGAGGGUCGAAAGUGUGACGGCGGUGCUGGGAAAUGCAUUGAAGCUUCAGGGAACCGUCAAGGGGUCAGCCCCCAUUGCGGUCAAGUGGAUGAAAGACUCUGAAAUAAUGAGAAAUGACGAUCCAAACAUCAUCAUGUCGUUUGAGAACAACGUAGCGAGCUUGUCCAUCGCAGUCGUGUCCAGCAGCCACGCUGGCAAAUACCUGUGCCAUGCCGUGAACGAAGCCGGGCAACAGAAAUGUGAAGCUGCUCUGACAGUCCACGAACCCGCCAGAAUUGUAGAACCGGCAGAGUCCAUCAGCGUGACGGCAGGUGAUUCGGCCACGCUGGAGUGCACCGUUUCCGGAAGCCCAGACCUUAAAGUCAAAUGGUUCAGAGAUGGCAAAGAGAUGAUCAGUGGGCGUAAAUAUAAGAUGAGCCAGAAGGACAAUGUUGUCUCCUUGAAGAUUCUCAAAGCAGAAAAGGGGGACACAUCCGUUUACAAGAUGGAGCUCACCAACAAAGUUGGGAAAGACCAGUGCACAUGCUCUGUGACAGUUCUAGACCGCAUAAUGCCACCAGCCUUCACCAAGGUCCUAAAACGGGUCGACGGUAACAUUGGCAGCGGCGUCUCACUGGAGUGUAAGGUGUCCGGGUCCCAGCCCAUCGCCGUCACUUGGUUCAAAGAUGAACGGGAAAUUGAGUCCGGAGCCAGAUUCCAGCUAGACUUCAAGGAGAGCUCUGCCACACUCGGCAUCGGCCAGCUGGAGAAAUCCGACUCUGGCGUUUAUAAAUGCAGAGCCACCAACUCGGCCGGCAUGAAAGAAACCAGCGGCAUACUUUACGUCAAAGAGCCGCCGGUGUUCACAGCGACACUCGACGACCAGGAUGUUGUACCUGGAACGACAGUUUGCCUUCAGACUGCUUUCACUGGAACCCCUCCACUGUCUGUGAAGUGGUUCAGAGAAGACAUGGAAAUGAGCAGUGGAGGCUCUUGUUUCAUCAAGAAAGAAGCCUCCAUGAGCACUCUGGAGCUUUCCUCCGUUAAGCCCGGCGACUCUGCUAAAUAUACGUGCCAGGUGUCCAAUGACGCCGGCAAGGUGGACUGCACCGCAGUCCUCUUUGUGAAAGAACCUCCUGCCUUUGUGAUGAAGCCCGAGGCCACCAGGCUGGUGGUCCGCGGCAACCCAGUCAAGUUGCAAUGCAAAGUGACGGGCAGUCCUGUCAUAGAUUUCAGGUGGCUGAAGGAUGGCAUGGAGAUCAGCCACGGUCCUAAAUACACAGUGACCUCAGUGGAUUUGGUGGCCUCUCUGGAGAUAGUCAAGUGCGUUGUUGAGGACAGCGGAGACUACGUGUGCAUCGCUACCAGCGAGGCCGGCAGCGACUCUUGCGGUAGCACGGUCACGGUCAAAGAGCCCCCGGUGUUCGCUCGCUUCUUGGAGCCCAAGGAUGUGGUGAAGGGUUCUGAAAUGAUUCUGGAGGCCCAAGUCUCUGGUUCGGCUCCAUUCACUGUGUCCUUUUACAAAAACACAAAGCUGGUGAGGAACGACAAGAGACACAGGAUAACUGUGGAGCAGGACCUAGUGGCCCUUCAGGUGCUGGCUUUGGAGGUUGGAGACGUGGGCUUGUACCAGUGUGCGGUGGAGAACGAAGUGGGGAAGGCCACUUGUGAAUGUCAAGUCACUCUAAAAGAACCUCCUACAUUUUUGCAAAAGCUGGAGAAUGUCAGUGGCUUAGUUGGCAGCCAAGUGUCCUUGCGGUGUACCCUGAAGGGUUCGGAGCCCAUAACCGUCACCUGGCUCAAAGACAACUAUGAGCUGAAAGAGGCCGAAAAUGUUCAGAUUCGUUAUGAGCACCAGACUGCCAUGCUGCAGAUCACCGAGCUUCACAGCAAGCAUGGCGGCAAAUUCUCAUGUCACGCCCAGAAUCAGGCGGGGAGUCAGACCUGCUCUGCCGUUCUGACCGUGAAAGAACCGGCUAAGGUCACAGAGGAGGCAAAGUCCAUCAGUGUCACUCAGGGGGAUCUGGCUACCUUGGCGGCCAGGUUCUCGGGCACCAAGCCACUGAAGGUGCGCUGGCUGAAGGCCGGCAAUGAGCUGAUCUCCGGCCAGAGAUACAAAGUACAAAGCACCGACUCCAGCUCUGUGCUAAAAAUCAAUAAAACUGACAAAAGUGAUGACGGCGACUACACCUUGGAGGUCUCCAACGAUGUCGGUUGGAGUUCUUGCAAGGCGACACUCACCAUUUUGGAUCAAAUCAUUGCGCCGGCAUUCACGAGGAAGCUGGAGCAAAGCGAAGGUAUCAAAGGCUCCUUUGCACAUCUAGAGUGUGUGGUGUCGGGCUCCCUGCCCCUCAGCAUCCAGUGGUACAAAAACGAAAACCGGAUCCAGACGGACGACAAACACAAGUGCACCUUCUUUGAGAAUGUGGCUUUCCUGGAAAUCUCCAAUCUGGACAGCAAAGAUAGCGGAAGCUAUGCCUGCAUCGCGAAGAACAAGGCGGGAAGCGCCCAGUGCUCGGGCACCUUGUUUGUCAAAGAGCCUCCCUGCAUUAUCGAACCACCAGAAUCUAUCAAUGUUCUGCCUGGCUCAAAGGUCCAUUUCAGUGCUUUGGUCUCGGGCACGCCACCACUGACCAUAAAAUGGUUUCAGAACCAGAAAGAGAUCUUGUCCAGUGCCGACUGCCUGGUGACAAAGGACAAUGCAUCGACUUCUUUGGAGCUCUUCUUUGUUAAAACGUCAGACUCCGGUGACUAUGUCUGUGAGGUUUACAACGAUGUGGGCUCCGUCUCCUGCCAGGCCACCCUCUUUGUCAAAGAACCACCAAAGUUCACACGUACGCCAGCGCGCUUGUCUGUGAUCCGACCGGGUCAGACUCAAAUGUUUGAGUGCCAAGUGAUCGGCACUCCCGAGAUAGACAUCUACUGGUUCAGGGAGGGCUCCGAGAUCAGCCCCGACAAUCGCCACCAGAUGGCCUUCGUCAACUCCUCGGCCACCUUGGAGUUGUGCAGAACCACCGUCAAUGACAGUGGAAUGUACUUCUGCGAAGCUCGCAAUGAAGCGGGAAGCGAGAGCUGCAGCAUGGAACUGCAGGUCAAAGAGCCGCCCGCGUUUCUGCGAGAGCUGACUCCGGCUAGCGUUGUGACGGGCUGCAGUGCCUGGCUGAACUGUCAACUUGCCGGCACCGCUCCCUUUGAGAUCACGUGGCACAAAGACGGCAAGGAGCUGAAAGCCAGUGCGAAACAUGCCCUCUCCCUGGUCAACGACAUGGUGGGCCUGGAGAUAAACAAAUGUGACACCGGCGAUGUUGGAGAAUACCAGUGCACUGUCACCAAUGAGGUCGGAAGCUGCAGUUGUAAGGCCACACUGAGCCUCAAAGAACCACCGACCUUUACCAAAAGAAUGCAAAAUGCCACUUGCGUUGUGGGUAAGAAGGUAGUCUUUGAGUGCGUGGCGGACGGCUCUCCAACCAUUUCUGUACAAUGGCAAAAGGACGGGAACUGGAUUUUGGACGAUCCAAAGAUUGAGAGAACAUUUGAGAACAAUGUGGCCACGCUCAGGAUCCCUGAGUGUGAAGCGGUUCACAGCGGGACUUACACUUGCCAGGCCAUGAAUGACGCCGGCCAGGAUCGGUGUGUCGCCACCCUGGCCGUCCAAGAACCUCCUCAGAUCUCAGAGAAACCUGAGUUGGUGAAGGUGACGUCUGGAGAUCCGGUCAGUCUGGACUGUAAGGUAACUGGCUCACCGGAGCUCAAAGUGCGCUGGCGAAAGGAGGGCAAGGAGCUUCAGUCUAUCAGGCAACACAAGCUGAGCUUUGAGAACAACAUCAGCAGCCUGAAGAUUAAGUCAGUGCAGAGAGAGGACGAAGGAGACUAUGUGUUUGAGGUGUCCAACCACAUCAGCAGCUGCAGUUGCACGGUCAAAGUGGUUGUGUCAGAACAAGUCAUCCCGCCGAGCUUCAUCAAACCGCUCCGAGACAUGCAGGAGAUUCUGGGCUCUUUUUUCCAGAUGGUUUGCAAGAUAUCUGGGUCCAUUCCCAUCUCCGUAGAAUGGCAGAAAGACGGCACCAAGAUCUCCAGCGGCGUCAAACACAAACUGAUUCAGCAAGAGAACUCUGUGAGCAUGGAGAUUGAGCACUUAGAGGUUUUAGAUGCAGGUUUCUACUCCUGCAAACUCAGCAACUCUGCGGGAAGCUGCCAGUGCAUCGCAACGUUAAAAGUCAAAGAACCCCCGAGCUUUGUCACCCUGCCCGAGUCCCAGGAGACCGUACCCAAUGCAACCGUGCGUUUCAAAGGGACGUUCAAGGGGACGCCGCCCUUCAGUGUCAAGUGGUUCAAGGAUGAUUUGGAGCUGAUGACGGGGCCCACUUGUCUCAUGGGGCUGGAGGGGCUCUCCUGCUUCCUGGAGCUCUACUCCGUGGGUGUCACCCAGAGCGGGGUCUACUCAUGCCAAGUCAGCAAUGAUGCCGGUUCCGUGCACUCCAGUGCAGACUUGACGGUCAAAGAACCACCUGAGUUUGUGUUGAAACUCCCAGCCAGUAAGUGUGUGAAGCGGGGCGAACCAGUGCACCUGGAGUGUAGGGUCACUGGUACCGGACCCAUCAAGGUGACCUGGUACAAGCAGGACACCAAGCUAAUGGACAGCAGCAACUGCAGCACGUCCUUCGUUGACUCAGUGGCCACCCUGGAGCUGCACAGCGCUGGCUUUGACGAUGAUGGAGUGUACACGUGCGAAGCUCAUAGUGACGCCGGCAGUGUCAGCUCUAGCGCCACUGUGACUGUGAAAGACCCACCAUCAUUUGUGAAACUACCGGAACCGGUAGAGGGGCUGAAGGGGAAGGAUGUGAGUCUCUACUGCGAGAUGAGCGGCACAGCCCCCUUCCAGACUGCCUGGUUCAAGGAGGGCAAGCCCCUGAUGCAGAGCAGAAAGCACAAGAUGUUGAGCGUGGGCAACUCGGCCACGCUGCACAUCAUUGGGCUUGAACCGGACGACGCUGGCUGCUAUGAGUGCAAGGCAUCAAACCCUGUCGGCAGUGACACCUGCCAGGCAUCGGUGAAACUCAGAGAGCCUCCGUCCUUCAUGGAGAAACUAUCCAAUGCGACGGUGGUUCUGGGACAGGAGCUGAGUCUCUUGGCCACUGUCAGAGGCUCCGAGCCCAUCGCCGUGUCCUGGGUUCUGGACAAGGACCACAUUCUUAGGGAUGACGACAACAGAAAAAUCAGCUUUGAGAACCAGCGGGUGUCCCUCAAAGUUUUUUCGGCUGACUCAGCCACAGCGGGCCGGUACACCUGUCAGCUGCGCAAUGACGCCGGGAGUGCAGAGUGUUUUGCAAACGUGACUGUUCUAGAACCUGCCAAGAUUGUGGAUAAGCCCGAAAGUCUGAGUGUGACAGCCGGUGACGCUGUGGCCCUGGAAGUCAAAGUGUGCGGCACCCCAGAGCUGGUGCCCAAGUGGUUCAAGGAUGGUGUGGAACUGGCCUCUGGCAGGAAAUACGCCAUUUCUUUCUCCCGGAUGAUCUCCAGCCUGAACGUGCUGGCUGCGGAGAAACUGGAUUCUGGAGAAUACACAUUCCAGGUCAUGAACGAGGUCGGGAAGGACCUGAGCAAAAUUAAUCUGACUGUUUUAGACAAAAUUGUUCCACCUUCCUUCACGAGAAAACUGAAGGACUGUAACACGGUGGUGGGCAAAGUCGGCGAGAUGGAGUGCAAGGUGUCGGGCUCGACCCCUUUCACCAUUUCCUGGUACCGCGAUGACGAGGAACUCCACAGCGGGCUGGCCUGCGACAUCUCCUUCAGUGACAACAGCUGCACCCUCAGGGUACCAACCCUCAAGCUGUCCGACUCAGGACGCUACAGGUGUAAGGCCAUCAACGAGGCGGGAUCCAGCGAGACGAGUGCCACCUUGGACGUCAAAGAGCCGCCGUCUUUCGUGGUUGCGCCGGAGCCGGCCGAGGCUACGCCGGGGUCGGAUGUCGCCUUCUCAGCCAUCGUAAAGGGCAGCGCCCCCCUCAGGGUGAAGUGGUUCAGGGGGGCCGCGGAGCUGGAAGCCGGGCGGAACUGCGACUUCUCGUUGAAGGAUAACCGGGUCCUCCUGCAGCUCUACCGGGUGGACAGGAGUCACGCCGGGGAGUACACGUGCCAGGUCAUCAAUGACGUGGGCCAAGAGAGCUGCCCCGUCAACCUCCUGCUCAAAGAGCCGGCUUUGUUCGUGAAGAAGCUGCAGGACGUGUCUGUGGAGAAAGGCAAACCUCUGAGGCUGGAGUGUACGUACUCGGGGACGCCCGAGAUCUCGGUGAGCUGGUUCAAGGACGAGCAGCCGGUGUUUGCGUCGUACAAAUACAACCUGAGCACGACGGAGAGCGCCUGCAUCCUGGAGUGCCUCAGCACAGAUGACAAGGAAGCCGCCGGAAAGUACGCAUGCCGCGUGGCCAACGAUGCCGGCAAGGAUGAAUGCCAGGCCGCCGUCACCGUUCUGGAGCCGCCGUACUUCCUGGAGCCCCUGGAGCCCAUGGAGGUGACGUCCGGCGACGCCGUCUGCCUCAAGUGUCACGUGGCGGGCACCCCCGAGGUCAAAGUGUCCUGGUUCAAGGGCGAUGGCAAGGUGCGCUCCAGUGACACCUGUAGGCUGGAGUAUGGCAAAGGUGUGGCCUGCCUCAAACUCAGCAAGGCCACCAAGGCCGACGUGGGCGAGUACACCUGCAAGGCCGAGAACAAGAUCGGGACGGCCGCCUCCACGUGUCGCCUCAUCGUUCAAGAGGCCAAGACCCCGCCGAGCUUCCCGAAGAAGAUCGUGAGCCUCCAGCAGACGCUGGGCUCGACGGUCCGUUUUGAGUGCCGCGUGGCAGGCUCGUCCCCUCUGGACGUUUCCUGGCUGAAGGAUAGCGAGCCGGUGCGGGACGGGGAUGAAUUUUCGGCGCUCUACCAGGACAACACAGCCGUACUUACCAUUAACCGUAGUGAGAUGAGGCACGCCGGGGAAUACGCCUGCGUGGCCACUAACAGUGUCGGCUCAGCGUCGUGCAGAGCAAAGCUCACCCUGCUAGAACCGCGGUACCCACCGGUCUUCGACAGGAAGUUGUUAGCGACGCAGGCGGUGACGGUGGGCGAAAGCGUGGAGCUGGAGUGUCACCUGACCGGCUCGAUCCCCAUGAAGGUGACCUGGUCGAAGGACCACAAGGACAUCCGAAGCGGCGGAAAUUACAGGAUCCGCACGGAGGAUAACACCGCCCAGCUCAGCAUCGUCAAGGCCGACAAAGGCGACACGGGAAGAUACUCCUGCCACGCCACCAACGAUGUCGGGAAGGACUCCUGCUCCUGUGAUGUCACAGUCAAAGAGCGAAAGAACCCUCCCAUAUUCACCAAGAAGCCAUCUGAGGAAUUGGAAGACAUCGAGGGCCACCUGGUCAAGAUGGAGGCCCGGGUGUCCGGGUCCCAGCCCAUGUCCGUCCUCUGGCUCAAGGACGGCGCCGACAUCUCGGGCUCCGACGAUUAUGACUUUAGCUUUAAGAGUAACGUGGCCGUGCUUUGCAUCAAGAACAGCCAGCGCGAUCACAGCGGACGAUACAGCUGUCAAGCAACCAAUGAGGCGGGACAGGCAGAGUGCGACGUUACCCUCAAAAUCUCUGAGGCGAAGUCUGCCCCGGUGUUUGAUGUCCCUCUGAAGUCCACGACCGUGACCGAGGGUGAGCGUCUGAGCCUGCGCUGCCACGUCCGCGGCUCGCCUCCUCUCCGGAUCCAGUGGAUGAAAGACCGAAAAGAGUUUACGCCCUCCACUACGUCCGACGUCACCUUCUCGGACGGGACGGCCUGCCUGGAGAUCGUCGCGGCGACCCGUCACGACGCCGGCGACUACAUCUGCAAGGCCACCAACGACGCCGGAAGCGAGCUGUGCCGCGCCAAAGUCACCGUCAAGGAAAAAGAAGCCGGGGCCACGGAUGCGCUUGCUGAGGUCUCUCCCACCAAGAAGCUGGACCAGCUUUUCUUCAUCCAGGAGCCCGAGGGCACGCACGUCGUCGAGAAGGGCACCGCCACCUUCAUCGCCAAGGUGGGCGGAGAGCCCAUCCCCAGCGUCAAGUGGAUGAAGGGCAAGUGGAGGCAGUUGACCCAGGGCGGCCGCAUCUCCAUCGAGAAGACGGCCCGGGAGUCCAAACUGGAGAUCCGCGAGGUGACCAAGUCGGACUCCGGUCAGUACCGCUGCGUGGCUUCCAACGUGCACGGCGAGAUCGAGUGCGCCGCAGACCUCCACGUCGAUGAGAAAAAGGCGGCCGCCCAGCUAGAAGGAGACCUGAGAGCCAAGCUCAAGAAGACCCCGUCCAAACAGAAGAGCCCGGAGGCAGAUGAGGACAUUGACAUUAUCGAGCUGCUGAGAAACGUGGACCCCAAAGAGUAUGAGAAGUACGCCCGCUUGUAUGGCAUUACCGACUACCGGGGUCUCCUCCAGGCCAUUGAGCAGCUCAAGCAGGAGAAGGGUGAAGAAACUGGAAGACAAGAAGUGGAACGUGCACCAAGAGAGGUGGACGAGGACAUGGCCAGGCUGGUGGCCGACCUGCAGAAGAGGAUGGAGCGGACAGAGCCCGUAACUGUGGUGAAGGACAUCUGUGACCAGUCCGUCCUAGUUGACGAGGAGGCUCUGUUUGAAUGUGAGGUGAAGAUCAACUACCCCGAAAUCAUGCUGUCCUGGUACAAGGGCACUCAGAAACUGGACACCGGCCUCAAGUACAACAUCAGUGUGAGUGGAGAGCGCCAUCUGCUGAAAGUUAAGGGUUGCCAAGUGACGGACCAGGGCAACUACCGGGUGGUGUGUGGACCUCACAUCUCCAGUGCCAAGCUCACCGUUACUGAGGCUGUGGUGGAGACGCACCUUCAGGACACGUCGGGUAAGGAAGGCCAGUCAUGUACUUUGUCUUGUCAGUUGUCCAUCCCCAAUGCGGAAGCGCAGUGGCUUAAGAAUGGCCAGGAGUUAGACACCAAGUGGGGCAGGUUCAAGACUGAGGUCAAACACAAGCUUCAGAAGCUUCAUAUCAAGGACUUAAAGCCCGAAGACCAGGGCCGCUACACCUGCAGGUACCUGCACCUGCAGUCCUCUGCGGACCUCUGGGUGGAAGCCGAGCAAAUUCAUUUCACCAAGCGCAUCCACAACGUGGAGGUGAACGAGCGUCAGGCGGCCACCUUCGAGUGCGAGGUUUCCUUCGACAAUGCGGUGGUGUCCUGGUACAAGGACACCUGGGAGCUGAGAGAAAGCACCAAGUACAAGUUCCGCAGCGAAGGCCGAAGACAUUUCAUGGUUAUCCAAAACGUGAGCGUGGAGGAUGAAGGCGUGUACUCCGUGAUUGUGAGGUUGGAACCCCGGGGCGAAGCAAAGAGCAGCGCUGAGCUCUAUUUGUCUGGCAAAGAGAUCCAAUUAGCCAUGGUUCCCUUUGAUAUACAAGACGUUCCUGUGGAGAGGCCUGAAGCGCCUUCGUCAGUGGACGUUCAAGAAUCCGCUGAGCUUUAUCAUUACGAGGAAGAAAUUGAGCCUGCAGUUACCGUCCAGGAGAGAUUGGAGAGCCAGGAAGUGGAAGUGAGAGAGGAAAUGCUUUCCAGAGUGGCCAAAAGCAAGGAAGAGCAGAGAGUGGAGCCAGCAGCAGAAAAGGAAGAAGCGACCCCCCCGCAAGUGACCAAAGUGGCAGAGGAGGUUCGAAUGGAGAAGAAGAAGAAGAAAGUCAUCACCCCAGUUAAAGAACCAGAAGAAGUCACACAGCUGCCGCCACUGCAGGAGCCAACGAAAGACGAGCCCAAGUCGCCUGUACUGGCAGAACCUAAAAAGCUUCCACCUGAAGUCAAGACAGUGGUGAAACCUGAUCCCGAGCUGGAGCUCAAAGUCAAGCCAGUGGCAAAGCCUGAUCCGGAGCCCAUCGUCAAGCCAGUGAUAAUGCCUGAGGUUGAGCCAGAGAUUCAAGUCAAACCGGUGGCCAAGCCCAAACCGGAGACUGAACCAGAGCCCAAAGUCAAGCCUGUGGCGAAGACCAAACCGGAGCCCGAGCCAGAGCCUAAAGUCAAGCCAAUGGCGAAGCCCAAACCGGAGCCUGAGCCAAAGCCCAAACCGGUGGUGGAGCCCAAACCGGAGCCCGAGCCAAAGCCCAAAGUCAAGCCAGUGGCGGAGCCCAAACCGGAGCCCGAGCCAAAGCCCAAAGUCAAGCCCGUGGCAGAGCCCAAACCGGAGCCCGAGCCAAAACCCAAAGUCAAGCCAGUGCCGGAGCACAUACCAGAGCCUGAGCCAAAGCCUAAAGUCAAGCCGGUUGCAGAGCCCAAACUGGAGCCCGAGCCCAAAGUCAAGCCCGUGGCGGAGCCCAAACCGGAGCCCGAGCCAAAACCCAAGCCAUUGCCGGAGCACAAACCAGAGCCUGAGCCAAAACCCAAAGUCAAGCCGGUGGCGGAGCACAAACCGGAGCCCGAGCCAGAGCCCAAAGUCAAGCCGGUGGCAGAGGCCAAACUGGAGCCAGAGCCAAAGCCCAGAGUCAAGCUGGUGGCGGAGCCCAAACCAGAGACCGAGCCAAAGCGUAAAGUCAAGCCGGUGGCGGAGCCCAAACCAGAGCCCAAGCCAGAGCCCAAAGUCAAGCCAGUGGAGGAGCCCAAACCGGAGCCUGAGCCAAAGCCCAAAGUCAAGCCCGUGGCGGUGCGCAAACCGGAGCCCGAGCUGGAGCCCAAAGCCAAGCCGGUGGCGGAGCCCAAACCGGAGUCCGAGCCAAAGCCCAAAGUCAAGCCGGUGGCGGAGCCCAAACUGGAGCCCGAGCCAAAGCCCAAAGUCAAGCCCGUGGCGGAGCCCAAACCAGAGCCCGAGCCAAAGCCCAAAGUCAAGCCGGUGGCGGAGCCCAAACUGGAGCCCGAGCCAGAGCCCAAAGUCAAGCCGGUGGCGGAGCCCAAACCGGAGCCUGAGCCAGAGCCCAAAGUCAAGCCGGUGCCUGAGCCAAAGCCCAAAGUCAAGCCGGUGGCAGAGCCCAAACCGGAGCCUGAGCCACAGCCCAAAGUCAAGCCGCUGGUGAAGCCCACACCGGAGCCAGAGCCCAAAGUCAAGCCGCUGGCGCAGCCCAAACCGGAGCCCGAGCCAGAGCCCAAAGUCAAGCCAAAGGAGGAGCCCAAAUCUGAGCCCGAGCCAAAGCCCACAGUCAAGCCGAUGGCGGAGACCAAACCGAAGCCAGAGCCCAAAGUCAAGCCCGUGACAAAACCUGAGCCCGAGCCAGAGCCCAAAGUCAAGCCGGCGGUGAAGCCAAAGCCAGAGGUUGAGCCUGAGCCAAAAGUCAAGCGGGUGGCAAAGCCCGAGCCAGAGCCUAAGGUCAAGCCCGUGGCAAAGCCCGAGCCAAAUCCUGAACCAGAACCUGCACUGCCUAAAGAAGAGCCAAAACCAGAACCUCUUAAGAUAAAGUCCAAACCUGAAGUGCCAAAAGCAGAACCAGUGGCGGUAGCUGAACCAGAGCCUGUGGUGGCACCUCAACCACCAAAACCUGGGCCUGUGGUGGAGCCCAAACCACCCACUCCGGAGCCUGUAGUGGAAACUAAGGCUCCGAAACCGAAGCCUGAAGUGGCAUCCAAACCACACAAACCAGAGCCUGUGGAGGUAUCCAAACCAGAGCAUGUGGAGGUACCACAACCUCCCAAACUGGAGCCAGUGGAGAGAGCCAAACCCCCCAAACUGGUACCUGUGGUGAAAAAGACUGAAGUAGUAGAGCCCAAGGUUCCAGAAGUAGAACAACCAAAGGCCAAAGAACCAAAGGAACCUUCCAAAAAAGUGCCAAAGAAGCCACUGAAGAAGGAAGCUGCUGCAGAACCGCAGAAGCCCCCCAAAGAAGAAACGCUACAGAAGAAACCUGUGGUCACCAAAGUUCCUGUUGUGGCAGAGAAGAUAGGAGAAGAACCAAAACCAGCAAAGAAAGCCGAACCUGUUCUGCUUCCUCCCAAGGAAGAUCUGGCCGAGCCAAAAAGAGGUUUGGAACCUCAGCAAUUUGUCAAGGCGCCACCUUCGGAGGGUGAACCAGAGAAGAAAGUAUCUCUUCCAGAAAAAGAGAAGCCAGUCAGGCUUGAGCAGCGUCAGGAAGUGCAUCACGUGAUGGAGACGGAGUCUUUCACUGAGGAAGCUUCGUCUUACGAGGCCGAGCGAGAAGACCGAGCCCAAGUUUCGUAUGAGCAGGCCUUGUGCCCGGCGGGACAAGUGAAGGUUUCAUUGACUGAGACCCGCACGAAACGGUCGAAACCUCGAGAAGAGAUAUCUGCUACUGACAGGAAGGAGGAGACUGCUGUGAUUACUGAGAAAGAAGAAGAGCUUAAGAAAGAGCAGCGGACUACCAAAGACGUUAGGGCUGAAAGCAAAGAUGAGGAACAAGUCGUGGCAGUCAAGAAAGAAACCAUGGCGACUAUCCGGAAAGAAACUAAGGAAGCUAGUGUCAAACCCUCGAUGGUGAAACAGGAAAUAGUCAUAGGGGUGCCCCACCGAGACCAUGUUGACAUCGCUGCAUCUUCCGCACGAGACAAAGGAAGCCGCAGUCCAGAUGACCAGGUGGUAGAAUCAGCCAAUGUUGUAGCUAAAGAUGAACAAUUAGCGGUGAGUCACCAGGUAGCUGAGGAAAAGCAAGAGAAUAGUCCACUGAUCGAGGCAAAAAUGAAAGCAGAAGCACCGGUCUCGGUGCCAGAUAUCCCGUCCCAGCAAAUGCAUCGUAAGGACAAAACCCCAAAGAAAGACUCAAGUCUUCAGAUUAGAACAUCAAGAAAAAGCCGAGAGAGAGAAGACAAAGCUGCUGAACGAGAAGCUGACAAGUUUCCCGCCGUUGUGGAGAGACUGGAAAAAGAAGCUGAGAGAGCUCCGGUGGAGGAGUUGCGACCACCGGUCAAGGAACUGGCAGUCAAGCCGGCUCAUCCCACAGAAGAACGACAAGCACCUAUACCGGCGGAUAUUGAAAAGCCAGAUGAGGUUGAGCAGCUCCAAAAAACCACGACCACGCCAGCAAUCAAGCCGCUUGUAAAGGCUGAAGAGCCGACCGUGAUGGUUGUGGAGGAAGAAAAAACUUUGAUAUUGACCCCUCAGACAGAUGAAACCAAGGGGCCAGUUCAAGCACCAGCAGGAGUAAAGAAAGAACCAGCUCUUCUAAAAAAAGGUAAAGUUCCCAUGGAAGAGACAGGGACCUUUGAGCUUCCGACUCUGAGAAAAACCACGCCAGUCACGAGGGAAGAGGUGGAGCCGGAGCAGGAAAAGGUCUUUCUCAAGAAGGUUCCAUUGGUAUCACCUAAAGAGGUUGAGAAGGAGCAGAAACUUCGAGAGGCCACCCGGACCACACAAGUUGACAUUGUCGAGCUGGUGCAUAAAGAACACGAAGUUGAGACGAAAGUUACCACUGCGAGGUCCGUCGAGGAGAGAACACCACGACACAAAGCAGAGGUGGAGAAAGAGCAGGAAAUUCCAAGGCCGGAACCAGAACUAGAAAAAGAUACUAAGCCUAAAUGGCGCCAUCAAAAAGGAACUCCAAAAGACGAUAAACCGGAAGAAACCAUUUCAUGGAAGAAAACUCCCAGAGCUCCAAAGGAGGAGCAACCGGCCCCUCCUACUGUUGCCUUGAAAAAAGUUAAAAAACUGCCCUCCGAUGAACAAGAACAAGAAGUUGUCAAACUGAAACCCUUUGAGAAGCCAGUUGAAGCUACCCAAGAUCCAGAGAAGGCUAAAGACGACACACCAGAUAGGGACACCGUAGAUUUCCAAAAGGGAACCAAGAUCCCCAGGGAGACUGAGGAAAAGGAACCUCCAAAGAUACCUGAGAAAACACCGGCCAAGGUAACGGAGCCCACAGCAAAAGUGCCAAAGCCAGUACCGAAGGAAAAACAUGAGGAGCAAGAAGCUCGAGUACCAGUAAAGGCAAAGAAAAGCCCAGCAGUAGAGUCAGAGCCAGUGCCAGAGAAGGUCAAUCUCAAGCCUUUCGCUCGACCUUCAGAUGAAGCUAUUGAACCUGAGAAGAAACCGUCAGCGAUUGAAGGGAAGAAACCAACAGAAGAUCUGCACAAGGAACAUGUUAGCCCUGAGGACCAGCCCGAAGUGAAAGUACCGGCUGAUACACCCAAGAAACCCGAGACCCCUCAAGCAGAAGAGGAAAAACUGGAGAAACUGAAGAGGCUUGAGCCUGCAAAGAAGAUUCCCUCUCAAGUGCCAUCUACUUUGAAGAAAGCGGAUGAAGUUCUAGAGGAGCCAAAACCACUGCAGCUAAGGAAGGGAGUCACGCCCAAGGCCAAGGACCAAAAAGAGGUGCCUUUGACACCUCUAGAGCAAAUCAAGAAAAUUCGGCUGAAAAAGACACCACCAAAAGUUGAGAAAACUAAAGAAGUCGAAAAAAUUCCUGAAGCCGCUAAACUCAAAAAGACUACCAAAACAGUUUCACCGACGGUCUCCCCAGAAGCAGCAGUCCCUCUCAAGAAAGUACCCAAAACGCCCUCGCCGGAAGAUCAAGACGUGGCAAAGCCUCCAAAAGAAAACAUUCCUCUAUUCAGGGAAAUUUCUCCUGGAGCGGUCGAGAUGACAAAAGUCGCCACCCAGCCCGAGGAAGAGGUCUUUGAGGAGGACUUCAGGUUGCCCGAGGAGGCAGAGACAGAAGAGGAAGAGGCCUGGGGCUGGGAACUGGUUCCUGAUGAAGACUGGGAAGGUGAAGUGGAGGAGGGCGCCCUGGAGGUGCCGGGGGCGACCAGGAGAGAGGGACAACCGGCAGAGGAAGCACUGAGAGGGAGAGGAAGAGGUCUCAAACCCAAGCUGACGCCAUCGCCCGGUGAGGGCAGGGGUCGUGGCCUCAGGCCUGCCGGAAGGGGCACUCCUCCACCUCCGGAAGAGCCUUUUGGAGGAUACAAACUCAAAGCUGUGCCCCUCAAGUUCAUCAAGAAGCUGGAGGACAUCAUGCUGCUGGAGGCGGAGUCCAUUGGUUCUUCUGCUGUGUUCGAGUGCCAGGUGUCACCGUCCACUGCUGUCACGUCAUGGAUGAAGGACGGCAGCAACCUGCGCGAGAGCCCCAAGCACAAAUUCACCUCUGACGGCAAAGAUCGGAAGAUGAUGGUGAAAGACGUGCAGCUGUCGGACACCGGGGAAUACACCUGCGUCGCUAAAAACGCUGGCAAGGAAAUCACCUGUACCGCCAAGCUCAUUGUUGAAGAGCUCCCUGUAAAAUGGACCAAGGAAUUGGUGCCGGAGAUGUCGGCCGUGAAGGGUCAGCCGCUCUACCUGUCCUGUGAGCUGAACAAGGAGAGAGAUGUCAUCUGGAAGAAGAACGGCGAGCUCCUGAAGAAACAGGAAAAUAAGUUCCAGAUCAAUAUCAUCGGCCUGGUACACGCCGUCACCAUCCAAAAUGCCAUUGAGGAGGACGCCGGGUGCUACUCAUGCGAAGUGGUCAACCAGAAUGAGUUGAAGACAUCAACGAAUGUUAAAGUGACCGAGGUCAUCAAAGAUUGGCUUUCAAGGCCUCUUAGGGACCAGCAUGUGAAACCGAAGGCAACUGCCACCUUUAGAGGCGAGCUGUUUAAGGACACGCCAAAUUGGAAAUGGCUGAAAGGAGACAAGGAGCUGACUGCCUCCGACAAAGUAGAGAUCAACAAGGAUGGGAAGAACCUGACGCUGACCAUCAAGAACUGCCAGCCUGACGACGUGUCGGACUACUCCGUGGAGGUGGAGGGACGUGUCUACGCCGCCAAGCUAACGCUAGGAGAGCGUGAGGCGGAGAUCUUGAAGCCGCUGGCCAGUGUGGAGGUGUUCGAGAAGGAAGAUGCUGCAUUUGAGACUGAAAUAUCGGAGGAUGACAUUCCAGGGCAAUGGAAGCUCAAAGGGGAGCCUCUGCUGAGAUCCCCGACCUGCGAGAUCCAAAUGGAGGGUGGCGUGCGCCAACUCAAGCUUAAAAAGUGUCAACUGGACCAGUCGGGUGAGGUGUCCUACCAGGCACUGAACGCUCAAACAAGCGCAAUGCUCACCGUAAAAGAAAUCCCAAUGGACUUUGUUGUACCACUGAAGGACGUUAGCGUGCCUGAAAAGAAACAGGCCAAAUUCGAGUGUGCCAUUACCAGAGAUGUCGCCAAAGCCAUGUGGUACAGGGGCAGCGACAUCAUCACGCCAGACACCAAAUAUGACACCGUGGCUGAUGGCAAGAAACACAUGCUGAUCAUCAACUGCUGCGAGUUUGACGAUGAGGACGAAUACAGGAUUGAGGUUUUGGGCAAAGAGUCCAAGGCGAGACUCACAGUGGAGGGCAUCAGGCUCAAACUGAUUUCGCCGCUCAAGGACCAAACGGUGAAAGAGGGCAGCACAGUUCUGUUUGAGCUGGAGCUCUCUCAUGAAAACAUUCCAGUCACCUGGUACAGGAAUGAUGUCAAAAUCCAUCCGAGCCGAACGGUGCUCAAGCACGUGGAUGGAAAGCGUCAUGUGCUGGAGAUCAAGGACGUGACUCUAGAUGAUACUUGCCAGGUCAAGGCUGAGGCCAAAGGAGUGUCCUCAAUGGCUAACUUGACCGUCAUAGAGGGAGACGCUUACUUCACGGUCAAACUGCAGGACUACUCAGCAGUGGAGAAGGACAAGGUAGUGCUAGAAUGUGAGCUCAACAAGGAUGUUAAGGUGGUUUGGUACCACAAUGAAGAGGAGGUGAAGGCUUCCAAGGUGGUCGCCAUCAAGGCAGAGGGCACCCGCAGAAUGUUGCUCAUCAGGAAAGUCGCCGACAUAGACAAGGGACAGUACGUGUGUGACUGUGGGACGGACAAGACCACGGCAAGCCUUCACGUUGACGCCCGACACAUCAAAGUGGUGCGGCCAUUGUACGGCGUGGAGGUGCUUGAGGGCGAGACGGCCCGCUUUGAGGUGGAGCUGAGUGAGGACGAUGUGCACAGCCAGUGGAAACUGAAUGGACAAGUCCUAAAUCCGUCUCCCGAUGUGGAGAUGGUGGAGGACGGAACUAAGCACACCCUGGUACUGUACAACUGCAAGCUGCCUCAGACUGGCGAAAUUUCGUUCAGCGCCGCUGACGCCAAGUGCUCGGCCAAUCUGAAAGUGAAGGAGAUUCCCAUUUCUUUCAUCACGCCACUGGCUGACGUGCGCGUCUUUGAAAAGGACGAUGCAAAGUUUGAGCUGGAGGUGUCCAGAGAACCAAAAAGCUUCCGUUGGUUCAAAGGCUCUCAGACACUGUCGAGCGAUGACAAAUAUCAGCUGCUGCAAGACGGAAACAAACACGCUCUUGUCGUCAAAUCUGCCAGAUAUGAAGAUGAAGCCAAGUACCUGUUCGAAGCUGAAGACCAGAGAACAUCAGGGAAGCUGAUAAUUGAAGGUAUCCGCCUCGAGUUUCUCAAACCGAUCAAGGACGUGACGGUGAAGGAGCGGGAGACGGCCGAAUUCAGCGUGGAACUCUCCCACGAAAACAUCCCGGUGCUGUGGUACAAAAACGGUGCACGCCUGCACCCCGGCAAGUUGGUGCACAUGUCAGAGGACGGUAGAGUCCACACGCUGGCCUUCAAGGAGGUCUCUAUUGAUGACACCUCCAUGAUCAAAGUGGAGGCCAUGGACAAGGUGUCCGAGGCCAUGCUCACCGUGCUGGAGGGCGACCUCUACUUCACGUCCAAGCUCCAAAACUACACCGCAAUCGAAAAGGAUGAGGUGGUGCUCUCCUGUGAGCUGAGCAAAGCCAGCGGCGAGGUCCGCUGGUUCAAAGACGGGAACGAACUCUUUGCCUCCAAGAACAUUCUGAUGCAGUCCGACGGCAGGAAGCGCAUCCUCGUGAUCCGCAAGGCAGCCAAGGGAGACAUGGGAGCCUUCACGUGCGACUGCGGCACGGACAGAACCACAGCCCAGCUCAACAUCGAAGAGCGCGACAUCAAGGUGGUGCGACCGCUCUACAGCGUGGAAGUCACCGAGACCGAGACGGCCAAGUUUGAGACGGAGAUCUCAGAGGAGGACCUCCACGCCACCUGGAAGUUGAAGGGCGAGACCCUUCACCCGACUGCCGAUGUGGAGAUCAAGGAAGAAGGCGUCAAGCACACUUUGAUCCUCUUCAACUGCCGCAAGGACAUGGCGGGGGGCGUGGACUUUGCCGCUGCAAAUGCAAAAUCAUCCGCUCAGCUGCGCGUCAAAGCCCGUGUGGUUGACCUGAUGCGGCCGUUGAGCGACGUGGAGGUGACGGCCGGCGAGACGGCCACCUUCGAAUGCGAGCUUUCCUACGAGGACAUCCCCGUGGAGUGGUUCCUGGAGGGCGUCAAGCUGGAGCCCAGCGACCGGGUGGUACUGAAGUCGGAGGGCAAAGUCCAUAGCAUGACUCUAAGGGAUGUUCAGCUGCAUGAAGCGGGACAAGUCCGACUCACCACCAAAGACUGCCGGAGCGAUGCCAGACUCAUCGUCAAAGAGCCACCGGUGGAGUUCACCAAGCCGCUGGAGGACCAGACGGUGGAGGAGGAGGCCACAGCCACUCUGGAGUGUGAAGUCUCCCGGGACAAUGCUGAGGUGUGCUGGUUCAGAGAUGGGAAGGAGAUCCACAAGACCAAAAAGUAUGAGAUGCUUGUGGACGGACACAAAAGGACGCUGCUCAUCCACCGAUGCGCCCUGGACGACUCCUGGACCUACUCCUGCGCUGCCAAAGAAUUCAAGACCUCCUGCUUCCUCAACGUCGAACCUCUGCAUGCAGAAUUUUCCAAGCCACUCCAUGACUUGGAGGUGCCAGAGAAGGAAUCUGCCAGGUUUGAGUGUGAAUUAUCCCGUGAGAAUGUGAAGGUCCGCUGGUUCAAGGACGGGUGUGAAAUCCGAAAAGGGAAGAAGUACGAAAUUUCUGCUCUGGGACGCCAACACGUCCUUGUUGUGCACAAGUCGGUGAUGGAUGAUGAAGCCGAGUAUGAGUGCGACGCCAAGACCUCCAAGACCUCCGCCAUGCUUACUGUUAUCGAGGAGGAGGCCAAGUUCACCAAGAACCUGUCCAACGUGGAGGGAACAGAGACCGACAGCGUCAAGCUCAUCUGCGAAGUCUCCAAACCCGAGGCUGACGUCAUCUGGUACAAGGGCGACGAGGAGUUACCGGAGGGCGGCCGCUAUGAGCACAUUGUGGACGGCAAGAGGAGGAUCCUCCUCAUUCAGGACCUGAAGAUGCCGGACGCCGGAGAGUACAACUGCCGGCUCAGUCCCAGGGUCAGAACCUCAGGAAACCUCAGGGUCAACGAACUGGCGGCCGAGUUUCUCUCCAGGCCUCGCAGCAUUGAGGUGGUCGAGGGCGAAAAGGCCGAGUUCACCUGCACCGUUUCCAAGGAGACCUUUGAGGUUAAAUGGCAGAAGGACGCCGAGGAGCUGGAGGCCGGGGACAAGUACCAGAUGAUUAGUGAUGGCAAGAGAAGGACUUUGGUCAUCACGAACUGUGAGCUCAGCGACGAGUGCAAGUACCUGGUCGCGAUAGGAGCCACCAGAGCCAGCGCCCAUCUGACAGUGCUUGAGAAGCUGAGGAUCAUCACGCCGCUAAAGGACACGGAGGCCGGCGAAGGUCAGGAAGUGGUCCUGAAUUGCGAGGUGAACAAUGAGGGGGCCAAAGCCAAGUGGCUGAAAAACAAGGAGACGGUUUUCGAAAGCAGCAAGUACGUGAUGGGUCAGCGAGAUAACAUCUUCUCGCUGAGGAUCCGAGAUGCGCAGCAGGGCGACCGAGCCAACUACAGCAUCCACCUAAGCAAUCACAGAGGAGAACAGGCCGAGAGCUCCUGCGGACUUGUCGUCAAAGAGGAACGUUUGAGGAUUGUGGUCCCUCCGGAGGACGUGGACACGCAGGAGAAGAAGACUGUCAGCUUCUCUUGCAAGGUCAACCGCCACAACGUAACUCUGAAGUGGUUCAAGGCUGGCGAGGAGGUGACUUUCAGCAAGCGCCUCGUCUACCGGGUGGACAAAGACAAGCACACGCUGACCAUCAAGGACUGCACGUUGGCGGACGAGGGCGAGUACACGGUGGUGGCCGGCGAUGACGAGUCGAAGGCCGAGCUGAUCAUUAGCGAGGCGCCCGCCGACUUUGCCAUGCACGUGAAGGACCAGACCGUCACCGAGUUCGAGGACGCCGAGUUCUCCUGCAAGCUGACUAAAGCGAAGGUCGAGGUCAAGUGGUACAGGGACGGACGCGAGAUCAGAGAAGGACCCAGAUACACGUUUGAAAAAGAUGGAAACAUGUGCUACUUGCGCAUCAAAGAGUGUCGACCGGACGACGAGUGCGAGUACGCGUGCGGCGUCGACGACAAACGGUCCAGAGCCAGGCUCUUUGUGGAAGAGACCCCAGUGGAGAUCGUCAGGCCACCGCAGGACAUUUUGGAGCCGCCCGGCUCGGACGUGGUGUUUGAGGUGGAGCUCAACAAGGACAGAGUCCAAGUCAAGUGGUUGAGGAACAACAUGACCGUCGUGCAGGGAGACAAAUACCAGAUGAUGAGCGAAGGGAAAGUCCACCGGCUGCAGGUCUCCGAGAUCCGUCCUCGAGACCAGGGCGAGUACAGAGUGGUGGUCAAGGACAAAGACGCCAAGGCCAAGCUGGAGCUGGCGGCGGCGCCCCAGAUCAAGACCACUGACCAAAACUAUGUCACCGACUCGGGGAAACCAUUGGUCAUGACGGUUCCCUACAGCGCCUACCCUCAAGCCAAGGCCGACUGGCUGUAUAACAACUUGAGUCUGCCCCAGGAUAGCGUCUACACUUCUCCCGACUGCACAGAGUACCGGAUGAAGGACCCCAGAAAGUCUGACGAGGGUCGCUACAAGGUCAUCAUAAAGAACAAACACGGAGAGGGCGAAGCCUGCGUCAACCUGGAUGUGAUCGAUGUCCCAGGGCCUGUGAAGAACCUGCAGGUCGUGGACACUGCUGACGGUGAAGUCAGCUUGACGUGGGAGGAACCAGAGAACGACGGCGGAAGCAAAGUCAUCGAGUAUGUGGUGGACAGACGGGACGUGAAACGCCACACAUGGACGCUGGCCACGCAGCACGCAGAGAGCCCAGAGUACACCGUGACCGGACUCCAGAAGGACUCCAUGUACCUCUUCAGAGUCUGCGCCCGAAACCGAGUUGGUAGCGGGCCCCACGUGGAAACGGACCAACCCGUCCAGGCCAAGAACAAGUUUGAUGUUCCCGAUCCUCCCCGUAACGUGACGGUGGGGAAGGUCUCCAAGUUUGGUUGCACCGUGUCCUGGGAGCCGCCCGAGUCGGACGGCGGCUCGCCCAUCACCUCUUACGUCGUGGAGCUCCGUGACAGGACAUCGGUCAAGUGGUCACCGGUCCAGGUGACCAAGGCCGACGAGCUGAGCGCCGUGGUCAAUGACGUCAUUGAGAAUAAGGAGUACAUCUUCAGAGUCAAGGCGGAGAACAAAGCCGGCGUCGGAAAGCCCAGUGCCGCGACCAAUCCCGUCACGAUCAUGGAUGCUAUCGAGCGUCCCAGUCCGCCUCAAAACCUGGCAUGGCAGAACCAGAACAAGAGCUCCGUGCAACUGAGCUGGGAGACUCCGCUGAGUAACGGCGGGAGCGUGAUUACCGGAUACAUCCUGGAGCGCUGUGAGGACGGAAGCGAUAAGUGGCUCCGCUGCAACACUCGCCUCUGCCCUGACCUCUUCUAUAAAGUGUCAGGACUCCAAUAUGGAAGUUAUUACAACUAUCGAGCAUUCGCCGAAAACGCUGCCGGAAUCUCAGACCCAUCCAAUGUCAUCGGACCCCUGCUGGCCGACGACCCGCACACCGGACCCACCAUGGACCUGAGUGGUUUCAAAGACGGCCUGGAGGUGAUUGUUCCGAAUGCUCUCACCAUCAGAGUCCCCAUCACCGGAUAUCCUGUCCCCGUCGCCAAAUGGACAUUUGGGGAGAGGGAGCUGACCGGUGCCGACGAACGCAUCAGGGUCACCACCAGGUCCACGUUUGCGGAGCUUGUGGUGACUCCCAGCGUCCGUCCAGACAAAGGCACCUACGCCCUGCAGCUGGAGAACGAUGUCUCGUCCGUCUGCGGGGAGAUCGAAGUCAAUGUCAUUGCCGCUCCGAGCGCACCGAAGGACUUCAAAGUUCCGGAAGUGACCCGGGAGCAUGUUCGCCUGAGCUGGGAGCCUCCAGAGCACGACGGAGGAAGUCCUCUGACAGGCUACCAGGUGGAGAAACGAGAGGUUUCCCGCAAGACCUGGGUCAAGGUGGCCUCAGGCAUCCAGGAUCUGGAGACGACCGUCACAGAUGUGAUUGAAGGCAAGGAGUAUCUCUUCAAGGUCACAGCCUGCAAUAAGUGUGGUCCCGGAGAGCCGGCCUACAUCGACGAGCCUGUCAAUGUCUCCUCUCCUGCCACCGUCCCUGACCCACCGGAGAACCUGCGAUGGAGAGACAAGUCGGCCAGUGGGAUUUUCCUGACCUGGGAGCCUCCCAGGUACGACGGCGGCAGUAGCAUCCGUGGCUACAAUGUCGAACGCUGCAAGAGAGGAAGCAAUCAGUGGGAGCCCUGCGGAGACCUGGUCCCCGAACUCAAGUGCCAAGUCACCGGUCUGACUGAGGGCGAGUGGUAUUCGUACCGAGUCCGAGCCCUGAACCGACUCGGAGCCAGUCGGCCCUGCAAGGCCACCGAUGAAAUCCAGGCUGUAGACCCCAAAGAGCCACCAGAGAUCUAUCUGGACGCCAAGCUGCUUGCCGGUCUGACUGCCAAAGCAGGCAGCAGAAUUGAACUCCCCGCCGAGGUGACAGGCAAACCUGAGCCCCGGGUCAAGUGGACCAAGGCCGACCUAGUCCUCCAACCAGACGACCGAGUCAAUAUCUACACUACGCUGGGACACUCCACCCUCACCGUCUCCAAGACCAAGCGGGACGACAGCUCGACUUACAUCAUAGAGGCCACCAACACCUGCGGCCGGGCCACCGCCACCGUUGACGUCAACAUUCUUGACAAACCCGGCCCCCCUGCGGCCUUUGACAUUUCUGAAAUUACCAAUGUGUCCUGCUUCCUGGCCUGGAACCCGCCGCGUGACGACGGAGGCUCCAGAGUCACCAACUACAUCAUUGAGCGCCGCGCUGCCGACAGUGAGAUUUGGCACCGGCUCUCGUCCACCAUCAAACAGACCACCUACAGGGCGGUUGACCUGGUCAAGUUCAAGGAGUACAUUUUCAGGGUCUUUGCCGAGAACCAGUUCGGUGUGGGCCCACCAGCCGAACAUGAGCCCAUUAUCGCCAGAUACCCCUUCGACACCCCCGGUCCCCCUUACAAGCUGGAACCUUCGGACAUUGCCAAAGACUCGCUGACUCUCAGCUGGUAUGAGCCCGAUGAGGACGGGGGAAGCCCGAUCACCGGCUACUGGGUAGAGCGGUACGAGCCUGACCACGACAGGUGGAUCCGAUGCAACAAGCUGCCCAUCAAGGACACAAACUACAGGAUCAAAGGUCUUCCCACAAGAAAAAAGUACAAGUUCAGAGUCCUGGCUGAAAAUCUGGCCGGAACUGGAAAACCAAGCAGGGAAACUGAACCGAUCCUUGUGAAAGAUCCGAUCGAUCCUCCGUGGCCUCCUGGCAAACCGACCGUGAAGGAUGUGGCCAAGAGCUCCUGCUUCCUGAUGUGGACCAAGCCGGAGCACGACGGGGGCGCCAAAAUCGAUGGCUAUGUCAUCGAGAUGCUCAAGAGCGGCACCACCGAUUGGAUCCGCGUGGCCGAGGGCGUCAGCAGGACCGAGUACUUCCUGAAGGGACUGAUGGAGAAGCAGGAGUACUCGUUCAGGGUGCGAGCUGUCAACGUGGCCGGGGAGAGUGAGCCCAGCGAGCCCAGCGACCCAGUCCUCUGCAAGGAGAGACUCAACACCCCUUCGGCCCCGCGCUGGCUGGAGGUCACCGGCAUCAGCAGGAAGAGCGCCGAGUUGAAGUGGACCGUGCCCGAGCGCGACGGAGGCUCGCCCAUCACCAACUAUGUGGUGGAAAAACGGGACGUCCGGCGUAAAGGCUGGCAGGCCGUGGACACCACCGUCAAAGAGCUCAAGUACACGGUGGCGCCGCUCAACGAAGGCUCGCUCUAUGUGUUCCGCGUGGCGGCCGAGAACGCCGUCGGCCUCGGGCCCUUCUGCGAGCUGGAGGACUCCGUGCUUGCCAAGGACACUUUCACCACUCCCGGGCCACCGUACGCCCUCGCCGUGGAUGCCGUGACCAAAAGAUACGUGGACCUGCAGUGGGAAGCGCCCAAAAACGAUGGUGGCAGACCCAUUCUCAGGUAUUCUGUUGAGAAGAAGGAGAAGCUCGGAACCCGCUGGGUGAAGUGCGGAAAGACUUCCGGGCCGGACUGCAAGUACAGAGUGACAGACGUUAUUGAGGGAACAGAGGUUCAGUUCCAAGUCCGCGCCGAGAAUGAGGCCGGAAUCGGACAUCCAAGCGAACCCACCGAGAUCUUGACCAUUGAAGACCCAACAGGUGUCCCGUCGCCUCCCGUCGAGCUGCACGUGACGGCCGCCAGCCGGGACUUCCUGUCCAUCGGCUGGAAGCCUCCGCAGAGGGACGGUGGUUCCCCCAUCACCGGUUACCACAUUGAGAUGUGUGAGGCUGGGACAGAGAAAUGGAUGAGGGUUAACUCUCGUCCCGUCAAGGAACUGAAGUACACCGUGAAAGAAGGUGUUGUUCCCGAGAAGGAGUACGUCUUGAGAGUGAGAGCCGUCAACUCCGUCGGAGUCAGCGAGCCCUCCGAUAUCUCUGAGAACGUCGUUGCCAAAGAUUCCGACUGCAACCCUACGCUAGAAUUCCAGACUCUGGACAUAGUUGUGGUGGAGACAGAGAAGCUGCACAUCCCGGUUCCCUUCAAGGCCGUUCCCUCACCCGAGGUCACUUGGCACAAAGACGGCAAGGAGCUGAAGGCCGACGACCGUCGCGGCUUCAGGAAAGAGUAUACUUGCUGUCACUUGGAGGUGGACAGUAGCCUUCACUCUGACGCGGGCCAAUACAAAGUGACUCUGGAAAAUCGUCUCGGCGCUGCCAGUGCCACUGUCAACGUCAAAGUCAUCGGUCUUCCGGGCCCAUGCAAGGAAAUUGUAGCCUCCGAGAUCACCAAGAGCUCCUGCAAGGUCUCCUGGGAUCCUCCCGACUACGAUGGAGGCACGCCAGUUACUCAUUACAUCCUGCAGCGUCGUGAAGCCGGCCGGAGGACAUAUGUCAACGUGAUGUCUGGAGAGAAUAAAGUGAGCUGGAACGUCAAAGACCUCAUCCCCAACGGAGAGUAUUACUUCAGAGUCCAGGCCGUAAACAAGAUUGGAGGAGGGGAGUUCAUUGAGCUACGCAACCCUGUCAUCGCCGAGGACCAGAAACAUCCUCCUGACCCACCCGUGGAUGUGGAGACCCACAAUCCCACAUCGGGCACCAUAACACUGACCUGGAAGCCGCCCAUGUAUGACGGAGGUGCCAAGAUCAUGGGUUACAUCUUGGAGCGGCAGCUGAAGGGCGAGGACCGGUGGGAGAGGUGCAACGACUUCCUGGUUCCGGUGCUUUCGUACACCGUUAGAGGGCUAAAGGAGGCACAGAGCUAUGCCUUCAGAGUCCGAGCAGAAAAUUCAGCCGGUGUCAGCGAUCCGUCUCGCAGCACCCUGUUUGUCAAGGCCUUGGAUGCAAUCGAUGCUCCGAAGGUCUUCCUGAGCGGCAGCCUUCAGUCUGGCCUGAACGUGAAGCGAGGCAGCGAGAUCCGGCUAGAGGCUAAUAUCUCCGGCUCACCGUACCCUGAGAUCACCUGGUUCUGGAACAACCAGGUGAUCCGGCCUGAGCCGCUUCGUAGGAGGCCGGAGAGACCGCUGAAGAAGAAGGUGGAGGUGAAGAAGGAGGAGUCUGAAGGAGAGAAGAAAGAGCAGGACCUCGGAGAAGUGAAGGAUGCAGAGGAGAAGAAGGAAGAGGUGGCAGAGCAGGAGGUGGAGGAGACGGACUUCCCGACAAUCGGCGAGCGGUUGACCAUCAACAACAGCAGGAGGGGCGAGUCCACGGCAGUUAUCAAGGACUCACUGCGUCUUGACCACGGCGUCUACAUGGUGAAGGUGGAGAAUGACCACGGCGUCGCUUCAGCCACCUGCGAGGUCAACGUCCUUGACACUCCUGGACCUCCAAUUAACUUCCGCUUCGAAGAGGUGAGGAAGAACUCUGUGAUCUGCAAAUGGGAUCCCCCGAAAGAUGACGGCGGCAGCGAGAUCCUCAACUACACGCUGGAGAAGAAGGACAACUCCAAGACAGAGCUCGGCUACAGCUGUGUCACCGCCACACUUCGAGGAUGUCGCUAUCUGGUGCCCAAACUCAUUGAAAAGAAGGAGUACAUCUUCAGAGUUGUCGCUGAGAACAAGUAUGGAGCUGGUCCGCCAUGCAUCUCCAAGCCUCUUGUUGCCAAGAAUCCCUUCGAACCUCCCGAGGCUCCAGAGAAGCCGGAAAUAGAUGAUGUCACGGCCCACAGCAUGCUGGUCAUCUGGAAGGAGCCAAACGACAAUGGCAGCCCCAUCCUGGGCUACUGGGUAGAGCGUCGGGAGAUCAACAGUUCCCACUGGGCUCGGGUCAACAGAAACAUGGUCUCUUCCACCGAGCUGAAUGUAGAAGGACUCGUUGAGGGCUUAACCUACAUCUUCAGAGUGGCGGCCGAAAAUCAGGCGGGCCCCGGAAAGUUCAGCGUGCCUUCAGAUCCUAAAACAGCACAAGCCCCGAUUCUACCUCCAGGACCACCAAACCCCCGAGUGGUGGCAACCACUGACCACUCGAUUGACGUUGAGUGGGAUGCACCCGCUGACAAUGGAGGCGGCGAGAUCCUGGGAUACCACGUGGAUAAGACUAUUGCUGGUAGCAAAGACUGGUCCAGGUCUACAGAACGUCCGUGGAAGACCCGGGCAUUUACGGUGUAUGGAGUCCGUGAGGGAGCCAAGUACCUGGUCAGAGUCAUUGCCAUUAACGCUGCUGGAGAGGGCGCCGCGGGUUUCACCGAGUCAGUGUUCGUCAGGAAUCCCGCAGAAAUGCCUGCGGUGGAACUGGACAUUUUGGUCAGGAACGGUGUGGUCAUCAGAGCUGGCGAGACGCUUCGUGUUCCGGCGCUGGUCACCGGUAAACCCUACCCAACUAUCACUUGGACCGUGGAGGAUAAAAAACCCGACAAAGACCGCGUCGAGAUCCUCACCGAAGGCAACAACAGCAUUGUGUUCAUCAAAAGCGUGCAGCGGAAGGACUGCGGCAAAUAUCUCAUCUCGGCGUGUAACCCGAGCGGCACCAGGUCGGCCUUCACCCGGGUGGAGGUCAUGGAUGUUCCCGGACCAGUCACUGACCUGAAGCCAGUGGUGGUGACCAGAAAGAUGAUCUUCCUGAAUUGGGAUGACCCAGUGGACGACGGUGGAAGUGACCUGACCGGCUUCCUGGUGGAGCGCAAAGAUGCCAAAAUGCACACGUGGAGGCAGCCCGUUGAAACCGCCUCCUCCAAAUGUGAGUGCGUGGGCAUCAUGGAGGGACAAGAGUACAUGUUCCGUGUCAGUGCCAAGAACAAGUACGGCAUGGGCCCGCCUGUCGAACUGGGACCCAUCAAAGCUGUGGACCCACAAGGACCACCGUCACCGCCUGAGAAGUUCCACUACACGGAGCGCACCAAGAAUUCCAUCACGCUAGCAUGGAAGCCGCCUCGCAAUGAUGGAGGCAGCCCCAUCAUCGGCUACUUUGUGGAGAAGAAGCGUCAAGACAAGCAGGCUUUUGAGCCUUGCAACACGGAAAUCUGCCCUAACUUGAGCAUGGCGGUGGAGGGCCUCGAUGAGGCCUGGAUGUACGAGUUCAGGAUCAAGUGCGCAAAUCUGAUUGGAGAAAGCGACCCGUCCUUUGCGCUGACCGUGGUCAUCCAAGACGAUGAAGUGGCCCCCGAGAUCCACAUGCUGAAGAUAUUCAAGGGCGACAGCAUCACGGUGAAAAGGGGCGAGCGCGUCGAGAUCCCCGCCGACAUCCUCGGCCUCCCCAUCCCCAAAGUGGAGUGGUCCAAAGACGACGUGGUGCUGGAGAAGCCCACGGAAAGUCUGCUGAUGGAGACGACGGUGACGGGCAGGAUGAACUGCACGUCCACUCUGUCCAUCCCCGCCGCCGAGCGCAAGGACCGUGGCAGCUACACCAUCUCGGCCUCCAACAACAUGGGCUCAGCCAGUCACACCACUUCUGUCAUGGUGCUAGACCGGCCGCUUCCUCCCAGAAACGUGGCGGUGUCCAACAUCAAGGCGGAGUCCUGCCAGUUGCACUGGGACGCCCCCUUGGAUGAUGGCGGCAGCGAGCUGACCAACUAUAUCGUUGAAAAGAAGGAUGUGCUCACAGAGGAAGCGGAGGAAGAGGCACGGGAAGCGGAACCUCAGUGGGUGGAGCUCACCAACAGCAUCAUUGACAGGAAGUACCGGGUGUGGAAGUUGGAUACCAACAAAUCCUACCUGUUCCGCGUCAGAGCCCAGAACCGCUAUGGCAAGUCUGACCCUUGUGCCACGGAGGAAGUUCAGAUCACAGACCCCUUCGGACUCCCCGGCCCGCCGGAGAAACCGAGCAUCACUGAGUAUUCCAAGAACUCCAUGACCCUGACCUGGGAGCCACCGAGGGACAACGGUGGCUCCAUGAUCAUUGGCUACUGGCUGGAGAAGAAAGAAAGAGGCUCUGCCUACUGGGCAAGAGCCAAUAAGAUGCCGGUCACCAAGAGGGGCAUGAAAGGCUGGGAGUACCAGGUAACUCGCCUGUUUGAAGGAUGUGAGUACGAGUUCCGAGUCGCUGCCUUCAAUUCAGCCGGAACGGGACCGUUCAGCGCACCGUCUGACCCAGCAUUUGCCGUCGACCCUCUGACUCCUCCCAGCAUGCCCGCCGCUCCCGUGGUGGCCGACAAGACCAAGCACAAUGUCACUCUCACUUGGAAGCCGCCGGAGAAGGACGGUGGGAGCCCCAUCAAGGGCUACAUCGUCCAGAUCCAGGACGAGGGCAAAUCCGAUUGGGUGAGGGUGAACGAAGAGCUGCACCCCACCACCGAGUUCACUGUGCCCAGCCUCCGUGAGCUGAAGCGCUACCGCUUCAGAAUCAUUGCCGUCAACGACGUUGGCGAAUCGGACCCCAGCCCCCGCACCAGCGAGGUCUUGAUCGAAGAGAUCCAGUUGCCGCCCUCCAUCACCAUUGAUGUUUUGGUGAAUGACCUGCUCUAUGUACGUGCCGGAGAUCCUAUCAGGAUCCCUGCCACCAUCAAGGGUCGUCCUGUCCCCAAGGUGACGUGGGACUUUGAGGGCAAAGCCAAAUCUCACAAGAAGAACAAGCUGCACACACUUCCCGUGGACUCGGAGGUCGAGUCCACAGACACCACGUCCGUUGUGACCAUCCCUGUUAGUUUGAGGACCCACUCUGGACGCUACACCAUCACGGCCAAGAACAAGUCUGGACAGAAACACGUCAACGUCAGAGUCAACGUCCUCGAUGUUCCCGGACCUCCGAAAGAUCUGAAGGUGACGGACAUCACCCGGUCAACCAUGAGACUGAUCUGGAAGCUGCCCGACAACGAUGGUGGAGAGAGAAUCAAAAGCUACUACAUUGAGAAAAAAUGUGUCACCGACAAGGCCUGGACAAAGGUGAAUGCGGCCUGCGCCAGUCAAGCCUUCGUUGUCCCAGGCCUCCUGGAGGGACAGGACUACCUGUUCAGAGUGCGGGCCGAGAACCGGCUGGGCUUCGGUCCGUUUACCGUCACCGCUGAUCCCGCCCGGGCCAGGGACCCCAUCUACCCGCCGGACCCGCCUACCAAGCUGAAGGUCACCUUGGUGACCAAGAACACAGUGACCCUGACCUGGGAGCCUCCCAAAAACGACGGCGGCUCUCCUAUCAAACAUUAUGUGGUGGAGCGCUUGAGCUGGGACACCAGCGGCAAAGAGAAGGAAACGUGGAAGCAGUGCAACAAGCGAGACGUGGAGGAGCUCAGCUUCGUGGUGGAGGACCUUAAGGAGGGCGGUGAGUACGAGUUCCGAGUGAAAGCUGUGAACGAGGCCGGACCCAGUCGACCCUCGGCCACCGCCGGGCCGCUCACCAUCAAGGACCAGACCUGCCCACCCGCCAUCGAGCUGCGGGAGGCACUGGAGGGCGAGGAGGGCUGUGACAUCAGCCUGCCGGCCAAGGUGAGCGGCUGCCCCUUCCCCAGCCUCUCGUGGCACAAGGCCAGCCUGGCGGCGCCCGAGCAGAAGGCGGCCGUGCGCUACGACCAGCGCAUUGCCAAGCUGUUGACGCAGGACAAGUGCACGUUGCUGCUGCAGCAGGCCACGCGGGAUGACAGCGCCCUCUACAGCCUGACCGCCAGCAACGCCCUGGGCACCGUCACCAAGGACGUCAAACUCUCUGUCUUUGGACCUCCCGGCCCCCCUGUGGGACCGAUGAAGUUCACCGAGGUGUUUGCGGAGAGGAUCGGCCUGGCCUGGAAGCCGCCCCUGGACGACGGCGGCUCCAAGAUCACCAACUACGUGGUGGAGAAGCGCGAGGACAACCGCAAGUCAUGGGUGCACGUGUCCAAUGACCCCAAGGACUGCGCGUACCUGGUGACACGGCUCACGGAGAACCACGAGUACGAGUUCAGAGUCAUGGCGCAGAACAAGUUUGGAAUCGGGCUGCCGCUCCUCAGCGAGCCGGAGAAGGCCAGGAACCUCUUCACCGUUCCUGGCCAGUGUGAGAAGCCCACCGUGACAGACGUGUGUCUGGAGUCCAUGACGGUUAACUGGGAGGAGCCCAAAUACGACGGCGGCUCGCCGGUCACCGGCUACUUCAUCGAAAAGAAGGAGACCACCAGCAAGCGCUGGGCUCGGGUCAACCGCGAGCCCAUCCGGGCCCUGCCGCUGGGAAACAACUGGGACGUCACCGGCCUGGUGGAGGGCUCCAUGUACCAGUUUCGGGUCAGCGCUGCCAACGCCGCCGGAUGCGGACUACCCAGCGUACCCUCUGACCCCGUGCUCUGUAGGGACCCCAUCAAGCCUCCCGGUCCGCCCACACCCAAGGUGACGGACUGGACCAGGUCCACAGUUGAGCUGGAAUGGAUUCCUCCCCUGGUGGACGGAGGCUCCAAGGUGACCGGCUACAUUGUGGAAUUCAAGGAGGUGAGCAGGGAGGAGGAGGAGAAGAAGGCUCAGAGGAAGUUGCUUUUACUGAGCAGCGCUGACGAGAAGGAGCCCGAGGCCCCGGAGAGCUGGCGCAAGGCCAAGGACACGGAGAUCAGAGGAACCAAGUUUGUGGUGGCCGAUCUCAAAGAAGGUGCUCUGUACCGCUUCAGAGUCAAAGCUGUGAACGCCGCCGGCGUCGGCGAGCCGGGACUCGUUUCGGAGCUGAUCGAAGCCAGAGACAGGACAAUUGCGCCCGAGAUGGACCUUGAUGCCUCUGUCAAGGAGAAGAUCGUGGUCCACGCAGGCGGCACCAUCCGAAUUAUCGCCUACGUGUCUGGGAAACCGGCGCCGCGCAUCAGCUGGUGCCGAGAUGAUGGCGAGGUGCCCAAAGAGGCCGCAGUGGAGACCACGGGCAUCUCCAACUCACUGGUCAUCAAGAACUGCAAACGCCAGCACCAGGGCAUCUACACGCUUUGCGCAAAGAACGAAGGCGGCGAGAGGAAGAAGGCCGUCAUCGUCGAGGUCCUGGACGUCCCCGGACCGGUGGGCCUCCCCUUCGCUGGUGAGAACCUGACCAACGACUCGUGCAAGCUGACCUGGUAUUCCCCCGAAGACGACGGCGGCUCGGCCAUCACCAACUACAUCAUUGAGAAGCGGGAGUCGGACCGCAUGGGCUGGACUUCGGUCACCUACACGGUCACCAGGAACAACGCCGUGGUGCAAGGCCUGCUGGACGGGAAGGGAUACUUCUUCAGGAUUGCCGCCGAGAACAUCAUCGGCAUGGGACCCUUCGUGGAGACGGACAGAGUCGUGCUCAUCAAAGAGCCCAUCUCCGUACCCGAGCGUCCGGAGGACCUGAUCGUCACGGCCGUCGCCAAGGACUCCAUCUCGGUGGCUUGGAGGCCGCCUAAGUACGACGGAGGCGCGGAGGUGACCCGCUACGUCCUGGAGUCUCGCGUGGUUGGCCGAGACACCUUUGUUGGCGUGGGUGGUAGCGACAAGCUGAUGGACAGGAAAUUCACGCUGAGUGGACUCAAGGACGGCUCCAGCCACGAGUUCAGAGUGGCGGCCGUCAACUUGGUGGGACAGGGCAAAUUUUCCUUUGCCACCAAACCCGUCCAGUGCAAGGACGAGCUGGAACCACCCAAUCUGGAGCUGGACUUCCGAGACAGGAUGCUGGUGAAGGUGGGAGACAGCUGCACGCUGUCGGGACGCUACGGCGGCAAGCCCGCGCCGAGCGUCACCUGGACCAAGAACGAGGAGGAGCUGAAGCCCGACGAGGACGUGGCCGUCCGCAGCAGCGCCAGGCAUCUCAGUCUGGACUUCAUCAAGGCUAGGCGGGACCACAGCGGACGCUACCGCGUCAGCGUGGACAACCCGGCCGGGACGCGAACCGGAAUCUGCGCGCUCACCGUCGUCGACCGGCCUCAGGCUCCCGAGGGCCCCGUCGUCUUUGAGGAGGUCUACAGAGACCACAUGCUCAUUUCCUGGAAACCUCCCCUGGACGACGGUGGAUGCGCCAUCUCCAACUACGUCGUCGAGAAGAGAGACACCAAUCGAGACCUGUGGAUGCCCGUCACUGCGUCCUGCACCAGGACCACCUGCAGGGUGCCAAAACUGAUUGAGGGUCGUGAGUACAUCGUCAGGAUCAUGGCCCAGAACAUCUACGGCAUCAGCGAACCGCUGCUGUCCGCCGAGAUCAAGGCCAGAGAGAUGUUCAAGGUACCCGACGCUCCCAAGCAGCCCACCGUCAAGGACGUGCACCACGACCGCGCCCUGGUUCGCUGGGAGCCUCCACCUGAUGGAGGGAAGCCGAUCACGGGCUACAUCGUGGAGAGGAAAGAGACCAUGGCUAAUAGGUGGGUCCGCUGCAACACAGAAAAGAUCCAUCCCAAGGUGGAGUACUUGGUCCUGGACCUGCUCAAGGGUUGCGAGUACGAAUUCAGAGUCAGCGCCGAGAACGCGGUGGGCAUUGGUGACCCCAGCCCGCCGUCUAAGCCCGUCUUCGCCAAAGAUCCCAUCGUGAAGCCAAGCCCGCCACAAAAUCUCAAGGCCGUGGACCACACCAAGGAGUCCGUGACUCUCUCCUGGGAUCCGCCCGCCGACACCGGCCGAGGCAAGAUAUUCGGCUACCUGCUGGAGUUCCAGAAGGCCGGCGAGGAGGACUGGCAGAAGGUCAACCAUACUCCAGAUUCUUGCCAGGGGACCAAGUUCAAGGUGGUGGGCUUGGAGGAUGGCGCCCUCUACCGCUUCAGAGUGAAGGCCGUCAACGCUGCCGGGGAGUCUGACCCGACAUAUAUCAAAGAACCAGUCAGAGUGAAGGACCGACUCGAAGCGCCAGAGUUGAUUUUGGACGCCGGUAUGACUCGGGAGGUGAAGGCCCUGGCCGGCACCCACAUCACUCUCAUGGCCACCAUCAAGGGCAUCCCCUUCCCCUCCGUAGUCUGGAAGAAAAACAACACCGACGUUCCCACCAGGGCCGACAUCGAGACCAACCAAGAGGGGACUAAGCUGGAGAUGAGGUUCUGCAACCGUGGUGACUGUGGAGACUACACGCUCACAGUCGAAAACCCCGCCGGCUCCAAGACAGUCACGUGCACCGUCUUGGUCUUUGAUAAACCUGGUCCUGUCCAGCACCUUCGCGUGUCAGAUGUCAGGAGCGACUCGGCGUACCUGUCCUGGAAAGACCCGGAGGACAACGGAGGCACUCGCAUCACCAACUUUGUGGUGGAGAAGAAAGACACAGGGUCCACUCAGUGGGUUCCCGUGUGCUCCACGUCCAAGAAGCGCAGUAUGAUGCUCAAGCACCUGACGGAGGGACUGGCCUACACCUUCAGAGUUGCGGCUGAGAACCAGUAUGGCCGCAGCGAAUACGUGGAAACGCCGAAGGCCAUCAAAGCCAUGAAUCCGCUCUUCCCUCCCGGUCCUCCCAAAGAUCUUCACCACGUCGAUGUGGACAAGACAGAGGUGUGGCUUGCCUGGAACUGGCCCGACCGAAACGGUGGAAGUGAGAUUACGGGCUUCUUGGUGGAGUAUCAAGAAGAAGGAGCGAAGGACUGGCACGAGUGGCAGACAGUCAGCAUCCCGGAAAGUCACGUGACAGGUCUGGAAGAAGGCAAGACCUAUCGCUUCCGAGUGAGAGCCGAGAAUGUCAUUGGCCUCAGCAGACCCGACACCACCGUACCCAUCCUCUGCCAAGAGAAGCUGGUGCCUCCGAUACUUGAGGUGGAUCUCAAGCUGACGGAAGGCAUCAUCGUGAAGGCGGGCUCCACCAUCAGACUACCCGCCAUCAUGAGGGGAAUGCCCAUCCCUACCGCCAAAUGGUCCAUUGACGGAGAGGAGCUCAGCAACGGAGGCAAGAUCAAGAUUGACACCGACAACUUCUCUACCGUCCUCAGCAUCACCGACUGCACCAGAAGUCAUACUGGCACCUACCUGCUCACCGUGUCCAACCUCGCCGGCACCAAGACGGCAGCCCUCAACGUCACCGUUCUGGACGUCCCCGCGGCGCCCAUUGGACCCGUCAACGUACUCGAGGUGUCUCCUGACGCCAUGACCAUCGAGUGGCGCCCUCCCAAGGAUGACGGUGGCAGCCCCGUCACCAACUACGUCGUGGAGAAGAGAGAUUCCAACAAGGAGACCUGGGGAGGCGUUAGCUCCGGCAGCCUGGCCACCAAUCUCAGGAUCGUGCGCCUGCAGAAGGGCGUCGAGUAUGUGGUCCGCAUUCGCGCAGAGAACAAAAUGGGCAUCGGGGCGCCGCUGGAGAGCAAGCCAACGGUCGCCGAGCAUUCCUUCAUGCCGCCCAGUCCACCUGGUAAGCCGCUGGCCCACGACGUCUCCGAGGACGCCGUUACGGUCGGCUGGACCAUGCCCUUGUCUGACGGUGGUAGUCAGAUCACCGGGUACAUCCUUGAGCGCAGACACAAAGGAGGAAAGUGGAUCCGUGUGAACAAGACGCCCUGCAAAGACCUUCGCUACAGAGUCCAGGGCUUGUUUGUGGGCAACGAAUACGAAUUCAGAGUCUUUGCUGAGAACAUUGCCGGCUACAGUGGCCCCUCACCCAUCUCCGACCUCUGCAGGCCCUGCCGGCAGAUCACGGUCCCGAGUGCCCCAGUCAACCCCAAAGUCAAAGAUUACAGCAAAUCAACGGCCGACUUGGUGUGGACCAAACCCACCAAAGACGGAGGCAGUCCCAUUCUGGGCUACAGUGUGGAAAUGAAGAAGGUCGACGGAGACUGGAAGAAAGUCAACCUGGACGACUUCAUCAAGUUGUGUGCCUACACGGUGAAGGGGCUCGAGCAGGGUUCUACCUAUAGAUUCAGAGUGUUUGCCUCAAAUAUGAUCGGUGACGGUGAGUCCAGGGAGAUUCCAGAGUCGGUCACGGCUCAAGAUAUUCUGAUCCCCCCGGAGAUCGAAAUGGAUGCCACUUGUCGCGAGCGCAUCACCGUGCGCGUCGGACACAACAUCAAUAUCGUUGGCUACAUCAAGGCCCGUCCCGAGCCAGAAGUGCUGUGGUCCAAGGGGGAGACUGUUCUGGAGAACAGCAAACGUGUAACUAUGCUCCAGAACCUACCUGUGGUCCAGCUGAAGAUCAAAGAGGCCACCAGAGCCGACCACGGCAAAUACACCCUGAAAGCCUCCAAUGAGGGUGGAGAAGCCUCCUGCUGCAUCACUGUUAACGUUCUGGACCGGCCCGGCCAUUGCCAGAACCUCCAUACCACCUACGUCACCAAGGACUCCUGCAUGAUCAACUGGGAGGCCCCGAAAGACAAUGGUGGCUCCGAAAUUAACAACUACAUCGUGGAGUGCAGAGAACCCAGCGUCAGCUUGUGGUCCAUGAUCUCUUCUCAUUGCACCAACCGCAAGAUCAAGACCAAGCUAAUGGAGGGCCACCAGUACCUGUUCCGUGUUUGUGCAGAGAACAAGAUAGGACCCGGGCCCUGUGUGGAGACCAAGGUCCCCGUGUUAGCCAUCGACCCCAUUGAAAAACCAGGCGAGCCUGAGAACUUCAGGGUGGCCGACAUUGGCAAGAACUUCGUCUACCUGAGGUGGAGGAGGCCUGAUUACGAUGGUGGCAGUCCCAACCUCUCCUAUAACCUGGAGUGCAAAGCCAAAGACGCGCAGGAAUGGGAAAAGCUAAACACCGGCAUCCUGACUAACACUUUCUUUUUGGCGGACAAGUGUGUUGAAAACCAGACGUACACUUUCAGGGUGCAAAGCGUCAAUGAAGGAGGAGAGAGCGGGUGGGUGAAAUUGGCCGAUAUCCUGGUGCGAGAAGAGAUCCAGAAGCCAGUCCUUGACCUGAAGCUGUCCGGAACACUGACGGUGAAGGCCGGAGAGUCGGUCAGAAUCGAAGCUGCCUUGAGAGGAAAGCCGCAACCUGAAGUCAAGUGGACCAAGGACAAGGCGGCUGGAGACAAUCCCAGAAUCAGCUACGAGACCGGUUCUGACUACUCCAAGUUCCUUUUGACAAAGUCCCGACGCACUGACUCCGGGAAGUACAUUGUCACCGCCACCAACUCGGCCGGAACCUUCACGGCCUAUGCCAACGUGAACGUCCUGGACGUUCCCGGAGCCGUCAGGAACUUACGAGUCACCGGCAUUGGAGCAGACAAAUGCAGAGUGGUUUGGGACGCACCUGAGGAUGACGGCGGCUGCGAGGUGGACAGCUACAUCUUGGAAAAGUGCGAGACCAGGAGGAUGGUGUGGUCCACGUACUCUGCCUCAGUAGUCACGGCGUACUGCAACGUGACUCGUCUGGUGGAGGGCAAUGAGUAUAUCUUCAGAGUACGGGCCGAGAACAAGAUGGGAACUGGGCCCGCUGUGGAGAGCAAGCCGGUCACAGUCAGGACUCAGUUCAACAGACCUGGACCGCCCGAUGCCCCUGAGGUCACCAAGAUAAGCAAAGAGGAGAUGACGGUGGUCUGGGCUCCUCCCGAGAAUGAUGGAGGAAAGUCCAUCACGGGCUACAUCCUGGAGAGGAAGGAAAAAAGGGCCGUGCGCUGGGUGCCGUGCACUAAGAGUCCAAUCCCUGAGAGACGCAUGAAAGUGACCAACCUGUUACCCAACCACGAGUAUCAGUUCAGAGUCAAGGCUGAGAAUGAGGUCGGUCUGGGAGAUCCCAGCAAACCCUGCAGACCCGUGACAGCCAAAGAUCCCAUUGAACCUCCUGGCCCACCCGCAGGCCUGAAAGUGGCCGACAGCACCAAGACCUCCAUCACUCUUUCCUGGUCUAAACCCGUGUACGACGGAGGCGCGCCAAUCAUCGGCUACAGUCUGGACAUGAGACUGAAGAGUGAGGCCGACCCCGAAAAGCCCACCGCAGGCUGGAAGAGAAUCGACACCAAUGGGCCCUUGGUCCUCCGAGAGUUCACCAUCGGACAGCUGGAUGAGAAACAGGAGUACGAGUUCAAGGUCUCCGCCCAAAACCAGGUGGGAUGGGGACGUCAUGCCUACUUAAAGGAGGCGAUCUCCCCCAAGGAGAUCCUGGAGGCUCCUGAGAUUGACCUGGACGCGAGUUUGAGGAAAGGUCUUUCUGUGCGGGCUGGCUGUCCCAUCCGACUUUUUGCUACCAUCAGAGGACGCCCUGCCCCGAAGGUCACCUGGAAGCGUGUGGGGGUGGACAACGUUGUUCGCAAAGGUCAUGUCGACCAAGUGGACACCAUGUGCUUCCUGGUCAUCCCCGAGAGCACCAGAGAAGAUUCUGGAAAAUACUCACUGACUCUGUCCAACUCGGCCGGAGAGAAGGCCGUCUUUGUUCGUGUCAAAGUCCUCGACACUCCCGGUCCCGUCGGUGGUCUGGAGGCAACUGACGUUACCAAAACAACAGCACAGCUGUCCUGGUUGCCGCCGGAGAAUGACGGCGGCAGCGCCAUCCUCAACUACAUUGUGGAAAAACGGGAGGUGGACAGGAAGACCUGGACCAAAUGCACAGAGGACUUGAAGAAGACUAGCUUCAAGGUGACCAACAUGGCCCCUGGUGUUGAGUACUACUUCCGCGUGAUGGCAGUCAACAAGUAUGGAAUCGGAGUUCCUCAGGAUUCGCCCAAGUCUUACCUGGCCAAGGACCCCAUCAGUGAGCCAGAUCCGCCUAAAAAGAUGGACGUUUUGGAGAUGUCCCGGACCAGCGCAACGCUGGGCUGGCUGAAACCGCUCCGAGAUGGAGGAGCCAAAAUCAACGGCUACGUGGUGGACUACCAGGAGGAGGGGGCGCCGCAGGACAAGUGGACACCAUACUCGGUGGUCAAAGACUUGACCAUCGUGGUGGUGGGCCUGAAGGAAGGGAAGAAGUACAAAUUCAGGGUGGCAGCCAGGAACUCCGUUGGCGUCAGUCUUGCUCGGGAGGCCGAGGGAGUCUUUGAGGCCAAGGAGCAGCUCAUGGCUCCCAAAAUCAUCAUGCCCGACACGGUGACGGUCCGGGCAGGACGCAAAAUGGUGAUCGAGGCCCUGGUGUCAGGUAAACCUGCUCCCUUCUGCAAGUGGAAGCAGGGCAACGAGGACGUCCUGACGUCGGAUCGGCUCUCGGUGGUCAAGACGCUCAGCAGCUGCACAUUGAUCAUCAAGAACGUCAGCCGCGCCGACAGCGGCUACUACAGCCUGUCGGCGGAGAACAGCACGGCCAAAGUCAACCAGAUCCUCAAAGUCAUCGUCAUGGACAUUCCUGGACCCCCAGAAGCUCCGCUGGAGAUCACAGAGCAGGACAUCGACGCCUGCACGCUGCUCUGGAACCCUCCUCAGGAGGACGGCGGCAGCAACAUCACCAACUACAUCGUGGAGAAGUGCGAUGUGAGCCAGGGCGACUGGCUCACCGUGUCAUCUUCCUGCACCAAAACCAGCUUCCGGAUGACCAAACUGAUCACCGGCACAGAGUACACCUUCCGAGUCCGAGCCGAGAACAGGUUCGGCAUUUCGGAGCCCACCUACUCAGAGAAAAUGAUUGCCAGAUAUCCGUUUGACCCUCCCAGUGAGCCCAGGAACCUUCGUGUGAACAAGAUCAACAAGGACUUUGUCAUCCUGUCCUGGGAGCGUCCCACCAGCGACGGCGGAAGCCCCAUUACGGGAUACUGCAUCGAGAAGAAAGAGAGGAACAGUCUGCUGUGGGUCAGGGCCUACGAGUCUGUGGUCAAAUCCACCCAAUUCACCUGCACCGGUCUCAUCGAGGGCCUGGAGUACACCUUCAGGGUGUCUGCCAUCAACCUCGCCGGACAGGGAAAGCCUUGCAAGCAGAUCGAAUUCGUCACAGCCAGGACGGCCGUCGACCCUCCAGGUAAACCCGAGCCUAUGGAUGUGACCAGGAGCUCCGUGUCGCUGGUGUGGACCCGACCCAAGCACGAUGGUGGCAGCAAGCUGAUUGGCUACUUUGUGGAGUACUGCAAGCUCCCCGAGGAGAAGUGGAGCCGCUGCAACAGCAACUGCAUGAGUGUUCAGGCCGAGGACUAUGUGGUGAGCGGUCUGGAAGAGGGCCAACGCUACGUCUUUCGAGUCAUCGCCAAGACGGCCGUCAAUGUCAGCCUGCCCUCAGAGCUGUCCGAUCCCAUCGCCGUCAUCGCAGAGAACGUUCCUCCACGUGUGGAGCUGGGGGUCAACAUGAAGAACCUGAUUGUGGUGAAAGCCGGACAGAAUGUCUUCUUGGAUGCGGAAGUAUUUGGCAAGCCUCUUCCCAAGGUGAGCUGGAAGAGAGACGGCGUUCCGCUCCAUCUGGCGGAGGGAAUGAAGAUGACACAGAAGAAACACGUCCACCUUUUGGAGCUCUACUCCGUCACGAGGAAGGAAUCCGGUGACUACACUAUUCUCGCUGAGAACGUCAAUGGCAGCAAGUACGCCACAAUUAAAGUCAAAGUGCUCGACAAACCAGGUCCUCCUGCUUCAGUGAAAACCACCAAAGUGUUCGCAGACCGCAUCAAGCUGCGGUGGGAACCUCCACUUUCUGACGGCGGUUCUGAAAUCACCAGCUACAUCAUUGAGAAGCGUGAAACCAGCAGGGCCAACUGGGCGCUGGUCACCGCCAAUAUUCACGGACACAUCACCGACUGCUCGGUAGAGAAACUCAUAGAGGGCCACGAGUACCAGUUCCGAGUUAGUGCUGAGAACCAGUACGGCGUGGGAGACGCCGUCAUGACCGACCCAGUCACGGCCAAGAACCCCUACGAUGUUCCCGGCCCUUGUGAUCCACCGGUCAUCACCAACAUCACCAAGGACUCCAUGACGGUCAGCUGGAAGGCGCCGGCCAAUGACGGUAGAGCCACCAUCCUGGGCUACAUGGUAGAGAAGCGCGAAGCCACCGAGUUGACCUGGACCAAGGUCAACCGUCGGCCGGUGAUCGACAGAACCAUCAAGGCGGGUCAGCUGACUGAGGGCUCCGAGUACGAGUUCAGGGUCAUUGCCAUGAACAAAGCCGGUCUGGGAAAACCAAGCGAUGCAUCAGGCGCUGCACUGGCCGUCGAUCCUGUCUAUCCUCCCGGGCCCCCCGCAUUCCCCAAGGUGGUGGAUUCUACCAGGAGCUCCAUCAGCCUCAGCUGGACCAAGCCAGCGUAUGACGGCGGUUGCGAGAUCAUCGGCUACCUGGUGGAGUGCAAAGUGGCCUCCACGGAAAACUGGACCAGAUGCAAUGUCCCCAAGAAGCUCCAGGCCACCAAGUUCUUGGUGACGGGCCUGAUGCAAGGCAGAGAGUACCAGUUCCGAGUAUUUGCCCUCAACAAGAUUGGCUACAGCGAGCCCAGCGAAGUCCCCGGGAACCACACGCCUCAAGACAUCCUAAUCCCUCCGGAAGCUGAGCUGGAUGCCGACUUGAGGAAAGCCUUGGUUCUCCGCGCUGGUGUCACCAUGAGGCUCUACGUCCCCCUGAGAGGGCGCCCGGCACCCAAAGUGACGUGGAGCAAGGUGGACGGAAACUUGAAGGAGAGAACCGGCGUCCUGAUAAAGACGUCAGAGUGGGACACCCUGCUCCUGGUUGAAGACAUCAACCGAUACGACGCUGGCAAAUAUGUCCUGACACUGGAGAACACCAGCGGGUCCAAGAGUUACACCAUUGUCGUCAAGGUCCUCGACACCCCUGGACCACCUCAGAACCUUACCGUGAAGGAAACCUCCCUAAACCACGCGUGGAUCACCUGGGAUGCCCCAUUGAUCGACGGCGGCAGUCCUGUCAAGAGCUACAUCGUGGAGAAGCGCCUGGCUGAGAGGAAGGCUUGGACUUGUGUGUCAACUGAGUGUCACAAGAUCUCGUACAGGAUUCCCAACCUAGAGCCCGGUCAGGCCUACUGCUUCAGAGUUCUGGCCGAGAACGCUUACGGCAUCGGAGAGGGCUGUGAGACUGCCGGUAGCGUGCGAGCUUCAGAGCAACCUGGUCCAGUGGUGGACUUGAAGGCCAAGAAGACUAACAAAGACUCCAUCAUCCUGGCCUGGAAAAAGCCCAUCAGUGAUGGUGGCAGCCACAUCACCGCCUAUAUCGUGGACCAGAAUGAAGGCGAUAAGUGGAAGGAGAUUUCCAAGGGCAAGAACACCUCACUAACCAUUGGGGACCUCACAGAGGGCAAGGAGUACUUGUUCAGAGUCACGGCCCUCAAUGAGUCCGGAGUGGGGCCGCCCUCUGAGAUUGCGGCUGUUGCCAAGGACCAGUUUGUGUUACCUGACUGCAACCUGAGCUGUCUGCAUGACGGUUGCUACGUGGUGAAGGAGGGGACCACCGCCCGCAUUCACAUCCCCCUCAGCGGUGUGCCAUAUCCCACUGCCACAUGGAAGAAGGGCGACGUGGUGCUCGGUGACACUGGGCGUAUGUGCGUCGAGGCAUCCCAGGGUGUGACCACUCUCCUGAUCAGAGACUGCCAGAGAGGAGACGCGGAAGUGUACACCAUCAACGUGAGGAACAGCUUGGGCUCCAAGGACUGUAAGUUGCAGCUCAAGGUGGUUGGCAAACCGGGCAUCUGCACCGGACCCAUCAAGUUUGACGAGAUCACAGCCGACGGCAUCACCCUGGAAUGGGGGCCGCCCAAAGACGACGGUGGUGCAGAGGUGUCCAACUACAUUGUCGAGAAAAGGAGGACAACAGAUAAUAAGUGGGCCACAGUGGCUUCGGCAAUCCAAAAAACCACCAUGAGAGUCAUACGUCUCCACGACGGAGUGGAGUAUAUCUUCAGAGUAUUCGCUGAGAACAAGUACGGAAUUGGAGAGCACCUGAGGUCAGACCCGGUCAUCGCGCAGCAUCCUUUCGAUGUCCCAGAGGCGCCGGCACCUCCAGUGAUAAUGAGCAUCCGCCACGAGUCAGCCACCCUAACGUGGGUUGAUCCCAAAGACACAGGCGGCUCCCCAAUUACAGGCUACCAUGUGGAGUUCAAGGAGCGGAACAGUCUGAUGUGGAAACGAGCCAGUAAGACACCUCUCAGAUUGAAAGAGUGCCGGGUCACGGGACUGAUCGAGGGACUGGAGUACGAAUUCAGAGUAAUGGCCAUGAACAUAGCCGGUCUGGGGAAGGCCAGCAGAGCGACUGAGGCCGUUGUUGCUCUGGAUCCCAUUGAUCCUCCUGGCAAGCCUGACGUCAUUAAUGUCACCAGGACAUCGGUCACUCUUAUGUGGACUCCACCCAAAUAUGAUGGUGGCUACAAACUGACUGGCUAUGUGGUAGAGAAACUCGAGGCCGGCGGCAAGGCCUGGAUGAAGGCAAAUCAUGUCAAUAUUCAAGGAUGUGCCUUCACCGUCACUGACCUGACAGAGGGAGCUCAGUAUAAAUUCCAAGUCAGGGCUAAGAACUCUGCCGGUGCUAUUAGUCUUCCCUCCGAGACGACUGAUUUGUUAACUUGCAAGGAUGAGUAUGAACCCCCGAGCAUCACCAUUGACCCUGACAUAAAGGACGGCCUUUCAGUCCGGGCAGGAGAAACAAUUGUGGUCUCAGCUUGCAAGAUUGUCGGCAAACCUCCCCCCACCACUGUCUGGUCAAAGGCCGGCCGUGAGCUCAAGAACUCCGACGUUGUCACCAUCACCAGCACUCCAACCUCUUCCACUGUGGCCAUCAAGUACGCCAGCAGGAAAAACACCGGAGAGUACACCAUCACUGCCAGUAACCCAUUUGGCAUCAGAGAGGAGCACGUCAAAGUGAAGGUUCUGGAUGUUCCUGGACCUCCGGGCCCCAUUGAGGCCAGUAACAUUUCUGCUGAAAAGUGCACCCUGACCUGGCUUCCACCAGAGGAGGAUGGAGGCUGCUCGAUUAAGUCCUACGUCCUUGAGAAGCGAGAGACCAGUCGCCUGCAGUGGACCAAGCUGGCUGAAAAUGUCAUGGACUGCAGAUGUGUCACCAGCAAACUGAUCAAAGGCAACGAGUACAUCUUCAGGGUGUCUGCGGUCAACCAAUAUGGCACUGGAGACGCAAGCCUGUCUGCUCCAGUCAAAAUGGUCGACAGUUAUUGUCCCCCAGGUCCACCGUCAACCCCAGAAAUUGAUAACUUCAGUAGGAACUCUGUCACCAUUUCUUGGAAGAGACCAGUGCAGGAUGGUGGCAGUGACAUCAGGGGGUACCUGGUAGAAAGGAAAGAGAAGCGAGGAAUGAGGUGGGUCAGGGCUUCUAAGAGAACGGUCCCGGACCUGCGCUUCAAGGUGCAAGGCCUAAGUGAAGGGGUCGAGUACGAGUUCAGAGUAACUGCUGAGAACAAGGCUGGCUUCGGAGAACCCAGUGAGCCUUCGCGUCCGGCGAUGACCAAGGAUAUCGUGUAUCCACCAGGCCCUCCUUCCAACCCAAGGAUUACAGACACCACUAAAACGUCUGCCACUUUCACCUGGGGCCGACCCCACUAUGAUGGUGGUCUGCCAGUGGAUGGAUACAUUGUGGAGUACAAAAAGGAAGGCCAUGAUGACUGGGAGACAGAGACAGAGUACCACUUGAAGGCUACUGUAUAUGUUAUCGGAAAACUGCAAAAGGGAGGCAGAUACCAUUUCAGAGUCAGAGCUGUGAACUCCGAGGGGGUUGGUGAACCUGCAGAGGUUGAAAAAGUAACAGAACUUGUGGACCAGGAGUCCGUUCCAGACUUUGAGCUGGACGCCGAACUCCGGAAAACCUUGGUGGUCAGGGCGCGCACCUCAAUCCGUAUUUUUAUUCCCAUCCGAGGCCGUCCUGUUCCAGACGUCACAUGGAGCAAAGAUGAUGUCAGUCUAAAAACGCGUGCGCAUAUUGACACGACUGAGUCUUACACACUGCUGGUCAUUCCUGACUGCACGAGAUAUGAUGCCGGAAAGUACAACUUAUGCCUGGAGAACGUCGCUGGGAAGAAGACGGGCUUUGUGAAUGUAAAGGUUCUGGACACGCCAGGGCCCCCAGUGAAUCUCAAACCCAGAGAGAUCACUAAAACGAGCAUAACCCUUCAGUGGGAGAUCCCCAUCAUUGACGGUGGCUCUAAGAUCCACAACUACAUAAUUGAAAAGCGAGAGGCCACAAAAAAGGCCUACACGGUCUUGAACACCGCCUGGCAGAAGUGCUCUUUCAAAUUCACUGACCUGGAGGAAGGCGCCUACUAUUACUUCCGAAUCUCUGCUGAGAAUGACCUUGGCGUUGGCGAGCCCGCUGAAACCCCGGAACCGAUCCGGGCAUCUCAGGCCCCUUCUCCGCCUGAAAACCUGUACAUCACUGAUGUUACGGCUGACAGUGCCAGCUUGGCGUGGACCAAGCCUCUUCACGAUGGUGGUAGCUUGAUCACCGGGUAUGUCAUUGAGGCCCAGAAGAAGGAAACUGAGCACUGGUUCCAUGUUGCCGCCAUCAAGGCUCUUGACUUCACCGUUACGAAUCUCAUCGAGGGAGAAGAAUACACUUUCCGCAUCAUGGCAGUCAACGCUUCGGGUAGAAGUGACCCACGUGAGAGCAGACCAGCAAUUAUCAAAGAACAAACAUCAGGUCCGUCAUUUGACCUCCGUGGCAUCUACCAGAAGACGGUCAUUGCCAAGGCUGGGGACCGUGUUAAGAUUGAGAUUCCCGUACUUGGAAAACCUAGGCCUGUUGUUUCUUGGAAGAAAGGAGACACAGUUCUCAAAGAGACACAACGAAUUAACACCGAAACCACAGCAACAUCAACCGUCCUCAACAUUAGCGAGAUCAAGAGGACUGAUGGAGGCCAGUAUUCUGUGACAGGAAAGAACAUGCUGGGCACAGUGACCGAUACCAUCACAGUAUUAGUCCAUGAUAUUCCAGGUCCACCCACUGGUCCCAUCAAAAUGGAUGAAGUCUCAUCUGAUUACAUCCUGAUGUCCUGGGAGGCCCCUGAGAAUGAUGGAGGUGUUCCCAUCAACAAUUAUAUUGUUGAAAUGCGUGAGAGCACCGGUACUUCCUGGGUGGAGUUAGCAGCCACUGUCAUACGCACCACAUUUAAGGCAGCCCGGCUCAUCACUGGAACUGCAUAUCAGUUCCGUGUUAAGGCCCAGAAUCGAUAUGGUAUUGGACCGUCCAUUGUCUCUGAGACAGUGGUGGCCGCCUACCCGUUUGAUGUCCCAGGCCAGCCAGGGCCUCCUGCAGUCACAUCUUACAAUAAGGAUGCAAUGACUCUGAGCUGGAACGAGCCAUCUUCAGAUGGAGGCAGUGCCAUUCUGGGGUACCAUGUGGAACGAAAAGAGAGGAACAGCAUUCUGUGGCAGAGGAUCAGCAAAGCUCUUGUGAUAGGGAACAUCUUCAAAUCAACUGGCCUGGUUGAUGGAAUUGAAUACGAACACCGUGUUAUUGCUGAAAACUUGGCCGGUCUCAGCAAACCCAGCAAACCCUCUGACCCAUUGUUUGCUCUGGACCCGGUGGAUCCACCAGGCAGACCUUUGGCACUGAACAUCACCAGACAUGAGGUAACUGUUUCCUGGACCAAACCAGAGGCAGACGGAGGAUUUUCCAUCAUCGGAUACACUGUGGAGAGGAGAGAGCUCCCAAAUGGGCGGUGGCUCAAAGCCAACUUCAACAACAUCCUCGAGACGGUCUACACAGUUAGUGGUCUGAUUGAAGACACGGUUUAUGAAUUCCGCGUAUUUGCUCGCAACUCGGCAGGGUCCGUGAGUGCACCUUCGCAACCCUCGGAGGCCAUCACGUGCAGGGAUGACAUUGAAGAGCCCCGGCUCAACGUCGACUCCAUUUACAGCAGCAAUGUUGUCGUCAAGGCAGGGGAGGUGUUUACACUGGAGGCCAAUGUGACAGGUCGGCCCAUCCCCUCACUUGUGUGGACCAAGGACGGGAAAGAACUCGAAGAUACCGGCAAGUUGGAGAUCAAGGUGUCUCCUUUCCACACAGCUCUGAUUAACAAAGACUCUUUGAGAAGAGAUGGCGGCACAUUCACCCUGACUGCCAGUAACCCCGGUGGCUAUGCUAAAUUCGCUUUCAAUGUCAAGGUCCUCGAUAGACCCGGACCGCCCGACUCCUUAAUCGUUACUGACAUUGCUGCAGAGAAAUGUGUCCUCAACUGGCUGCACCCGACACAUGACGGCGGUGCCAAGAUUGACUACUUCAUCAUUCAGAAGCGCGAGACCAGCAGGUUGGCUUGGACAAAUGUGGCCACGGAUCUCCAAGCAAACAGGUUCAAGGUCACCAAGCUUCUUGAGGGCAAUGAGUAUGUCUUCAGAGUUAUGGCUGUGAAUAAGUAUGGCACUGGAGAGCCUGUGGAGUCCCUGCCUGUCAUAUGUGCCAAUCCCUACGUUCCCAGUGACCCACCCACGCAGCCUGAGGUCACCACCAUCACCAAAGACACAAUGGUGGUCUGCUGGGAGCGCCCCGAACAAGAUGGAGGGAGCAGCAUCAACACUUACGUCAUCGAGAGGAGGGAUAAAACUGGGCUACGCUGGGUCAAGUGCAACAAAAGGACUGUCACUGACCUACGAUUCAAGGCCUCUGGCCUCACACCGGGCCACGAGUAUGAGUUCAGAGUUUUUGCCGAGAACAAUGCCGGACUGAGCCAGCCGAGUCCCUCGAGUCCGUUCUACAAAGCCAUGGACACAAUAUUCCAGCCUGGACCUCCAGGUAACCCUCGAGUUCUAGACACAACCAAGUCAUCCAUCACCCUUGCUUGGAAUAAGCCCAUCUAUGAUGGUGGUUCUGAAAUCACUGGCUACAUUGUGGAGACCUGCCUGCCAGAAGAGGAUGAAUGGACAAUUCACACUCCUAAGAAGGGAUGGACAGCUACCUCUUUCACUAUCACUGGACUGAAAGAGAACCAAGACUACAAAAUCAACAUCUGUGCCACCAAUUGCGAAGGUGUGGGAGAGCCUGCUGCUCUCCCCGGAACCUCAAAAGCCGAAGAUAGGCUUCUGCCCGCCGAAAUCGAACUUGGAGCGGAUCUCCGUAAGGUAGUCAGCAUCAGAGCCUGUGGCACCCUCAGGCUCUUUGUGCCUAUUAAAGGCAGGCCGGCACCUGACGUCAAAUGGUCAAGAGAACACGGGGAGUCUCUGGACAAAGCUAACAUUGAAGUCACCUCAUCAUUCACUGCUCUGCAAGUUGAAAACGUAGACAGAUUUGAUGGUGGUAAAUACAUGGUCACUGUGGAAAAUGCCUCUGGAAGUAAGACGGCGUUUGUUAACGUCAGGGUGCUAGACACGCCCGGAGCACCUCAGAACCUUCUCAUCAAGGAGGUUACCAAAGACUCAGUCUCCCUCAUUUGGGAUGCGCCUUUAAUUGAUGGCGGCUCCAGAGUCCGUAAUUACAUAGUAGAGAAGCGUGAGUCAACCAGGAAGGCCUACUCCACUGUUUGUGCAAACUGCCACAAAUCCAGCUGGAAAGUUGGAGAGCUGGAGGAAGGAAAGAUGUACUUCUUCAGAAUUCUGGCCGAGAAUGAAUAUGGCAUUGGCCUCCCGGUGGAGACGUUUGACCCCAUUAAGGUGUCAGAGAGACCGCUACCUCCAGGAAAGGUGUCCCUCCGCGAGGUGACCAGCACCAGUGUUACGCUGACCUGGGAGAAGCCCGACCAUGAUGGUGGCAGCAGAAUCACUGGCUACAUUGUGGAGAUGCAGGGCAGUGAAAGUGAAAAGUGGACCCAGGUCAUGGCAGUCAAGACCAACGAGGUGGUUGUAACCGGUUUGACACAGGGAGAGGAGUACAUGUUCCGUAUCUCGGCAACCAAUGAAAAGGGAGUUAGUGAUCCACGUGCUCUCAGCAUGCCCGUGGUGGCCAAGGACCUGGUUAUAGCGCCAAUGUUUAAAUUGGCUUUCAGCACGUUUAGCGUGUUAGCGGGAGAUGAUCUCAAGAUUGACGUAGCUUAUGCUGCCUGUCCCAAAGCAACAGCCACUUGGUCCAAAGACGGUGUCACCCUCAAGGAGACAACGAGAGUCAACACUGUAAGCAAUGACAAGAACCUUCUCCUUGUCAUUAAGGAGGCCUGCAGAGAUGAUGUGGGAACAUAUUCGAUCAAACUUGUUAACCCAGCUGGUGAGGCGACUACAGACAUAAAUGUGGUGGUCCUGGACAAGCCAGGCCCUCCAACUGGCCCAAUCAAGCUGGAUGAGGUCACUGCAGACAGUGUGGUCUUGUCCUGGAAUGCUCCAGAGUACGACGGUUGCUGUAGCAUCAACAAUUAUGUUGUUGAGAAGAGAGACACGUCGACCACUAACUGGCAGAUCGUUUCAGCGACAGUGGCCAGAACCACCAUAAAAGCUGUACGUCUGAAGACUGGAUGUGAGUACCAAUUCCGGAUUGCUGCAGAGAAUCGAUACGGCAAGUCCUCGGCACUGCUCUCUGAAAGCAUUGUGGCUCAGUAUCCGUUUGACGUACCAGCUUCACCGCGUUUGGUGGUUGUCCAGUCAGCCACCAAGGAGUCCAUGCUGGUCGUAUGGGAUAAACCCAGCAGUGACGGUGGAAGUAAAAUCCUCGGCUACCACCUCGAGCUCAAAGAGAAAAACAGCAUUUUAUGGGUGAAGCAGAACAAACAGCUCAUCCCAGAGGCCCGGUUCAAAGUAGGUGGCCUGGAAGAGGGUCUUGAAUAUGAGUUCCGAGUUUACGCUGAGAACAUUGUUGGCCUAAGCAAAGCGAGUGUCGUGAGCGAGUUACAGGUCGCCAGAGAUCCCUGUGACAGACCAGGAAGGCCGGAGGCUGUUAUUGUAACCAGAAACCAGGUGACCCUCCGAUGGAACAAACCUGAGUAUGACGGUGGCAUAAAAAUCACCGGAUAUGUGGUGGAGAAGAAGGAAGGAGCCGGACGCUGGAUGAAGGCCAGUUUCGCCAAUGUCAUUGAGACUUCCUUUGUUGUCACGGGUCUCACAGAAGAUCAGAUUUAUGAGUUCCGUGUCAUUGCCAAAAAUGCAGCGGGUGUCAGCAGUCAGCCAUCUGACUCUACAGGAGCAAUCACUGCCAAGGAUGAGGUGGAUCCGCCCCAAAUCGACUUGGAUGCCAAAUACUCCCAGACAGUGGUUGUGAAUGCUGGAGAGUCUUUCUGUCUUGAGGCAGCUAUGUCGGGAAAACCUCCACCGACGGUACUCUGGCUGAAGGAGGGUCAAGUCAUGAGUGAAGCAGCACGCUUGGAAGUCAAGAACACAGACUUUUUAGCCUGUAUAGUUGUCAAAGAAGCCAUUCGUGUUGAUGGAGGCCAGUACACUUUGCUGGUGAAGAAUGUAGGCGGAGAGAAAUCUGUGAACUUUAAUGUCAAAGUUCUGGACAGGCCAGGUCCACCUGAGGGCCCUAUUUCAAUCUAUGGGGUCACUAGUGAGAAGUGCUCCAUUUCCUGGAAACCACCUUUGCAGGAUGGUGGUAGUGAUGUUUCCCAUUACAUUGUUGAAAGGAGAGAGACCAGCAGACUGGUUUGGACAGUAGUCGAACAAAAAGUUCAGACCCUCAACCUGAAGAUCACCAAGCUUCUUCCUGGCAAUGAGUACAUCUUCAGAGUGAUUGCAGUGAACAAGUAUGGAGUUGGCGAGCCUCUGGAAUCAGAGCCCACUGUUGCCAGAAAUCCAUUUGUAGCUCCCAACCCACCAACAGAGGUAGAUGUCUCCACGAUUACCAAAGACUCCAUGGUCGUGACCUGGGAACGGCCAAGUAAUGACGGAGGUAGUGUCAUCCAAGGUUACGUUGUGGAGAAACGUGACAAGGACGGUGUAAGAUGGACCAGGUGCAACAAGCGUAACGUGAGCGAGCUCCGCUUCAGAGUUACUGGGCUCCAAGAAAACCACAGCUACGAAUUUAGGGUCUCUGCCGAGAAUGCUGCCGGCUUGGGAACACCCAGUUCCCCAACAACGUACUACAAAGCUUUGGAUCCCGUCUUCAAACCAGGCCCGCCAAACAAUCCCAAAGUGGUGGACACCUCAAGAUCGACCGUUUCCCUGACCUGGGGUAAACCUAUCUAUGACGGUGGCUGUGAGAUUCAGGCGUACAUUGUGGAGGCGUGCAACAGUGCGUCAGAUGAGUGGUUCAUGUGCACUCCUUCUUCUGGAAUCGCAGAAACGUGGUUUACGGUGACAAAGCUCCUGGAGAAGCACGAGUACCAGUUCAGAGUGUGUGCCAUCAACAAAAUCGGUGUCGGCGAGCAGGCGGAUUUUCCGGGAAAAAUCAUUCCGGAAGAGAAGCUUGAAGCACCUGACCUGGACCUGGACGCCGACAUGAGAAAGAUGAUCAACAUUAGAGCCGCAAGCACACUUAGGCUCUUUGUUCCUGUAAGAGGUCGUCCAGCCCCAGAGGUGAGAUGGGGCAAGGCUGACGGGGAGCUGAAGGAGACAGCCCAAAUUGACAACACAGAUAGCUAUGCGUCACUUGUGAUUGAGAACGUGGACAGAUUUGACAGUGGCAAAUACACGCUGACUGCCGAGAAUGCCAGCGGAAUAAAGUCUGCGUUCAUCAGCGUCAGAGUCCUGGACACCCCCAGCCCCCCAAAUAACCUCCUGGUGAAGGAGAUUACCAAGAAUUCUGUCACCCUGACAUGGGAGCCUCCGCUCCUCGAUGGCGGCUCAAAGAUUAAGCAGUACCUUGUAGAAAAGCGGGAGAGCACUCGGAAGGUUUACUCUCCAAUCACCACCUGCAAUAAAAUGACAUGGAAAGUGGAAUCUCUCCCAGAGGGAGGACUAUUCUUCUUUAGAGUGAUGGCUGAGAAUGAGUAUGGUGUCGGUCUGCCCGCUAAAACCGUCGAACCAAUUAAGAUAUCUGAGAAGCCGCAGCCCCCUGGUAAAGUCAGCGUUGUUGAUGCCACACAUAGUACCGUCACCUUGACGUGGGAGAAGCCCAUACAUGAUGGCGGCAGCAGGAUAACCCACUAUGAAGUCGAACUGGCUCCAAAGGACACCGACUCUUGGUCUGUUUGUACCAGUGGGAAGGCAACCGAGGCCCUGGUGAGCAAUCUGCUCAAGGGAGGAGAGUAUCAGUUCAGAGUGGUCGCUGUCAAUGACAAGGGCAGGAGCGACCCCAGGCAACUGGCUCAUUCAGUUGUCGCCAAGGACCUUGUGAUUGAGCCUACCGUCAGACCGAAAACGAGUUGUUACAGUGUGCAAGUGGGACACGACCUCAAGAUUGAAGUGCCAGUUGCAGGCCAUCCAAAGCCGACCAUCUCUUGGUCCAAGGACGGAGUCCUCCUCAAGCAGACCACCAGAGUAAACGUCACAGAUUCAGCCCAUCAGACCACACUUGCAAUUAAAGACGCCACCAGAGAGGACGGAGGCAUGUACAACAUUACCGUUGCCAAUGAUCUGCACUCCAAGGCAGCCACUGUUGAGGUUAUCACUUUAGAUAAGCCCGGACCACCUUCAGGACCUGUCAAAUUAGAGGAUAUCAGUGCAGAGAGCGUCACACUUACAUGGGAACCUCCCACGUACACAGGCGGCUGCCAAAUAUCAAACUACGUUGUCGAGAAACGAGAUACCACCACCACCAACUGGCUCGUGGUGUCUGCCACUGUGGCAAGAACAACACUCAAAGUGGGCAAUCUCAAGACCGGCGCUGAGUAUCAAUUCCGAAUCUAUGCUGAGAACAGAUAUGGCAAGAGUUAUGCCAUUGAUUCUGACCCAGUUGUGGCACAGUAUCCAUUCCAGGAGCCUGGCCCCCCGGGUACACCGUUUGUAUCUUCAUACGCUAAAGACUACAUGGUAGUGGAGUGGCACAAAUCUCCGUCUGACGGAGGCAGCGCUAUCUUGGGAUAUCAUCUUGAAAGGAAAGAGAAGAACAGCAUACUUUGGACCAAGAUAAACAAAACUCUCAUCCAAGACUGCAGGUUCAAAUCCAGUCCCCUGGAGGAAGGCAUUGAGUAUGAAUACAGAGUCUAUGCUGAGAACAUUGUCGGAAUUGGAAAGUCCAGUAAGGUCUCAGAGGUCUAUGUGGCCCGCGAUCCGUGUGAUCCUCCUGGAUGUCCAGUUGCACUGAUAGUGACCAGACACUCGGUGAAGCUCAGGUGGGCGGCGCCGCAGUACAACGGUGGGAGUCUAAUUACUGGCUAUGUCGUGGAGAAACGUGAUCUUCCCGAAGGAAAAUGGAUGAAGGCCAGCUUUGCAAAUGUCACGGACCUCGAAUUCACAGUGACGGGCUUGAGAGAAAACAGCAAAUAUGACUUUAGAGUCAUUGCAAGAAAUGCAGCAGGUGCGGUCAGCAAGCCUUCUGAGAGCAGUGGAUCCAUCACAGCCAUAGACGAAGUUGAUCCGCCCAAGUGUGAGACAGACGCCAUGUACAAUCAAACCCUUGUCAUCAGUGCUGGGGACACAUUCAGUUUGGAGGCCAAAGUGGACGGGAAGCCCAUUCCGACAGCUCAGUGGUUUAAGGGAGAUGUUGAAGUGGAAAACUCGGCCAGAGCGGAGAUUAAAAAUACAGACUUUAAGGCACUUCUUGUUGUGAAGGACGCUAUCAGAGUGGACGGCGGGCAAUACACACUGGUACUCACCAACGUGGCAGGCAGCAAGACUCUUCCGUUCAGUGUAAAGGUCCUCGACAGACCAGGUCCAUCAGAGGGACCUCUUACUGUCAGCAAUGUCACUGAGGAGAAGUGCUCCCUGUCAUGGCUUCCACCAAGGCACGAUGGAGGCAGCGGCAUUUCUCACUACAUCAUUCAGAAGCGAGAGACAAGCCGCCUAGCGUGGACCGUGGUCUCGAGUGACUGUGCCGCCACCAUGUUCAAAGUCACCAAACUCUUGAAGGGAAACGAAUACAUCUUCAGGGUCAUGGCAUGCAACAAAUACGGUGAGGGUGAGCCUCUGGAGUCGGCUCCAGUUAUCAUGAGGAAUCCAUUUGUCCCGCCUGGAACACCUCAGGAGAUUGAGAUUACCAACAUUACCAGGGACUCCAUGACUGUCUGCUGGAACCGCCCUGAGACCAACGGAGGCAGUGAAAUUGUUGGCUACAUUGUGGAAAAGAGAGACCGGGCUGGCAUAAGGUGGACCAAGUGCAACAAGCGCAGGUUAACAGACUUGCGUUUCCGAGUGACAGGCCUAACCGAGGACCACGAAUAUGAAUUCAGGGUUUCUGCUGAAAAUGCAGCUGGCGUGGGUCAGCCGAGCCCUGCCACACCUUAUCUUAAAGCCUGUGACCCCACAUUUGAGCCUGGCAGCCCCAUCAACGUCCACGUGACAGACACCACAAAGGACUCCAUAAGCCUGGCAUGGCACAGGCCCAUAUAUGAUGGUGGCUGUGAGAUUCAAGGCUAUGCUGUUGAAAUCACGAAGGCUGAUGAGGAGGAAUGGACAAUUUGCACACCACCUUCCGGAGUGAAUGUCACCAAGUUCACCAUCACCAAGCUGACUGAGUAUCAGGAAUACAAAGUGCGCGUGUGUGCCAUCAACAAGCUGGGAAUUGGGGAGCCAACUGAAAUCCAGGGCAGCGUUCUUCCUGUGGAUAAAAUGAAUGCUCCAGAGAUGAUUCUGGAUGCUGAACUCCGAAAGGGCAUUGUUGUCCGUGCGGGAGCCCCGAUGAGAAUUGGCAUUCCGUUUAAGGGUCGUCCUACACCUGACGUUAACUGGACCAAGGAGGACAGUGACCUGCCCAGUAAAGUUGAACUUGAGACGGGAGAAGACUACACACAGCUCUCCAUCGACAUCUGUGACAGAAAUGAUGCCGGAAAAUACAUCCUUAAUCUGCAGAACAGUGCUGGCACCAAGUCUGCAUUUGUGUCUGUCAAUGUUCUGGACACUCCAGGAGCCCCCACCAACCUCACCGUCAAAGAUAUUAAACGGGAGAGUGUCACCCUGAGUUGGGAACCUCCUCUUAUUGACGGUGGCGCAAGAAUAAAAAAUUACCUGGUUGAAAAGCGUGAGUCCAACAGGAAGGUAUACGCUAAUGUGGACAACAAGUGCACAAAGACCAGCUACCGGGUUUCCGGCCUCACAGAGGGAGCAAUCUACUACUUUCGGGUCCUUGCCGAAAAUGAGUUUGGAGUAGGACUACCAAUCGAGACAACAGACUCUGUUAAGACCUCUGAGCCUCCUCUGUCAGUUGGUAAAGUCACUUUGACCGAAGUCACUAAAACAACUGCCUCGCUGUCGUGGGAAAAACCAGUCCAUGACGGAGGAAGCAGGAUUAUCGGUUACUACAUCGAAAUGCAAACCAUGGACUCCGAGGAAUGGGUGGUGGCUGCCACAACCAAGACCUGUGAAGGCAUGGUCACGGGCCUAAGUGCUGGACAUGAAUAUCUUUUCAGAGUAUCUGCCUUCAAUGACAAGGGUAAGAGUGACCCAAGGUCUCUCUCUGCGCCAGUGAUUGCCAAGGACUUGACUAUGUUGCCCGGAUUCAGGAUGAGAUUCAACACUUAUAGUUUGCAAAGUGGAGAAGAUUUGAAGAUUGAGAUUCCUGUGAUUGGACGUCCGGUCCCCAAAGUGGAGUGGAAGAAAGAAGGACAGGCUCUUAAAGAGACGACCAGGCUAAACGUAUCUGGCACACCUACAUCUACCAAGCUUUGCAUCAAGGAUGCAAAGCGGGAGGAUUCCGGCAAAUAUACCCUCACAGCCACCAGCAAUGUCGGAACUGCAACCGAAGAGAUUACUGUUGUCAUUCUUGAUAAACCGGGCCCGCCCACUGGUCCUGUGAAGAUUGAUGAAGUGAGCUCCAAUUAUGUAACACUCUCCUGGGAACCACCAACGUAUACUGGCGGCUGUCAGAUUAACAACUACAUUGUGGAGAAGAGAGACACCACCACAACGGCUUGGCAGAUUGUGUCUGCAACCAUUGCUCGAACAACCAUCAAGGUCAGCAAUUUGAAGACUGGCGUGGAAUAUCAGUUCAGAGUGUCUGCCGAGAACAGGUAUGGAAAGAGUUCUACCAUUGUCUCCCCACAAGUGAUGGCUCAGUAUCCAUUCAGCGUGCCUGAUGCACCAGUGGUCCCAGUUGUAACCGCUGCCACCAAGGACAGCAUGGUCGUUGAGUGGAAGCCACCCGCAAACAAUGGUGGGAGUCCCAUUCUUGGCUAUCAUCUGGAAAGGAAGGAGAAGAACAGCCUCCUCUGGACUCAACUCAACAAGCUGCUCAUCCCCGAUGCACGUUUCAAGACUGCAGAUCUGGAGGAGGGCAUUGAGUAUGAAUUCAGGGUUUAUGCCGAAAACAUUGCAGGACUUAGUCCGGUCAGCAAGGUUUCAGAUAGCGCAGUGGCCCGUGACCCCAUCGACCCACCGGGUGCUCCUGAGGCCAUUGAAAUAACACGGAACCGCGUAACGCUUAAGUGGACCACUCCGCCGUAUGACGGAGGCAGUGUGAUUACCGGCUACCUGAUUGAAAGUAGGAAACACCCUGAUACUCGCUGGAUGAAGGCCAGUUUUACCAACAUAAUUGACACCCAGUUCACUCUCACCGGUCUGACUGAGGACUGCAUUUAUGAGUUCAGAGUUGUUGCCAAGAACGCAGCUGGUCUGUCCAGCCGUCCCUCUCCAAGCACAGGGGAAAUAACUGCCAAAGAUGAAAUUGAGGCCCCCGACGCAACCAUGGAUUCCAAAUUCAAGGAUCUAACAGUCGUUCGUGCUGGUGAGACGUUUGUCAUUGAUGCAGACUACACCGGCAAGCCUCUGCCUGAGGUCAUCUGGUUGAAGGAUGGAAAGGAGAUUGAUAAGACCAUGCCAAGAAUGGAGAUCAAGACCACACUCACAGGCACCGUCUUGACCGUGAAGGAUUGCAUCCGAACAGAUGGCGCACACUUUGCUCUCAAACUUGUGAAUGUCGGAGGAGUCAAGAUGAUCCCAGUUAACGUCAAGGUACUGGAUAGACCCGGCCCACCAGAUGGCCCGCUUGAGGUCAAAGGUGUCACGACUGAAAAGUGCUACCUGCAUUGGAACCAUCCCUCGCAUGACGGUGGCGCCAGCAUUUCACACUAUAUCGUUGAGAAGAGAGAAACCAGCCGUUUGUCGUGGACUAUGGUGGAGCCCAAGAUUCAAGCCAUCAGCUAUAAAGUCACCAAACUUCUUCCUGGAAAUGAGUACAUCUUCCGUGUCACGGCUGUCAACAAAUACGGUGUUGGAGAGCCGUUAGAAUCAGAGCCAGUUGUUGCCAGAAAUCCCUUCACUACUCCGAGUGCGCCGUCCGUGCCAGAGGCCGGUGCCGUCACCAGAGACUCCAUCGUGCUUACCUGGGAAAGGCCGGAGAGCAACGGGGGAGCUGAGAUUGAGGGCUACAUCCUUGAAAAACGUGACAAGGAUGGCAUUCGAUGGAGCAAAUGCAACAAGAAGAGGCUGUCUGACCUGAGGUUCAGAUGCACGGGUCUCACUGAGGGCCACUCUUACGAAUUCAGGGUCUCUGCUGAAAAUGCCGCCGGCGUGGGCAAGCCCAGCGCACCAACUCAGUACAUCAAGGCAUGUGAUGCCAUUUACCCACCAGGACCUCCAAACAACCCAAAGGUCACUGACCAUUCCAGCACAACGGUCUCGUUGACUUGGACUCGGCCUAUAUAUGACGGUGGAGCGCCCAUCACUGGUUACAUUGUUGAAAUAAAGGAGGCUGCGUUGGAUGAAUGGGUCAUUUGCACCCCGCACACUGGUGUGCAGGCUACUAACUACACAGUGAAAAAACUGAGGGAGAACACCGAAUACAAUGUUCGCGUUUGCGCCCUUAACUGCGAGGGCGUGGGUGAACACGUAGACCUGCCCGGCAGUGUCAUCGCCGCUGAGAAACUGGAAGCUCCUGAAAUUGAACUCGACUGUGAUCUAAGAAAGAUUGUCAACGUCAGGGCCACAGCGUCCUUGCGUCUGUUUGUCACAAUUCGAGGGAAGCCUGAGCCGGAGGUCCGGUGGUCAAAGGCAGAUGGCACUCUGAAUGAGCGUGCCCAGAUUGAGGUGACGAGCUCCUACACCAUGUUAGUAAUUGAAAAUGUCGACAGAUUUGAUACCGGCAAAUAUUUGCUAACUCUGGAGAGCAUGAGUGGUUCUAAGUCGGCCUUCGUCAACGUCCGAGUCCUGGACUCACCGAGUGCGCCGACGAAGCUUGAGGUGAAAGAUGUGAAAAGAAAUUCAGUGUCUCUCUCUUGGGAGCCUCCUCUUAUCGAUGGAGGGGCAAAGAUAUCUCAUUAUAUUGUGGAGAAGAGAGAGCAGAAGAGAAUGGCCUUCACCAGCGUCAGCACCAACUGUGUGAGGAACUCUUACCUGGUCUCUGAUCUGCAGGAGGGAGGCCGGUAUUACUUCCGUGUGCUGGCUGUAAAUGAAUUUGGUGUGGGUCUGCCUGCCUCCACGGAACAAGUCAAAGUCUCUGAGGCUCCUUUGCCUCCUGGCAGGGUUCAGCUGAUGGAUGUGACUCGUCACACGGUCACGCUAUCCUGGGAGAAACCUGACCAUGAUGGUGGCAGCAAGAUUACAGGCUACAUUGUGGAGAUGCAGCCCUACGGAGACGAAACGUGGAGUUUGUGCAGUGAAGUUAAAGCACUAGAGGCCACUGUUGAAGGUCUCACAAAAGAUGAGGAGUACUUUUUCAGGGUUGUUGCAGUGAAUGAGAAGGGUCGGAGUGACCCCAAACCUCUUGCUGACCCCGUCAUUGUGAAGGACAUCACAGUACAACCCAUCGUCAACCUGCUGUUCAGUACGUUCAGUGUUAAAGCUGGAGAUGACCUGAAGAUUGAUGUCCCCUUCAAGGGCAGGCCGCAACCUGAGGUGACCUGGAAAAAGGACGGCCAGGUGCUGAAGCAGACCACUCGCGUCAAUGUUCUCAACUCACAAACCUCGUCUAAAAUCUUCAUCAAGGAUGCCACCAAGGAAGACGUAGGUAAAUACGAGAUCACCCUGACUAAUGCAGUGGGUACGACGACAGGUGAAAUCUCUGUUAUCAUCCUGGACAAACCUGGCCCGCCCAGUAACAUUAAGCUGGAUGAGGUGAGCGCUGACUUCAUCUCUCUGUCUUGGGAUGCUCCGACCUACGACGGCGGAUGCCAGAUUAAUAAUUAUGUGGUGGAAAAGAGAGACACGACCACAACCGUAUGGCAGAUUGUGUCUGCUACUGUUGCCAGGACCUCAAUCAAAGUGUCUCGUCUCACUCAGGGAAUAGAGUAUCAGUUCCGUGUUGCAGCUGAGAAUCGAUACGGCAAGAGUCACGCCGUUGACUCGGCUUCUGUUGUUGCUCAGUACCCAUUCGAACCUCCGGACUCUCCCGUCAACAUUCGUGUUUCUCAUGCCCACAAGUCUGGCAUGCUUGUGGUUUGGGAUCGACCGAUCAGGGAUGGCGGGAGCCCCGUCACUGGUUAUCACAUUGAAUGCAAAGACCAAAGCAGUAUUCUUUGGACCAAGAUGAACAGAGGUCUUCUGGCUGAAACCCAGUUUAAGAUGACUGGCAUUGAAGAAGGCUUGUUCUAUCAGUUUAGAGUCUAUGCAGAGAACAUUGCUGGCAUUGGUCCAGGCUCUAAAGCCAGUGAGCCAGUGGCAGCAAGGGAUCCAUGUGAACCUCCUCGCAACCUUAAAGUCACCAACAUCACAAGGACCUCGGUCUCUCUCUUGUGGGAGAGGCCAGAACAUGAUGUUGGGACCAAGAUUACUGGCUACAUUGUUGAACGCAAAGAGGUUCCAAAUGGCCGCUGGCUGAAAUGUAACUUCAACAACCUGCAGGACACUUACUUCGAUGUCACAGGCCUAACUGAAGAUGUCCAGUAUGACUUCCAUGUUAUUGCAAAGAAUUCCGCCGAGAUGUUAAGUGUUCCUUCUGAGAGUACUGGACCUGUAACAGUCAAGGAUGAUGUAGAUCCGCCCACAAUUAUCUUGGAGGAAAAGUUCAGACAGCUGCUUGUCGUUAAAGCAGGAGAGAUUAUUCAAAUCGAUGCUGAAACAACCGGGCGUCCCCUUCCUGUCGUGUCGUGGUCUAAGGAUGGAAAGGAGAUUGAAGCCAAGGCCAGAUGUGAAGUCACCACCACCAACUUCACAACUACCCUGCUCGUAAGAGAUGCUAUCAGGAGAGACUCUGGCCAAUACGUCCUGACUCUGCACAAUGUGGCAGGAACCAGAUCCGUGGCUAUCAACUGCAAAGUUCUGGAUAGGCCUGGACCUUCUUCUGGACCCUUAGCUGUGUCUGGCCUGACAGCAGAAAAAUGCACCCUGUCCUGGGGCCCGCCUCAGGAGAACGGCGGCGCCGAUAUCAUGCAUUACAUUGUUGAAAAACGGGAGACGAGCCGGCUGGCUUGGACUCUUGUACACAGUGACAUGAAGGCCACCACCUGCAAAGUCACCAAGUUGCUGAAAGGGAAUGAGUACAUCUUCAGAGUUAGAGGAGUCAACAAAUAUGGGGAUGGCGAAGCCCUUGAAAGUGAGCCAACAAAGGCCGUGGAUCCGUUCACAAUCCCCGCUGCUCCCACGAAUGUACAGGUCACCUCCGUUACGAGCGAGGCAAUGACCAUCUGCUGGGAAAGACCGGUCUCUGACGGUGGUAGCAGCAUUGCUGGCUAUGUCAUCGAAAAGAGAGAGAAGGCCGGCCUUCGCUGGUGCCGUGUUAACAAGAAACCGGUUUAUGACCUCAGAGUCAAAGCGUCACACCUGCGUGAGGGCUGUGAGUAUGAAUACCGAGUGUUUGCAGAGAAUGCUGCUGGGCUCAGUGCUCCCAGCAUUGCCUGUCCGCUCACCAAGGCGGAAGAUCCCCAGUUCUUGCCUUCCCCACCCACUAAGCCCAAGAUCAUUGACUCAACAAAGACCACUGUGACCCUGUCCUGGAAUAGACCCCUCUUUGACGGCGGUGCACCGGUGACCGGUUACCGAGUAGAAUACAGAAACACUUUGGAUGAUGAAUGGACCGUCGGUGUCCAGAACACCAACAAUACAGAGUUCACAGUGGUGGGACUGACCCCUGGUGCAGAGUACGUGUUUGUGGUCAAGUCCAUCAACAAGAUUGGAGUCAGCGAGCCCAGUCCGCAGUCAGACAAACAGCUGGCCAAGGAACGGGAAGAAGAGCCCGUCUUUGACAUCAGCAAUGAUAUGAGGAAAACUCUUAUCGUGAAGGAUGGCAGCUCCUUCACCAUGAUGGUGCCCUUCAGAGGCAAACCCAUCCCCACUGUGACUUGGAGCAAGCCCGAUGUUGACCUACGGGUCCGUGCUGUCAUUGACACCACAGACACCUUCACCUCAAUCACUUUGGAGAAAGCCACUCGCAAUGAUUCGGGAAAAUAUACCAUCACCUUGUCCAGUAUAGCCGGUACUGCCUCCUUAACCCUCAACGUCAGAGUCCUGGAUUCUCCUGGACCUCCGGCAUCUGUCGUGGUCAAGGAUGUGACCAAGAACUCUGCAACUGUGACAUGGGAUACUCCAGAGAAUGAAGGAGGAGGGCCAGUAAAGAACUAUCAAUUGGACAUUCGUGAGGCCAGCAAGAAAGGGUGGACCCAGUUGACCGACACAUGCCAUAGGUUGACAUAUAAGGUGUCAGACCUGCAAGAGGGAGGAGUCUACUACUUCAGAGUGACCGGCGAGAACGAGUAUGGCAUUGGAGUUCCCGCUGAGACCAAAGAGGGAACCAAGAUCACAGAAAAACCAAGCCCACCAGCUAAGCUUGCAGUGACUGAUGUGACCAAGGAGAGCGUAACCCUGGCUUGGGUCAAACCAGAGCAAAGCGGAGGCAGCAGAAUUACGGGAUAUGUGGUGGAGGCGUUGGAGAAAGGCCAGGAGAAGUGGGUCAAGUGUGGCGUAACCAAGUACUUGCAAUACACAGUGUCUGGCUUGAGGGAGAACACAGAGUACUUCUUCAGAGUCCAAGCUGAGAAUCAAGCUGGAUUCAGUGAUGUCAAAGAAAUGAUCACCCCGGUUUUGGUCAAAGACCAACACGAAUCUCCUGAGGUGGUGAUGAAGGACUUCCCCCACAACACAGUCUAUGUCAGAGCUGGCUCCACACUCAAAUGUGAGAUUCCGCUGAUAGGCAGGCCACUGCCCAAGGUGACUCUCUCCAAGGACGACGUAAUACUUAAGUCAACCAUGAGGUUCAACUCCGAAGUCACUCCCGACAGCAUAAGGAUCACACUGCGCGAGAGCAUCGCAGGAGACUCUGGACGUUACGAUAUCCUGGCUGCCAACUCAAGUGGCACCACCAAGUCUUUUGUCAACAUUGUGGUUCUGGACAGGCCCAGUGUUCCGCUGGGACCUGUAGACCUGUUUGACAUCACGGAGGACAGCGUGAGUCUGAAGUGGCUCCCGCCUGUCUAUGAGGGUGGCAGCCCCAUCACAAACUACAUCAUCCAAAAGAGGGAGAUGACCACGGCCAGCUGGACGGACGUCUCCUCUGCUGUGGCUCGCUGCACCAUCAAGAUCCAGAAGCUUACAACAGGCCUGGAGUACCAGUUCAGGAUUAGGGCUGAGAACAGAUAUGGAAUCAGCGAGCACCUUGACUCACCACCUGUUGCAAUUAGCCUCCCUUACACCUUGCCUGAAGCACCCUCCAUUCCAGAGGUCACUGCUGUGACCAGGGAGACCAUCACUGUAGCCUGGAAGGAGCCCAAGUCAGACGGAGGCAGUCACGUUUUUGGCUACCAUCUCCAGAUGAAAGACAAGAACAGCAUCCUGUGGCAAAAAGUCAACAGAAUGGUCAUCCGGGCCACUCACUUUAAGGUUACAAGCAUUCACGCCGGACUCAUUUAUGAGUUCAAGGUGGCAGCCGAGAACGCUGCUGGAAUCGGUGAAUUCAGCAGGGUUUCCGAUCCAGUGCUGGCAAUUGACGCCUGUGAACCGCCCACCAAUUUGCGCAUUAGUGAUAUCACCAAGAACUCCAUCAGCCUGGUCUGGCAGGUGCCUAACUUUGACGGGGGAUCCCAGAUCACGGGGUACAUGGUGGAGAAAAGAGAAGGAGUCGUUGGCAGGUGGUCCAAGGCAAACCUAACCAACAUAAAAGACACACGCUACACUGUGACUGGUCUGACUCAGGAUCAGACCUAUGAGUUCAGAGUAAUGGCCAAGAAUGCGAUCGGCUCAGUGAGCAAUCCUUCCAUGACAGCUGGACCUGCCACAUGCGUUGACAACUUUGGUGCUCCAGAAAUUGAAAUACCAGCAGAGUACUUGAACGAGGUGAAGCAUAGGGCAGGCUCGGAUGUCGAACUCAAGUUUAACAUCACUGCGAAGCCUUCACCUACCAUUGAGUGGCUAAAGGAUGGAAGAGAACUCAAAGCCGGUGCCCAACUCUCCUUUAAACACACCUUCGAUUGCACAAGUUUGUUUCUGAGGGACACCUCGCGCCUGAACUCUGGUACCUAUGAAGUCAAGGUGAAGAACUCCCUGGGUUCAGCCUGCGCUGUUGUCAGAUUGCUCAUCCAAGACAGGCCAGGGCCCCCUGCUGGAGAGAUCCAGUUUAAGAAGGUGACUGCCGACAACAUCACCAUCAUGUGGUCUCCUCCUGCUGACGAGGCCGGUGCCAUGGUGACGCACUACAUUGUGGAAAAGAGGGAGACCAGCAGAGUCAUGUGGUCCAUCAUCUCGGAGAAACUUGUCGACUGCAUCGUUAACGUGCCCAGACUCAUCCAGGGAAACGAAUACAUCUUCAGAGUCCGCGGGGUCAACAAAUAUGGCAUCGGUGACCCUCUGGAGUCUAUGCCCAUCAUCGCCAAGAAUGCUUUUGUUCCUCCCAGCGAGCCAUCCAAGCCUCAAGUCUCCAUGAUCACCAGAUCAACCAUGACAGUGAUUUGGGAGAGACCAGCUCUGGAUGGAGGCAGCGACAUUGACGGUUAUUACCUGGAGAAAAGGGAAAAGAAGAGUCUCCAGUGGUUCAAGGUGGUGAAAGGCACAAUCAGAGACACCAGGCAGAAGGUCACCGGCCUUGUGGAGAACAACGAAUACCAGUACCGAGUGUGUGCUGUCAACAAGGCCGGAGCAGGGAACUACUCAGAGGCCUCUGAAUUAUACAUGGCUCAUGAUCCUAUCGAUCUUCCUGGGGAGCCGUCCAAAUUGCGUGUGGUGGACUCCACAAAGACCUCCAUCACUCUUGGAUGGGAGAAGCCUGUGUAUGACGGUGGCAGCGAGAUCACACACUAUUUCUUGGAGCAAAUGAAUGCAGAGGAGCGGGAGUGGGCGACGGUCAACCCGCAAGUUAAUACCUGCGAGUACGUGGUUUCUCACCUCAAACCAGCAACCUACUACUUCUUCAGAGUUUCCGCUGUCAAUUGCAAGGGCAAAGGAGAGGAUAUCAAGAUGUACCAGCCUGUGCAAGCCAAGGACAUCUUGGAGGAGGCUGACGUGGACUUGGACGUUCCCAUGAGCACCCAAUAUACCGUCCGGGCAGGGCGUGACGUGGAGGUGUUUAUUCCUCUGAAAGGACGCCCCAGCCCUGGCGUCACCUGGCGACGUGGUGAACGCAACAUUGCCGCCGACACGCGCUACACCAUCACCAGCACAGAGCGCGCCACCACCCUUCUAAUUCCCAAGGUCACUCGCGAUGACUGCGGCAAGUACCUGCUGGAAAUUGAGAAUGGUGUAGGAGAGCCCAAGAUCAUAACAGUUUCCCUGAAGGUGCUUGACAGUCCGUCCACUUGCCAAAAAUUGAUGGUUAAGAAUGUGACCAGAGGAAAAUUGACUCUGAGUUGGGAGGCUCCUCUCAUUGAUGGUGGUUCACCAAUCACUAAAUACAUUGUUGAGAAGAAGGGCUCCACCAUGAAAGCGUACCAAAUGGUCACGGACGAGUGUGUCAGUACGAGCUACAAAAUGUCAGGCCUGGAGGAGGACAUUGCUUAUUUCUUCCGCGUGUCGGCUGAAAAUGAGUUUGGUGUGGGUGACGCCUGCGAGACCUCGGAGCCCGUCAGAGCCACUGAGACCCCAGGUGCGGUUAAAGACCUGGUCAUGCUUGACUCCACAAGAUCCUCCGUCACACUGCAGUGGGCCAGACCCGACCAUGACGGAGGCAGCCACAUCUCUGAGUACGUCAUCGAGAAGAGAAAUGAGAACAAUGUCAGCUGGACUUUUGCUACAACUUGUAAGCACUGCACAUGUGAGGUGACGGGGCUGCAAGAGGAUUCUGAGAUGAACUUCAGGGUCUAUGCAAAGAAUGAGAAGGGCACGAGUGACUUCUCACAGAUUGGCCCAAUCACAGUCAUGGAUUUCAUCAUUCCACCUGAGGCGUGCCUCGGUGACUACCCUAACGGAGAGCUGGCUGUUCGUGUUGGUCAGAACAUCCACAUUGAGCUGCCCUUCAAGGGAAAACCAAGGCCUGCCAUCAGUUGGCUGAAAGGCAAUUUGCCUCUUAAGGAAAGUGAGACGGUUCGCUUCAGGACCACUGACAACAAGACCGCCGUAACAGUUAGAGGUGCCCAGAAGGAGCAUGCAGGCCAGUAUACCUUGGUUUUGGACAACAGAACGGUAAAGAACUUCUUUGACAUUGAGGUAACGGUUCUUGGGCCCCCUUCUGUGCCCGUUGGCCCCAUCCACUUUGACGAGAUCAAGGCCCAGAAUAUUAUUAUCUCUUGGAAUGAGCCCAAAGAGGAUGGAGGCAGUGAGAUUACCUGCUACAGCGUGGAGAAGCGCGAGAUUUCCCAAGCCAACUGGAAGAUGGUCUGCUCAAGCGUGGCCAGAACGUCCUUUAAGGUUCCAAACCUGGUGAAGGGAACUGUGUACCAGUUCAGAGUACGUGCAGAGAAUAAAUACGGUGUCAGUGAACCACUCAUCUCCACAGAGGUCCUUGCUCAGCAUCAAUACAAACCCCCCGGUGCUCCUGGAAAGCCAGUAGCCUACAACGUGACCAGCGAUGGCAUGACCAUUCGAUGGGAAGCUCCAGGUUUUGAUGGGGGAUCCCCCAUUCUCGGCUACCACGUUGAGAAAAAAGACAGAAAUAGUCUCCUGUGGCAGAAGGUGAACUCCACCAUCAUCUCCAACAAAGAGUACAGGAUAAUCAGUCUUUUGGAGGGUCUAGAGUACUCUUUCAGAGUCUAUGCAGAGAACAAUGCCGGAUUCAGCCCUGUUAGCGAACAAAGCAAACACGCACUCGCUAUCUCCCCCGUUGAUCCACCUGGCACCCCAGUAUGCAUUGACGUGACUCGCGACUCUGUCACUUUGAAAUGGGACGUCCCCAAGCGAGAUGGCGGUAGCAAGAUUGUGGCCUACAGUGUGGAGAGGCGCCAAGGCAGAGGGAAAUGGCUGCGCUGCAACUUCACUGACAUCAGUGAGACCCAAUUUACUGUGACUGGUCUGUCCGCCGGAGACAGGUUCGAAUUUCGGGCGAUUGCCCGGAAUGCCGUGGGCACUGUCAGCCCCCCGUCCAACUCCUCUGGAUACAUCAUGACCAAGGAUGAGAGCAUCUCUCCUGAGAUCGAUUGGUGCCCAGAUCAGAGGCUGACGCUGAGAGCUGGAGAAAAUGUCCACCUUAGCUGCAACAUCACCGGUCGGCCAGUACCACAAGUUGUGUGGUACAAGGAUGGAAAGGAGAUUGACAAGAGGACCAUGAUGGAUAUCGAGAUUACAGCUGGUAUCGGUACCAGCAGCCUGUUUGUUCGCGAAGCAGACAGGAAACACCGUGGCGUCUACACUGUGGUGGCCAAGAACAGCUCUGGUGCCAAGAAAGCUGACGUCACCGUCAGAGUGCAAGAUACUCCUGGACCAGUUGAGGGUCCUAUCCGUUUCACCGGCAUCACGGGCGAAAAGUGCUCAGUCUGGUGGAAUCCUCCGGAAAAUGACGGUUGUUCCGCCAUCACCCACUAUGUUGUCGAGAAGAGGGAGACGUCUCGGCUUUCCUGGGCCUUGGUCAACUCCAAGUGUGAAGCCUGCUCUUUCAGCGCCACCAACCUCAUCAAGGGCAACGAGUACCAGUUUAGAAUAUCUGCUGUCAACAAGUUUGGUGUUGGUAAACCACUGGACUCACUGCCCUUCGUUGCAAAGAUGCAAUACACUGUGCCUGAGGCACCUGGUACGCCUGAUUCUACGCAUCUGACCGGCAACAGCAUCACCUUGUGCUGGACCAGGCCGAGGUCAGACGGCGGCAAUGAGAUCAAGCACUAUAUUUUGGAGAGACGUGAGAAGAAGAGUCUGCGCUGGGUGAAGGUCUCUGCAAAAAGGCCCAUCACAGAGCUCAGACACAGAGUCACCCACCUUACCGAAGGCAAUGAGUAUGAGUUCCGUGUCAUGGCUGAGAACGGCGCCGGUGUUGGGCCGGCCAGUGGUACAUCCAGGCUCUUCAAAUGCAGAGAGCCGACCAGUUCUCCCAGUGCCCCGACGGUAAUCAAGGUGAUUGACUCCACCAAAUCCUCUGUCACCCUGGAAUGGACCAAACCAGUCUUUGACGGUGGCCUACCGAUCAUUGGCUACAAUGUUGACAUGUGCAAGGCCAGCCUCGAAGAGUGGCAUAGAGUAAACAGCCAGAUUUGCAUUCACAACCGCUACACGGCCGAGGGCCUGGUUGCCGGUGAACUUUACAAGUUUAGAGUCAGCGCUGUGAAUGGGUCUGGGGAAGGGGAAGCAUCAGUGAUGGCCAAUGCCGUGCAGGCUCUCGAUAGGCUAACGUCGCCUGAAUUUGACAUCGAUGCCAACUUCAAGCAGACACAUACAGUGAAAAAUGGCGGCACCGUCUCCCUUCAUGUGGCUUUCCGGGGCAAACCAACUCCUCUGCCAACCUGGUCCCGAGUGGAUGGCGAACUGCCGGUGAUGGCCGAUAUUAGCAGCACGGAUUCUCACUCGAGACUGACCAUUGAGGGCUGCACACGCUACGAGGCCGGCAAGUACACGCUCUCCCUGGAAAACAACAGUGGACGCAAGUCCAUUACAUUUACAGUGAAAGUGCUAGACACGCCUGGACCUCCGGGCGCCUUCACCUUCAAGGAUGUCACACGUGGAGCCUUAACCUUGAUGUGGGACGCCCCGAGCAAUGAUGGCGGCUCGCGGAUCCAACACUAUAUUGUGGACAAGCGCGAGGCCAGCCGCCUCACGUGGCAAGAGGUCAGCACCAAGUGCUCCCGCCAGAUGAUCAGGGUAACAGGUUUGGAUAUGGGUGUAUCAUACCUCUUCAGAGUGAUUGCCGUUAACCAGUAUGGCCAGGGGGAUCCUCACGAGAUGACCGACCCCAUCAUGGCGACAGAAGAACCUGCUCCGCCGAAGAGAGUAGACGUUGUGGACACCAGCAGUUCCACAGCUUCUCUGGUGUGGCUGAAGCCUGAGCAUGACGGUGGUAGCCACAUCAGAGGGUACAUAGUGGAGUUCAGAGCCGAGGACAAACAGCUCUGGUCUGUCGCUGGGGAGACCAAGUCCCUUAAGAUGUUGGUAGAGGGUCUGAUUGAUAACACGCAGUAUGAAUUCAGAGUCAAGGCCCAGAACGACGCUGGCAUCAGUGAGCCUCAGACAACCUUAACCUCCGUGCUCAUCAAAGAGCCUCGCACUGAACCCACCGCCGAUCUCAGCAGCAUCACCAACCAGCUCAUCAGCUGCAAGACCUCCGAUGCCUUCAGCCUUGACAUUCCCAUUAGCGGCAGGCCAGCACCAAAAGUCACGUGGAGGCUGGAAGAGAUGAAAUUGAAGGAGACAGAAAGAGUUUCCAUCAAGAACACCAAAGAGAGAACCACUCUGGUGGUGAAAGACAGCAAGAGAAGUGACAGCGGCAAAUACUACCUGACUCUGGAGAAUGCUGCUGGAGCCAAAACCUUCACUGUGACUGUAAUGGUGGUUGGAAGACCCAGCCCUCCCACAGGCCCUGUGGUGGUUUCAGAUGUGUCCUCUGAGUCCUGCUCACUGUCCUGGUCUGAACCCUCUGACGAUGGCGGCACAGAAAUCAGCAACUACAUUGUUGAGAAGCGUGAGUCGGGCUCGGCCUCCUGGCAAGUGGUCAACUCCAGCGUGAAGAGAACUACCAUCAAGGUCACUCAUCUGACCAAGUACAUGGAGUACACAUUCAGAGUGUGCGCCGAGAACAAGUUUGGAGUCAGCAAGUCCAUCGAGUCUGCUGCUGUGGUCAUUGAACAUCCUUUCGUUCCUCCAAGUCCUCCAUCUCGUCCGAAUGUUGUGAACGUGUCUGCCAAUGCCAUCAGCAUCAAAUGGGAUGUGCCCUAUGCUGACGGUGGUAGCAUGGUGACUGGUUACUGGAUUGAGAAGAAAGAGCGGAAUACAAUUCUGUGGGUGAGGGAGAACAAGCUGCCCUGUCUGGAUUGUCACUACAAGGUGUCCAGCCUGAUCAAUGGUCUGGAGUACCAGUUUAGAGUCUAUGCCAUGAACCUCGCUGGAAUUAGCAAGGCCAGUGAGGCCUCCAGACCAGUGGUGGCACAUAACCCCGUUGAUCCACCCGGUCACCCUCAGGUGACAGACAUCACUCGCUCCUCCGUGUCAUUGUGUUGGACCGUGCCCGUCAAUGACGGCGGCAGCAACAUAGUCGGGUACGUGGUGGAGAGGAAGGUCUAUAGUACUGAUGAGUGGGAUGACAACCGCUGGCUAAAGUGCAACUACACCACCAUCACGGAGAACUACUUCACCGUCACCAACCUGGGAGAGGGAGAAACCUUUGAAUAUCACGUCAUUGCCAAGAACGCUGCCGGCGUCCACAGUGCGCCCUCUGCAUCCACCGGACCCGUGACUUGCAAGGACGAAUACUCUCCUCCUCGAGCGGAGUUGGACAGCAAGUUGAUUGGCGAGACCAUCAUUGUCACCGCCGGCUCUGACCUUGUCCUGGACGGUGCGGUGGGUGGUAAACCAGAACCCACCGUUUACUGGUCCAAGGGUGACAAGGCCCUGGAGAUUGGUGAAAAGUACUCGCUGACCUACACUAGCACGAGAGCAAUGGCUGUCAUCAAGAACUGUGACAGAUUUGACACUGGCAGAUACAUCCUGACUGUCAAGAAUGUCAAUGGAGUCAAGACGGCUACCGUCACCGUUAAAGUCCUGGACACUCCUGGGCCUCCAGCUGAUAAGAUCGUGAUCAGCAGAGUGACAGAGGAGAAGUGCACUGUGUCCUGGAAAAUCCCCCUGGAAGAUGGUGGCGACAUUGUCAGCCAUUACAUCGUGGAGCGCCGUGAGACCAGUCGCCUCAACUGGGUCAUCAUGGAGACAGAGUGCAAGAGCUUGUCCUGUGUCAGUACCCGGCUGAUCAAGGGCAACGAGUACAUCUUCCGAGUGCGGGGAGUCAACAAGUAUGGACCAGGUGUUCCACUGGAAUCAGAGCCGGUCAUAGCCAGGAAUGCUUACACGUUGCCAUCACCACCAGGCACACCGGAGGCCACAGCCGUGGGCAAGGAACACGUCAUUCUCGAGUGGCUGAAGCCGGAAAGUGAUGGAGGCAGCGAGAUCAAAACUUACCUUGUUGACAAACGGGAGAAGAAUAGCACCAGGUGGACGCGGGUCAAUAAGACGUACACCAUCUAUGACACCCGCCUCAAGAUCACAGGGCUGCUGGAGGGAAGCGAAUACCAGUUCAGAGUGACGGCCGUCAACGCGGCAGGGGACAGCCAGCCCAGCGACGCCUCACCGUACAUCCUCCUCAGAGAUCCCACCUACACCCCAGCCCCCCCGUCAGCGCCUCGCAUCACAGACACAACCAAGCACAGCAUCAGCAUGACUUGGACCAGACCCAUGUACGACGGCGGCUCAGAUGUCACUGGCUACGUGGUGGAAAUCCUAGAGCAGGGUUCUGAGCAGUGGUACCGCGCCACAGCCAAGGCUCUCAAGACCAGCGAAUAUCUAGCCGGCGGUCUGGUCGCCAAUAAGAAAUACAGGUUCAGGGUGGCGGCUGUCAACAGCAACGGCACCGGAGAGUUCAGUGAACCCAGCGCUGAGAUCGAGCCCCUUGAGAGAAUUGAAAUGCCCGACCUGGAAUUGGACGAGGACCUGAAGAAGACUGUUUGUCUUCGUGCUGGAGGAACACUACGACUAUUUGUGACUGUUAGCGGACGCCCGACACCAGUUGUGUCCUGGAGGAAGACGGGCGUGGAGCUGCAGAGCCGCGGCCUCAUCGAGACCACUGACGGCUACACCAUGUUGAUAGUGGAGAAGGUUGACCGAUACGACUCUGGAAAGUACAUAGUGGAGGCGGAGAAUCCGUCAGGCAAAAAGUCUGCAACCGUCCUGGUCAAAGUCUAUGACACUCCUGGUCCUCCAGCUUCUGUGAAAGUGAAGGACUAUACCAAGGAGUCAGUUGUCAUCACCUGGGACGUCCCCAGUAUUGACGGCGGCGCUCACGUCAGCAACUAUAUCAUAGAGAAACGGGAAGCCAGCAUGAAGUCUUACAAGACUGUCACCACAGAGUGUAGAAAGACCCUGUACAGGGUCACUGGCCUGGAGGAGGGUGCGCACUACUUCUUCAGAGUACUACCGGAGAACAUCUAUGGCGUUGGUGAGCCCUGCGAGACAGCUGAGGCUGUGCUGGUAUGCGAAGUGCCAUCAGUGCCUCUGAGCCUCCAGAUCAGUGACAUCACAAAGUCUUCUGUCACCCUGCGCUGGGAGAAACCGAUGCAUGAAGGCGGCAGCAGGCUGAUGGGCUAUAUUAUCGAAGCCUGCAGGGUGUCUACAGAAAGGUGGACCACAGUUGCCACCCUCAAAGCCUCCACUUCUCACUACACUAUCCAGUCUCUGACAGAGAACGACCAGUACUUUUUCAGAAUCCGAGCCUUUAACAGCAGAGGAACCGGUGAGGCCAUGGAUAUUGUCACCCCCGUCACCAUCCAAGAAAUCAAAGUGAUGCCAAAGAUCGACAUUACCAGCAUUCCUCAGAAGACUGUCUAUGUCCCCCGUGGUAAACCCCUCGAUCUCAACUUGCCAAUUACGGCCAAACCGCAGCCUGUCUGCUCCUGGUUCUUUGAUGGCAUCCAGCUGAAGGACAGCCUGGAGCGCAUCAAAAUCGAAAGCAACGGCAAACAUGCCCAUCUCGUCAUCCGCGAGACCACCAUCAACGACACCGGAGACUACAUGCUGGAGGUCAAGAACGCCAUCGGUGUGGCAACUGAAGUUAUUAAAGCCAUAAUCCUCGACAAACCCGGCGUGCCAAUCGGCCCUAUGAAGAUCGUGGAGGUUGAUGGCCUAUCGGUGACGGUUAGCUGGGAACCUCCAGAGAAGGAUGGCGGCGCUAACAUCAGCGGAUAUGUGGUAGAACAGCGCGAUGCUCACCGCCCCGGUUGGAUCACCGUCUCCGAAUCGGUGACCCGACCGUGCUUCAAGUUCACCAGACUCUCUGAGGGAACAGAGUAUGUGUUCCGUGUCGCUGCCAUGAACCGCUUCGGCAUUGGUUGUUUCCUGCAGUCGGAAGUGGUGGAAUGCAAGAGUGCUGAGACCAUCCCUGGACCUCCGAGCAAACCGGAGGUGCUUGACGUCACUCACGAGGGCAUGACCCUGACAUGGCAUCCGCCGGAGGACAACGGUGGCUCCACCAUUGCCGGUUAUAUUAUUGAGCGCAAGGAGCCUCGUUCUGACAGAUGGCUGAGGAUCAACAAGAACCCAGUGACCAUGACCAGGUAUCGCUCUUCUGGCCUGAUUGAAGGCCUGGAGUACGAAUACCGCAUCACUGCCAUUAACUCCAGAGGCACUGGCAAACCCAGCGAGACCUCUGCCAUCACUGUUGCCAUAGACCCCAUAGCACCACCAGGUCCUCCGGUUCAUCCCAAUGUCACAGACACCACCAGAACCUCCGUGUCCCUGGCCUGGAUGCCUCCUGUGGAGGAAGGUGGCUCUGUGGUCACUGGUUACUUUGUUGAGAUGCAGAAGGUGGACCAGGUGGAGUGGACCUUGUGCAACACCACACCCACCAAAAUGUCUGAGUAUACCCUCACGCACAUGCCUCAGGGAGCUGAGUACAAGUUCAGAGUCACCGCCUGCAAUGCUGGUGGCACUGGAGAGCCCGCAGAGAUUCCUGGCGUCGUCAAAGUCCAGGAGAUGCUGAAUUAUCCUGAAUUCGAACUGGAUAGUAGAUAUGAGGAAGGCUACAUCGUGCGGCAAGGAGGAGUCAUCUGCCUAUCGGUGCCGUUCACUGGUAAACCCAUCCCUACAUGCAAGUGGACCAAGGAUGGUCGCGACAUCUCUCACCGGGCCAUGAUCGCCAUCAAUGAUGAUCUGACGGAGCUCGUCAUCAAGGAGGCUCACAAAGACGACACGGGUACUUAUGACCUGCUGUUGGAGAACAAAUGUGGCAGGAAAGCUGUGUACAUCAAGGUGAAGGUCAUUGGGCGCCCCGACGUCCCAGAGGGACCUCUGGAGUUUGACGAUAUUCAGGCCAGAUCAGUUCGAGUCAGCUGGAGACCCCCGUCUGACGACGGAGGCUCUGACCUCCUUGGAUAUAUCGUGGAGAGGCGAGAAGUCCCCAAGGCUGCUUGGUACACAGUGGACGCCCGGGUCAAAGAGAACUCCCUGGUGGUCAAAGGCCUAAAAGAGAAUAUGCAGUACCACUUCAGGGUCUCUGCUGAGAACCAGUUUGGUGUCUCCCGGUCCUUGAAGUCCGAGGAGCCUGUCACAGCAAAGACACCGCUCUGCCCACCAGAACCUCCCAGCAAUCCUCCAGAGAUCAUGGAUGUGGCCAAGUCUUCAGUGACUCUGUCAUGGGCCCGGCCCCGGGACGAUGGUGGCUCCCGUGUCACGGGAUACUUUGUUGAGAGAAGGGAGGUUUCCACAGAGAAGUGGGUCCGCCACAAUAAGACUCACAUCACGACCACCAUGUACAACAUCACCGGCCUCAUCCCCGAUGCGGAGUACAUGUUCAGAAUUGUGGCUCAGAAUGACGUCGGCCAGAGUGAGCCGGGCCCUGCAUCCGAGUCGGUGGUCUGCAAAGAUCCAUUCGAUAAACCGAGCCAACCUGGAGAGAUUGACGUCAUCUCUGUAACCAAAGACUGCAUAACCAUCCAUUGGUCGCGGCCCGACUUUGACGGGGGGAAGGAGAUCUUGGGAUAUUGGAUAGAGUUCAGACAGGCCGGCGAAAGUGCCUGGAAAAAGUGCAACAAAGAGCGUUCGAAGGACCGUCAGUUUACCAUGGGCGGCUUAAUGGAAGCUACCGAGUACGAGUUCAGAAUCUUGGCCGAGAACGAAGCCGGGCUCAGCAGGCCUAAGCGCACACCCAUGGGCAUCAAAACCAAGUUGAGCGUCGGCGAGGCUCCGGCUCUGAAGGAAGACAUUCUCGAUGUCACAACCAAACUUGGAGAAUCUGGGACGCUGUCCUGUGGCAUCAUCGGCAGACCUCUGCCAGAGAUCAAGUGGUACCGCUAUGGCAAAGAGCUGAUUCAGAGUCGCAAGUACAAGAUGAGCUCGGACGGCCGCAACCACUCCCUCAUCAUCAUGACCGACGAGCAGGAAGACGAGGGUCUGUACACCUGCAGGGCCAUCAACGAAGCCGGGGAGAUCGAGACCAGCGGCAAACUGCGGCUACAGGCUGCACCUCAGCUACACCCCGGCUUCCCUCUGAAGGAGAAAUAUUACGCCGGAGCUGGCACCAGUCUCCGCCUCCACGUGGUCUACAUCGGCCGUCCCAUUCCCCAGAUUAUGUGGUUCUAUGACAAGAAGCCUCUGAACACGUCCGAGAAAGUGAUUAUUGAGAACACGGAGAGCUACACACACCUGGUGGUGAGGAACGUUCAGAGGAAGACCAACGCUGGCCGUUACAAAGUGCAACUGAGCAACAAGUAUGGCACUGUCGACACAGUGUUGCGGGUUGAAAUCCAAGAUAAGCCAUGUAUCCCCGAGGGCCCAGUGGUGGUCGAAGCUCUACUGAAGAGCUCCGUCAUUAUCAGCUGGAAGGCUCCCAAAGACGACGGUGGCGCCAUGAUCACCAACUACAUUGUGGAGAAACGCAUGGCCAAGGAGGGAGAAGUGUGGAACCUCGUGUCGUCCUCUAUCUCUGGAACCACGUGCCGCAUACCCAACCUUGUGGAGAGUGCCGGUUACUACUUCCGAGUUUCUGCUCAGAAUCAGUAUGGUGUCAGCGAGUCUCUGGAGAUCCCCUCGGUGGUCAUCAUCAAGAGUCCAUUCGAAAAACCUGCCAUACCACAGCAACCCUUCAUCAUGAGCUCCACCGAGGACUCAUGUGUUGUCUGCUGGAAGCCGCCAAUCAGUGACGGCGGAGCUAAAGUGUCCGCCUACUAUCUGGAGAAGCGUGAGAAGAAGCAGAACAAGUGGAUGUCAGUCACCACUAAGAAGAUUGUGGAGACGAGCUUCGAGGUUACAGGCCUGAUUGAGGGCUUCGAGUACGAGUUCCGCGUAAAGUGCGAGAAUUUGGGCGGUGAGAGUGACUGGAGCGAAAUCUCAGAGCCCAUCGUGCCCAAGUCCGACCAGUCCCUGCGUGCUCCUGGCUUCAGGGAGGAGAUCCGAGACAUGACUGUCAAAUACCAUGCGAACGCCACCUUUGUUACCAAGGUGACGGGACAUCCCAAGCCUGUGGUGAAAUGGUACAAAAGUGGAAAGGAGAUCCAGGCUGACGGAACCAAAAUUAAAACACAGGAGUUCAAGGGCGGUUACUACCAGCUUGUCAUCGCUGCUGCUGAUGAGAGCGACGCCACAGUCUAUCAAGUCAGAGCGACCAACUCUGGAGGAUCCGUCUCCACCACAGCAAACUUGGAAGUCGAAGUUCCUGCCAAGAUUCACCUGCCAAAGGAGCUCCAAGGAAUGGGAGCAGUCCACGCUGUUCGGGGCGACCAGAUAACCAUCAAGAUCCCCAUCUCCGGAAAGCCCGAACCAGCAAUUACCUGGCAGAAGGGCCAGGAGAUCCUCUCCAACUCUCCAUGUCACCAGAUCAUCACCACUCGCUCUUUCACAUCGCUAGUCUUCCAGAAAGGAGUACAGAAGAUGGACACGGGCUACUAUAGCAUCACUGCCAAAAACAGGUUCGGAAUGGACAAACAGACCAUUGAGGUGAGCAUCGAAGACAUUCCUGAAGCUCCCAAAGGACUGGUGGUCAGCGGCAUGUCCCGAGACUCCGUUGCACUGACCUGGGAGCCCCCUGCCAGUGAUGGUGGGAGUGACAUCAUCAGUUAUGUUGUGGAGAAAUGCGCCACCUCUACGGAUAGGUGGAUUCGUGUUGGACAGACGACCGACUGCAGCUUCACCGUCGUCAACAUCUUUGGCAAGGCAAAAUAUCAGUUCCGCGUUAUUGCAGAGAACCGGUUUGGCCUGAGUCCUCCCUCUGCACCGACGGAACCCAUCACCACAAAGGAGGACAAGUCUGUCAUCAGGAACUAUGACGAGGAAGUGGACGAGACCAGAGAGAUCACCAAAGAGGAGGUUCACUCCUUCAAGCUCAAGGAGCUGUACUCCAAGUACACUAUUUGUGAGGAGUUGGCUCGUUGUCAAUUUGGACUGGUUUACCGUUGUGUGGAGAAUGCAACAAAGAAGACCUUCAUGGCCAAGUUCAUCAAGGUCAAAGGGACAGACCGUGAGCUGGUUCUUCGGGAAAUUGAGGCCUUGAAUGUCGCAAGGCAUGAGAACGUCAUCUACCUACACGAAUACUUUGAAAGUAUGGAGGAGAUUGUCCUCAUCUUGGAGUUCAUUUCCGGAGUUGAUAUCUUUGAGCGCAUUGGAACAAGCAACUUUGAGCUCACGGAGCAGGAGAUUGUCCUCUACCUCAGACAGGUCUGCUCCGCUCUCAGGUUUUUGCACAGCAACAACUUUGGCCACUUUGAUAUCCGCCCAGACAACAUUGUCUACGCCACAAAGAAGAGCAAUCUUGUCAAGAUCAUUGACAUGGGUCAGGCUCGGCUGCUGGUACCAGGUGAAAACAUUAGAAUUCUUUUCUCUGCACCAGAGUAUUGCGCCCCCGAGGUCCACCGCCACGACUUGGUCACCACAGCCACAGACAUGUGGUCCGUGGGUGUGCUGGCCUACGUGCUGCUGAGUGGUCUCAACCCGUUUGCUGCAGAAUCUGUGACACAAACGAUUGAGAACAUCACCGCUUGUGAGUACGUCUUUGACAGUGACGCGUUUAGGGACAUCAGCAUGGAGGCUAUGGACUUUGUGGACAGACUUCUUGUCAAGGACAGGAAGCUCCGCAUGACUGCCCACGAGGCAUUGGAGCACCCUUGGCUCAAGAUGAAGAUCGAGCACGUCAGCCGCAAGGUCAUUCGAACACUCAGACACAGAAGGUACUACCACUCGGUAGUAAAGAGGACCGAUACGAUCAUCUCGGCAGCGCGCGUUGCCUACGGUGGCGCCUUCAGGAACCAGAGAGGCUUGGCUGUUGGCAAAGUGAAGAUCGGUACCGAGUACCACGGUCUACGUGCCGGCCCAGUCAUGCACGCCUCUGCUGAGGAAGGUGGCCAUGUUCGGUUCACUUGUAGCAUUGCCAGCUUUGACCAAAGUACACAGGUGACAUGGUACUUUGGUAGCCGCCAGUUACACUCGAGCUCCAAGUACGAGAUCGCGUACAACAAGGGUUUGGCCAGCAUAUAUGUGAAGGAUGUUGAAGAGGGUGACGAUGGUGUCUACAGGUGCAAGGUGGUGAGCGAUGACGGUGAAGAUAGCGCCUAUGGUGAACUCUUUGUUGCGACGGUGAGAAGCAUCAGGGAGCACUACGUCAGUCGGUCCAUCAAGAAACUAAGAAGGAGGGUCGACAAAUCCCAAAUCCUGUACAGGCCUCCGGAGUUCACGCUGCCACUCUACAAUCGCACCGCCUACAUUGGCGAAGAUGUGCGCUUUGGCGUCACCAUUACCGUGCACCCGGAUCCUCGCGUUACGUGGUUGAAGAACGGCGAGAGAAUCAAACCCGGAGACGAUGACACAAAGUACACGUUCCUGAGUGACAAGGGUCUGUACCAGCUGAUGAUCCACAACCUUGACAUGAGCGACGAUGCUGAAUACUCUGUCCUGGCCCACAACAAGUAUGGAGAAGACAGCUGCAAGGCCCGUCUCACCGUGACACCACACCCCGUGACAGAGGAAACUGUGAGGCCCACAUUCAAGCGUCUGCUGACCAAUGUUGAAUGCGCGGAAGGGGAUAGCGUCCGCUUUGAUAUCAGAGUGUCUGGAAUCCCAACUCCUUCCCUAAAAUGGGAGAAGGAUGGCCAUUCUCUCCAGCUGGGUCCAAAGAUAGUUGUCAUUCAAGAGGAUGCUGACCACCAUGUCCUGUGCAUCAGAGAGACACUGCUCGAGGACUCUGGCAUCUACAAAGUGACUGCAACAAACUGUGCUGGCACUGUGAGUUGCCAGGCAACCCUGAACGUGGACCGCCUCACAUACACCAGAAGAGAGUACAAGAGUGAGGAGGAGAAACGCCGACACGUACAGAGGCAGAUUGAAAGUACCAACAGGAUGGCUCAGAAGAUUGUCGCCACAGAGGAGAUCACUCCUCUGAAUCCGACAGCCCAAGAGGCUCUGAAAUUUGCUGCGGAGAUGUACAAGCCUGCCUUCAGCACCAAGAACGUCGAGGGCGAGUAUGACAUCACAACGGUGAAAUCAGAGACCAAGAAACUAGAAGAAGAACGAAGGAUCUUCAUGCCGUAUGAGAUUCCCGAACCUGUGGUCCAUGACCGCCGAGCUCUGGAUGAGAACAAAGCUAUUAAGCAUUUUGUCGCACUCUCUGACAUGAAGUGGUAUCGCAAAUUGAGAGACCAGCAUCUGGUUUCAGAGAGUGCGGAAAGGUUUGUGCCAAAGCGACAAAGACGAAUUCGCCUGUCCAGGUGGGAGCAGUUCUACGUCAUUCCGCUGCCCAGGAUCACAGACCAGUAUAGGCCAAGAUGGCGAAUCCCCAAAAUGACUUUAGACGACCUCGAAAUUGUCAGACCCGCCCGCCGCUCACCAUCCCCUGAAUCCGAGAUAUCGUUUAGAUCUAGGAGACGAUCUUUGGGAGAUUUGAGUGACGAGGAGCUGCUGAUGAGCGCUGAUGACUAUCUGUCCGCCAGGAGGACCGAGCAGGAGAAGAUGAUGCUGGAGGAUGAACUGGAGCUCGGCUUCUCUGCCUCCCCUGCAGUCAGUCCAGUUCGAAUUGAACGGCGUGCGGUGCGGCGUGAAGAGAGGUCUCAGGAGCUACGGCAGGAAGCUCUGGAGGUGGCGGAGACAAAGAAAAAGCGUACCGUUUCCCAGUUCAUGAGGAGAAGGCGCUCACUGUCCCCCACGUACAUCGAGCUGAUGCGUCCAGUCUCCGAGUUGAUCCGACCAUCUCGCGUGAGGCCGGCGGCUGAGGUGGAAACUGAGCUCGUAGAAAGGAGAUCCCCAACGCCAGAGAGAACUCGCCCCCGGUCUCCGAGCCCCAUCAGGUCUGUUGAGAGGUCCUCCCGUUCCUCCUCUCGCUUUGAGCGCUCUGCCCGCUUUGACAUCAUGUCCCGUUAUGAGGCCAGAAAGGCAGCUCUGAAGUCUGAGAGGACCUAUCAAGUGGUUAGUCAGUCACCAUUCAGCCUGGAUCACGGCCCCCGCGUAACCGUCAGGAUGCGCUCUCACCGUGUGCCGCUCGGCCGGGACACCAAAUUCACUCUGAACAUCCAAGCCAAGCCAGAGGCCGAGGUCAAGUGGUUCCACAACGGAAAUGAAAUCUGUGAAACCAACAGCAAAUACAUCUUUAGCAACAUGAGCGGAGUUCUGACCAUCACCAUUCUGGACUGCCAGGAGGAGGACAGCGGCACAUACCGCUGCUUCUGCUCCAACGCCAGAGGAGAAGCCUCGGAUUACGCCACCCUGGAUGUGGCAGGCGGUGACUAUACUACUUUCUCUUCCCGGCGCAAGGAUGAGGAAGUUCCGAAAUCACUCGUCCCUGAAAUGACUCGAAUUGAUCACUACCGCUCGUCCCGCUUCAAGACUGGCUACGAAUCUCAAAGUCACUUUGAGGUGGAAGAAAGCAAGACUACGUUAUCCGAGACACGCGAAGACAUCACUCGUGAAAGGUAUGGGGCAUCUUCUGAGAGGUACUCAUCUGCUGAGCGCUACGACUCGUCCAUCAAGUACGCCUCUACGGAACACUUGUCAUCCGCCUCCUCCUACUCUUCUGAUAGGUUUGCUCUUUCUAAAAAACACACGACAGCUGAAACUAAGUCAAAGUACGUUGCUGCCUCCGAGCAGCUUUCUGCCCAAAAGGUGGAGCAGUCUGUUGCAGCCAGAUUCCUCACUAAGCCCCAGUCUCUGACCGUUGCUGAGGGUGAGACAGCCCGGUUCUCCUGUGAUAUUGACGGAGCGCCUGCGCCCUCUGUGACCUGGGUGCACCAGGGGAAAACCAUUGUCUCCACCCACCGUGUCCAAGUCACCGCCACACAGUACAAGUCCAACCUGGAGGUCUCUUCUGUUACAUGCUCUGACGAGGGCAGUUACACAGUCAUCGUAGAGAACUCUGCGGGCCGCCAGGAGGCUCAUUUCACCUUGACCAUCCGCAGGCCUAUUCCUAAAGCGGUCAAGUGCAUCAAGUCCCCAGAAUCGAGUGUGAAGUCACCGGAGCCUUCAGGCACAUCGCCACCGCCAUCUGUAACUUCCCCUGGUCCCAGUGUGAAGUCACCAGAACAUAGCAUCAAGUCCCCUGAACAAAGCGUGAAGUCUCCAGCACCAAGUGUCAAGUCCCCUGAACCGAGUGUGAAGUCACCGGAGCCUUCAGUCACAUCGCCACUCCCGUCUGUAACUUCCCCUGGUCCCGGUGUGAAGUCACAGGAACGUAGAAUCAAGUCCCCAGAACAAAGCGUAAAGUCUGCAGCACCAAGUGUCAAGUCACCUGAACCGAGUGUGAAGUCACCGGGGCCUUCAGUCACAUCGCCACUCCCGUCUGUAACUUCCCCUGGUCCCGGUGUGAAGUCACAGGAACGUAGAAUCAAGUCCCCAGAACAAAGCGUAAAGUCUGCAGCACCAAGUGUCAAGUCACCUGAACCGAGUGUGAAGUCACCGGAGCCUUCAGUCACAUCGCCACUGCCGUCUGUAACUUCCCCUGAUCCCAGUGUGAAGUCACCGGAACAUAGAAUCAAGUCCCCAGAACAAAGUGUGAAGUUACCAGAACCAAGUGUCAAGUCCCGUGAACCGAGUGUGAAGUCACCGGAUCCUUAUGUCACAUCGCCACCACCAUCUGUAACUUCCCCUGGUCCCAGUGCGAAGUCACUGGAACAUGUCAUCAAGUCCACUGAACAAAGUGUGAAGUCACCAGCACCAAGUAUCAAGUCCCCUGAACCGAGUGUGAUGUCACCAACGCCUAGCGUCAAGUCCCCUGAGCCCUCGGUGAAGUCACCAAUACCCAGUGUGAAGUCACCAGUGCCAGGUGUCAAGUCACCAACUCCUGCUGGGAAAACACCAGGUAUGUCAAGCAAAUCUGGUAUCAAAUCCCCUGAACCCGAGGGAAUGAAGUCUCCCAGGGGUAGAAAAUCUCCUGAACCGGAACCUAAGUCACCGCCACCAAUCAAGGCGCCAGAAGCUGAGGAACCUAAAGCACAGCGAGGCCGCAAAUCACCUGAGCCUGCAGAAAUUAGACCACCUACAGGCAUCAAGUCCCCAGAACCUGCCGUCAUCAAAACACCAAGAGGCGUCAAGUCUCCAGAACCGUCUGGCAUUAAGUCACCAAGGGGGGUGAAGUCCCCCGAGCCAGAGGGAGUCAAAUCCCCGACCAGAAGGAAGUCUACACCUCCCGUGUUGUCCCCCAAAAGGGUCCUGUCUCCGCCAGCUGUCGAUUCACCAACCCCCAAGCCGCCAAAAGUAUUGAGUCAGCUGGCGCCUAUGGCCUGCGAAGAUUCAGUGAAGAUAUCUUGUGUUUGCGAGAGCAGCGUCAAGGAGGUGGCGUGGUACUGCAACGGGAGACGUCUUGCCAAGAGCAGCCGCUUUCAGAUGCAGUACUCCGAGGGUUCCUGCAGUCUCUUCAUCCACGACCUGGCCGACGGUGACCAGGGCGAGUACACCUGUGAGAUGACGUCGGAGGGAGGCGUCUCAAAGUCCUCCUUGUCCUUCACCGGACAGGUUUACCAGUCCAUUCGCAUGAAGAUCAACGCUUUCCAUGAAAAGCACUUUGCACUUAAAGGCUCCGCCAGGUCGAGCUUCAAGGAGUCGUCCUUGUCCAGCUCCUCCGUGGCCAUGAAGAGAGAAAGUUGCACCGUGGAAUCGUCGUCCUCAUCUUUCUCGUCGUCCUCAUCCUCCGCCCAGCGAGCCAUGAGGUCCUCCAUGAUGGAGUCCAGACCCUUUGGCAGCAUGAUGGGCGAAUUGAAGUUUGAGACUUCGUCUAUGGCCAGCGUGUCCUCCAUGGCUUCCGAGUCGUACGCCGCGAGCACCAGCAGCAUCUCGGAAAUGAGCUCGCACCUGACCGGAUCCUCCUUCCGGGCCAUCGGUUGCGCUCCCAGAAUCGAGGCGGUGCCCGAGGACAUCAGCAUCGAGGCCGGCAAGGUGCUGACGGUGGCCUGCGCCUUCUCGGGGGACGCCGCCCACAUGGAGUGGUCCCGCGGCGGCCGAAAGAUCCAGCUGUCGCCGGGGGGCCGCUUCCACAUCGAGACCGGCGAGGACCUGACCACCCUCAUCAUCGCCGGCGUGCGGGAAGAAGACGCCGGGACGUACACCCUCAAGCUGUCCAAUGAGCUGGGAUGCGACACGGCCACCGUUCGCAUCAGCGUUCGAUCUGCGUGAAAUAGAAAAGAAAUUAACAAACAAAACAAAACAAAAAAGAAAGAAAGAAAGAAACAGAUGAGCAUUAGCAAAUGACACUCCGAGCGUUCCCUUUUUCCUCAUCUUUUUAUUUAUGAUCGGACUCCACUUGUAAAUAGGAACUCUUUUUGUACCAAACGUGACAAUCUCCAUUAUGGCCACUUGGUGGUGCCACUUUUGCAGUGACAUGUACAUAAUGUAUAUAGCCGGAUGUGACGGUUAUGAGGAAUGUAUGCAUCGUGAUUUGUCACGAUUAAUAUGAAGCGAAACAAGGAAACCAAAAAAGGCUUUUGACAGGAGAAAGUUCCAGCCGGAGCGAAUACCCUGUUAAAUGCAGAAACUCCAAACCGUGUGCCUCAACGUUACGUUGACGUCUAAGAUUGCCUCGGCAGGUAGAGCUUCUCCCUGUCGAAGUUUACUCAACACUAGACUUGGGAGGGGGCGGGGGCGGGGUGGAAUCAACCCCCCCCUUCACCCCACCCGAAAAAAAGAAAAAAAAAACAGUCCACACGAGCGCGAGGUCCCGAGCGCUGUUUGCGUCAACCCUCACGUAAGCAGCGCAAACGGCUCUCGCGCCGCGCCGGAUGAUGUCGUACCGCCGUUUUCGACGACACGCUCACAGUGCGAGCGGCCUGCACUCCCUGAGCACGUUUUGGUUUGCUUUUUUUUUUUGUUAGUUUUGAGCGUCCGACCUUUGGCGCCCGGCCCGCGGCCCGCCACCCUCGCGGGGGCCGCGAGCCGCGCCGGUGGCCCGAGGCGGCGCUUCCUCCAGGAGGCCUGCAGCGUGCGUGCGUGUUAGUGUGUAGACCAGCGCCCGGCCUUCCGUCCAAACGCCAUCACGUGCGGUGGCCCCGUGGGGCUCUCCCGCAUCUCGGGACCCUCACCCGCGGGGAGACCCUCCUCCUCUCGACUUGGGUGUUUGUUUGUUUUUUCGCAGCCUCCUGGGAUUUUUCCUCCAUUAUUGAUUGAAUAAAGCGUGAUUGUCAGCACAGCAAGAAAA